CAAAACAGCUGAGUUCUGAUCGCCUCGCGUAUCAAAGAAAUAGGUAUCUUUUUGUCGUUCGCCAAGUCAUUAUUAAACUCGCGACAAAAAUUCCAGUUUCUGAUUCUCUAGAGGCCCUUGCCAUGAGGCAAGAAGCCCAGAGGUUCGAGUCAGUCAGCCCAAAUAUUCAAUCUCUGUACGACCUCUUAGAGAGAAUCGACAACGUCCCUCUAAAACGGAAAAUUCGAGAGCUCGUCAAUCGUAUAGAGGGUAAGUAGAGAACUUCAAGUUUUUAUGCCUCGAAAAUACAUUGCAACGUUCGAGAAAUUCCUUGAAAAUCUUGGUUCUCCCGUUUUACAUCUUUGUCGCUUACCACAACGAAUCUUCCCGCUAACUAAUAUUCGAAACAAAAAACAAACUAAGUUCAUUCAGCGAAGUUUUAACAGGCUCGGAAAGUGUCGUCGCUGCUCAAUAUCACCACACGACGAGUUACAGACGAGAAAUUCACCGCUCGGUUCCUGGAUGAGGUGGUUGUAUUAAUAUUACGAGUGUGCACGUGAGUGUUUAAGUUCCCCGGUAAAACACUCCCGUCCGUAUAAUAACUGUGGUUACUAAAGAGGUUGUAAAUACGAUUUUGACUUUUUAAUUCGCGCAGAUUUUUGCACUACUUUCCUUUGUGCAUAGUGCUUUUCAAUAAAGCAAUAGAAGGCUUUUUCCGUGUUCACACGGCCUCAUUUACAUAUAUGGGUGAGGGAGGGGUGGGAGAGUCCCUCUAAGUUAUUCAUCCCGGGUUUGUUAAAAGUCGCAUUUAUUUUGCUUCAAGUCAAGCUGUUAUGCAAAUGAUCACAACUUCAGGCUUAUAAAAAGUUGAGUAAACUGUUUUUAUUAAAGGCAGAACUAUACUGUAUCAAUUAUCUGUGCAUAUACCACUAGCGUAUUUUUUUUUACAAAUGUGAAGAUUUUAAUGGGAACCAAAAAAUAAAACGGAAAUGCAUGUUACGAAGUGGCAGGUUUGCUGGGGCGUUGGAAAGGUCUGGGACCCUAAACGUAAUAAACAUUUUCUGAACCCUGGCAUCCGAAGAGCGUAAAUUAUAGAAUUUACUAGUGAGUUAGCUAAGAACAUAGAUUCAUGUCCGAAAAUUUAAUCAUUCAGCCUAUUCCUUUUCUUUUUUCCUUCCAUAAAGGCGAAUCUAAUAAAAUAGAACUUUUUCGACGUUCACUGAAUAAACGGAAUGCUUUGUCACUAGUGAUCUUUAUUGCUUGAAGGAAAUUUAUGGCCUCCAAAAAAAAAAAAAUUAAACCGAUCUACGAGAAAUACAGUAGAGAGACCUGCUCCUCUUGUCGGAGCUGUUAUUAGAAAUACGGUUGUUGUUGUUGUUUCCGCUCUUAAAAUUUCAAAGACACAUCUCUUUUUUUUAUUUUCCACACCCAGAAGUUUAAUCAUUGUCUUUUCUCGUUUGGGAGAAAUUUCUUCCUUUUUCAAUAUCUUUUUCGUCGCGUUACCAUUAUCAUAAGAUUAUCAGUGACAUAUUUCUGUCCAUAUUGAUUCAAUUUGCCUCAUCUCAUCGAAGGCAGAAUUUGCAAACGAAUUUUUUGAACUUACCUCACUGAUAACGAAAGUGUUUCUAUUCUUUAACAAAUAGAGUUUAAGUCAAAUGCAGAAAGGGCGGUUUUCAAAUAGAAAAGAAAGCAGCAUGCUGAGGAAGAGUGCAAUGCAGACUAAACCUAUCAUUAUAAGAACUCCAAUUUAGUUUUUCCGAAUGAUUGACAGAUAAUAGCUGAAAGGAGAACGACAUUUUUAGUGCAGCUGAAUAAGACUUACAGACAGAAGCAUCCGCCUAAACUCCGCAAUUGUUAGUGUAAUUAAAGUCCCUGUAUCGUCGUAAAUCCACCUUCAAAACAGCCGAAUGUAGAGAAUCAUCAUAAGCACUCCAAACGAGUGGAAAUAAAUAGUUUGUAAAAUCCUUCAAUGGAGGUUUGCAAGCUUUUGGUUUUUUCGGGAGAAAUUAUAUCAUUGAAGCUUACUGACUUUGAAUGAGUUUUUUAGAAAUAAGAGGUGCAUUUCUAAUUUGUUUUUCCUUUUUAAAGGAGUUUGGGUAAACUCGAGAAGUCAAACUAUGUAAUGGCGGCUCUUGCGGCAAGAUGUAACUUGAUUGGCACUGCGAAAGUCAGAUAGAGAAAUAGAGUUGAGAAUUUUAUCCGAUUAAUCACAAAUUCAGAUUGUCGGUAACCAUAGCAACAGAAUUAUAUUUGCUACCUUUCUUUUGUACUUUGACUCAUUUUCAAUCGGUGUAAUUGGUGUAAUACAUAUCCAGAAGUUUGAUGAUUCAGCCUCUCUCUCCCUUUUUCGAACAAAUUUCUUCUUUUCUGAUUUAUUAACUUUUCUUUGUGUGUUACCUCGCUACUCGCUGGCCUGACCAAUUUGGUAUUAAGGUAAGGUUGUAUGUCUGAUAAUUUCCGUCUAGAGCUAUAUGAUGACGUGCGAUAAAUCUCGCUGCUUAAUAACGUUUGAGCGGGAAAAUUUUCCGAUUAAAACGGUUUGAACAUCAUCAUUUAAUGAUUUGUUGUAGUUUGUACCGUUUCUAUCCUUAAUCAACUCUCAUACCACUAAAAAAUAAAAUGGAAAUGCAUGUUGCUCAACUGAGAAGUUAAAGUUAUUUAAAAGAAAAACUUCAUCAAUAGUUUUGCUACCAUUUAUCUACGCUCUUUAAAGGUUACGAAGAGACAGGUUUGCUGGGGCGAUACGAAUAAGGUCUAGGACCCUGUAAACUAGCUGUAAUAAACCCUCUCUAAAUCCAGGCAUCCGAAGAGCGUAAAUUAUAGGAUUUACAAGUGAGUUAGCUAAAAAAAUAGAACCAGCACAGACAUCUGAAUAUAAACAUUCAUAAAACAAGUGGAGAAAAGGAGGAGAUAUGCUCCACAUAUCAUCGCUGGUAGAAGCAAAGUAACGAUACAAGUGAGACGAUAAGCGCAGUAUCUGUCAGUUUGCUUUCUCUUUUGUACCUAGAUUGGAAUUGGGGAUGACAACUACAUCGUACUUUGAUAAUAAUGAGGGUGCAAGAUACACAGAUAACAAAAAGAGAAACUGCAUAAAAUAGGAGAUACAAGAAGGCAUUAAUUACCACCAGAUCAGAAAUUUCCCAUAAGAAAAUAUGAGCGACUUCUCUAACAAUAGCUAUUAACCAAAUGACAAUAAUUAUGGCUCUAUGAACCCAUUUCCUCACAAAGCGAUGUCUGAAUGGACAAAAUGUUGCGUCUAAACGUUCUAAGGAAAUAGCAAUAAGAUUUGUAAGGGAAGCGAAAGUGUAACUUGAUUCGCAAUGCGAAAGUCAGAUAUAGAAAUAGAGUUGACAAUUUUAUCGUGAUUAAGCACCAAUUAAGAUUGUCGAGGACGAUAGCAACAGAAUUAUAUUUGCUACCUGUCUUUCGUGCUUUGACUCAUUUUCACUUUCCUUUUUUUAAGUGUGUAAUACAUAUCCAGAAGUUUGAUGAUUCAGUCUCUCUCUCUUUUUGGAGCAAAUUUCUUCUUUUUACAACAAUACGACAUUCUUUUGACAUACUCUGAAUAAGCAAAAUCUUUUGUACAAGAGAUCUCAAUUGCCUUAAGGUUACUUCCCACCUUUGCGGGUGUCCUUUGACAAAAAAAUCGUAGGCGCGCUAGUUUCACUGACAUGCCUUGCAAGCUAUAUAUCAGAAGAAAGCUUGAUAACUGCAGUAUACGAUUAAAAUAUAUAAUAAAAGCUAGUUUUUCCCUUAGGAAGUGUCAGGAGCCGGUAAAGCAUGAAACGACCGAUGGUUCUUCCGUUGAAUUUAUUGGGCAGCACGAGCAAAAUGGGAUAUUUGAGCUCAUUAAGGUUCGCAAACGACUCGCGCCACGCCAGGAGAUUAUCUCGCCUCCUGAAAACGCAAACCAAUGGGACAACGAGACCUUCUGGUGUCAAUGACAAUGGAUCAAGAUUUUCCGGAAAGGUUACCUAUGGCAGACACGCUUUUUUAUGUCCAUCGCUCACAAAAAGGGGCAAAGAAAAACCCGCGGUAAAAAUGGAAAAACCGAAAAAUGUGCUGAGAAGUAAGACAACGAAUCGACAUACAGCUUUCAAAUGUACGAUUCGGGGCGAUUGUUAAUGUUUUUGUAUCAAGGCUGGUACUUGCAUGAAAAUAAAAGGAAAACUCGUUUUUAACUUUUUGUAUGACAAGUUUUGGUUUGACGGCGACUACUAUGUUCUCCACCUUGGAGUCCGCCAGCACUAGUCGACAGAAUGGUACUCUUUCUUUAUUUCUUGUUUAGGCCCGUUUUUUUCUUUUUCUUUUUCUUUUCUUAUCAAGGACUUUCUUCUGAUUUUAAUUUUUUCAUGAGCAAAGAUUUUUCCAUAGGCAAAGAGCUUCCACGUAAGAAGUUCGACAAGUGCGUGACGUAAACAAAAUUAUGCAAAUAACAUGAAACAGCGAGCUUCAAGAUGAGUGGUUGCCGCAAAUAUUUCCCAAGGCAUGACACUUUCCUGACUUAUUAACUUUUCUUUGGAAAUACGAGUUUUCUUUGAAAAUCGGGUACUUUUGAGAUUUCAAUUUUUUUUCUUUGGAAACGUUAGGUAAAAUUUUUUAAUUAAGUUUAGUCAAAUAAUUAAGUUUAGUCAGCAUGGAGGCCCUUGACGCUCUCGGCAAGGACUUUGUUUUCGAGAGAGAUUUCGACUGCAUUAUACUCUGAAGAUACAAGAGUAUCAUUUAAUGCUUGAAACGAUUGAAUAGAUAUUUUGAUAAUACAUUUCUGGCGUCUCAACUAAGGAGCUCCUUCGAUAUGAAAUAUCAUUUCAGUAAGUCCUAAACAUCAGGUGAGUGUGGGAACUUAUCUAGUGAAAUUUCUGUGCGAGGGUACGAUUUGUAUUCGGCGUUAUUUGCGAAAAGGGAAAGAAAUUCUACUCGCUGGCCUGACCAAUUUGGUGUUAAGGUAAUGUUGUAUGUCUGAUAAUUUCCGUCUAGAGCUAUAUGAUGAUGUGCGAUAAAUCUCGCUGCUUGAUAGCGUUUGAGCGAAACAUUUUUCCGAUUAAAGCGAUUUGAGCAUUAUCAUUUAAUGAAAUUCUAAGAAAACAGGCUAUUCAUUGGCAUUUCCUGGUGCAGGAUAACAUGCGAUGAACUUCGUGUCUUUCUUGAGUUAACUGAGGGUGAACAGUGAAUUUGCCAUCCGUUUUCAGAUAUCAGAAAACGUUAGUGUAAUGUUGAAUUUUUCAGUCUUUCACCAUUUCGGAAAAUUAACGGUGAGCGAGGGUUUUUUUGCCGUGCUUGCUGUUGUUUGCGGUGUUAUUUUCCGGAGUGGACAUACCAUUACAACAUUUUCGUUGGCCUUUAGAAAUCGAAAAUACAUGGUUUUGGUGAAAAACUUCAUCCUUUUUAACUCUUAACCACUGUUGAGUCGUGUGUAUUUAUAGAGUGGGUCAGCAAAUCUGCACUGUAUGUCGCGCGAGGGGCAAGAGAAAAUGGUUGACUCCCCGCGAGUGAAGCCGACGCUCUAGGUCGGUGUCGAUCCUUUAUUAUCCUUUGUAAACAAAAUUUCGAUCAUUGAGUUAAAUUAUAAAAAUUUCUUUGGCUUACAUUGUGCGCUUUUAAGUUAACAUGAGUUGUUAGUUCCACGCGAGGGUCUCACCUUGAAAAAUGCAAGCACGCUAGUGAAGCUGACAUUAACGCCUGUCCCUAUCUGGAAUACAUUCGUAUUAUGACAAGAAAGGUCUGAUUAAAGGUUUUCGGUUACUCUGUACAUGCAAUUUGGACGCCAAAAAGUGCCAAAAAAGUAAUUACCGAAAGUUCAUCCGAAUCGCAUUUAUCGUACUAUGGGCGCGAACUCAGUUCUUCUCUUCCGCCUCAGCCUAAUUUGAAUAAAUAUUUUUGGUGGGCAAAACUCGUCAUGAACAGGAACAAUAGGCAAGCUAUACUACACCUGUCAGUCGUUAAUUCAAAGAAAGGUCCGGAUCUAAGUGAACCCAAAUGGCCGGCAAAACAGCUUCGUUUGGAGAACUAAUACCUGAAUAUUAAAUAAAUGGAGAGGAAUAGUUUCUAGACACCUUGAAUGGAGUGUUGAAAACUUUUGUUGUUAACAGGAGAAGUUACAUCACUGAAGAAGGCAAUUUAACUGCCUGAGAAAACAUUUCAAAAUUGAAAUACGAGGCAUUUUCUCGUGUUAGUAUUUAUGAAUGGUCCACAAAAUUCUCUCUUUUCCUAUAAAAAACUUCUCUGGUCGAUUUUAUAUUUCUUAUGCCUGUUUAUCAAAAAUAAACUUCUCCUGUAAACUUGGUUCCUUGUUAUAUUCAGUUCAAGAAAUCGCCUAACUUAACUCAGGUUAUUAAUUACAGCUGUGGAUGUUAUUUCCAAUUAAGUAUUCGCAAGAUACAUGGGUAGAAGUUUUACGAACAGAAAUCUUUAAAGCGGUGAUAAAGACAGUGCAUCUUAUAAUAUGGAGUUACAUAAAAAUUGCGUUGUUGAAAGUUGGUAAUAAUUUCUUAAUUAAAGACUUUAUUUUCUUACAAGGUAGGUCAUAAGUAAAGCAAACAUACUGGACAAGACUUCAAAGUUUAAUCAUAAAUUAGACAGUCUUAUUGUUUUAAAACUAAUACAGUUGUAAUCUCAUAUCUUAAAUUAAAAAUACUUUCAUAAGUAAGACAUUUAUUGACAGUCUUGCCUGUCACUGUCCCACAGGCGGGAUCGUAAUUAAAGCAUGUUAAGUUGAGUACAGCUGAACCGAAAUUUGGAUGGAAGCGUACACUUGCUGUAUUGAGUUAAUUUGGACGAAGCUCUCUACUUUAUCGUACUUAAACUGCAUAAUACAAUCGAAGAUGAGCUAUUUCCUAGAUCCCAGAGUUGAAUUUUUAAAAGCUGUCGGUUAGUACCUGAAAAUAUAUAAUAUUAAAGGAGAAAAGUGACUCAGCCGACAAAACGUUCGAAAAUAGAACAACACGGUGACAUUUAUUUCUUUAGAUCUAUCGGUGCAUUUUUACUUAAUUUAAGAGUAACUCCAAUGGGAAAAUAAAGUAUUCUCUCUUCAUAAUGAUUCCGAUUUUUUUUAUACUGGCUAUUUGAAGAUUCCUCGAUGAUUUUUCCGUUCCACUCAAAGAAAAACCUAACUAACCGGAAGCUCACUAACCGUUGCACUUAUAUCAUUGUUUAGUUUUCUAGGUGCGUCACUUUUAAUUUUAAUCAUUUCGAUGUUUGUACCGUUUCUAUCCUUAGUCUACUCUCAUAUCACCAAAAAAUGAGAUGGAAAUGCAUGUUGCUCGGCUAAGAAGUUAGAGUUAUUUAAAAGAAAAAUUUUAUAUAUAGUUUUCCUACCAUCAAUCUACGCUUUCCUAAGGUUGCGUAUUGGCAGGUUUGCCGGGGCGAUACGAGAAAGGUCUGGGACCCUGUACACUAGUUGUAAUAAACCUUCUCUAAAUCCUGGCAUCCGAAGAGCGUAAAUUAUAGGAUUUACAAGUGAAUUACCUAAAAAUAAAACUAACAUAACCAUUUCAAUAUGAACAUUCAUAAAAUAAGUGAAGAGAAGGUUAAGACAUGCUAUAUAUAUUGUCCCUGGUAGAAGACAAAGUAAAGAUACAAGUGAGACGAUAAGUGCAGCACCCGUCAGUUUGCUUUCUCUUCUGGACCUAGAAUGGAUUUGAGGAUGACGACUACAUCGUACUUUGAUAACAAUGAGGAUGUAAGAUACACAGAUAACAAAUAGGAAAACUGCAUAAAAUAGGAUAUAGAAGUAAGUAUUAAUUACCUCAAAAUAACCAAUUUCCAAUAAGAAAAUUUGAGCGACCUCUCUAACAAUAGCUAUUAACCAAAUGACAAUAAUUAUGGCUCUAUAAACCCAUUUCCUCACAAAGCGAUGCCUGAAUGGACAAAAUGUUGCGUGUAGCCGUUCUAAGGAAAUGGCAAUAAGAUUUGUAAGGGAAGCGAACGAGAAUAAAUGCAAAAAUGUAAAAGAUAAACGAGAAGACCAAAGAGUAUCUCGUCUGUACUUCCACAGCGAACAGUACCCCGCCAUUUUGUAUUCAAUCUGUAGCAGGCCAGAGACUGCGCCCACUAAGAGAUCGACUAUCGCCAGAUGGAUGAUCAAAUAUGUACUACGCCGCUGUAGCUGCCGCAUCUUCUUCACAAAUACCACAAUAGUGAUGAUAUUGAGGAUGAAAAUGGCCAGACAUUCGAUGAUGAGGACCACAAGCCAUGGAAUGCACUCUGAAGCUAAGGCGAAAGGGUACAUUUUCUCUGAGCUCUGUUAACUGCUAUGAAAAUAACAGAAAACAGUGCAGUUAGAGAUAAAAUGGAAUAUGAAAUCAAUAUUCUCAAUAACGAAAUAUGUCAAAUAUUGUUUUUCAUGUUUUUUAACGUGUUUUGACCAACUAAGUUUCGACCGUCGACUUAAAUUGAUCCUCAUGUUUCUUUAUGCGAGAUUCAUAUCCGGAAAUUUAAUCAUGAUCAGCCUGUUCCUUUUUUUUUUUUUUUUUUUUUUUUUGAUAAAAACGAAUUACUUCCUCAGAAGAAAACUUAUAGUCUCUAAAAAAAGAUGACAACAAAAUAAUUUUCAAAUCUUCCGGAAAUACAGUGAAUGACCUGCUCCUCUCCUCAGAGCUGCUAUUAGAAAUACGGUUGUUGUUGAUGCCGCCUUAAAAAAUUAACUGUAGGUACGGUGAAAUAUAAAUAACAUUUUUAACAGCAAAAACAUCUCUUAUGUUUUAUUUGCCACACUCAGAAGUUUAAUCAUUGUCCUUUCUCGCUUUGGAUAAAUUUCUUCCUUUGUCAAUAUCAUAAGCAACAAGCGUGAGAAAGAUAUCUUUCUCGUCCCGUUACGAUUAUAAAGAUUAUCAAUGACAUAUUUCCGUCCAUAUUGAUUCAGUUUUGCUCAUCUCACCGAAGGUAGAAUUUGCAAACCAAUCUUAGGAAUAUUUUGAACGUGCCUCACUGAUAACGAAAGUGUUUCUAUCCUUUAACGAAUUGAGUUAAAGUCAAAUGCAGAAAGGGCGGUUUUCAAAUAGAAAAGAAAGCAGCAUGCUGAGGAAGAGUGCAAUGCAGACUAAACUUAUCAUUAUUAGAACUCCAAUUUAGUUUUUGCGAAUGAUUGACAGAUAAUAGCUGAAAGGAAAACGACGUUUUCAGAGCAACUAAACAAGCAUUACAGAUAAAAGCAUCCACCUGAACUUCGCGAUUUUUAGUGUGUUUAAAGUCCUGUAUCGUCGUAAAUCCACCUACAAAACAGCUGAAUAUAGAAAAUCAACAUAAGCACAUCAAACGAGUGGAAAUAAAUAGUUUCUAAAAUCCUUGAAUAAUGGUUUGAAAGCUUUUGGUUUUUACGGGAAAAACUAUGUCAUUGAAGCGGAAGUAAGGGAGGUAAGCAUCAUCAUUUAUAGGCAUCAAAAGAAACAAUCCAACAUUUUAAAAACUUUUCCACAUGCUGUAAUACGAUAACAAAGAUGGCAAGAGGAGAUCAAGUCCUCUCUUCAACAUGAUAAAUAUUGUACUCAGUAAUGAAACAGGAAGAUCUUUUAAUCGUCUCGUCACGAACGUGUAACGAAGGAACAAGCUUUUCGCAAGGUCUCAAAAUCCUCAACCGUUUCAUAGGCAUUAAAAGAAGGAAACAAAACCAAAAUUCUAAAAUUUUCCACAGGCUUACAGAGGAUUUCCAAUAACCUCUCUCCACCCAUUUUAACUCGCUUUACCUCCUCUCCCCAAAACCAGAGUUUGUAAACGAAUUAAAUUUUACUAACAUACCUCACUGAUAACGAAGUACCUCGAUCCUCUAAAAAAUAAGUUCGGGUCAAAUUUGACCAAAGGCGGUUUUCAGAAUGAAUAAGAAAACAACAAGCCUCGGAAUAGAGAUAGAGAAUAAACACACCACUAUCAAGACUCGAAAUUAGCUUUCAAAAUGUUUGACAUAUGACAUCUAGAUGUCGUACGACGUUUUGACUGCAGCUGAACAGGAACAACAAGUAAGCUACACUACACCUGUGGGUCGUUAAUUCAAAGAAAGUUCCGUAUCUAUGUGAACCCAAAUCGCCGGCAAAACAACUUCGUCUGGAGAAUCAAUAUCUGAAUAUCAAAUAAAUGACAACGGGAUUGUUUCCAGAAACCUUGAAUGCAGUUUUGAAAGCUUUUGAUGUUUACAGGAGAAGUUAUAUCACUGAAGAAGGCAAUUUAACUGGCAUAGAAAACAUUUCAAAAUCGAAAUACGAGGCAUCUUUUUUAAUGUUUUUAAUUUUGGUUCACAAAAUUUUCUAUUUUCCUUAAAAAACUGCUUUAGUCGAUGUUUCAUUUAAUAAAUUUUUUUCUUUGAUUUUAAGUUGAAAAGUUAUGGCAGCAUGAUCUAAGGUGUUAAGACUAGAACUAACGGUGAUAUCAAAAAAAUAAACUUCUCUUGAAAGCUUGGCUCCUUAUUAUAUUCAGUUCAAGGAAUUGCUUAUCGUAACUCAAGUUAUUAAUGACAGCUUUGGAUUAUAUUUCCAAUGAAGUAUUCGCAAGAUAACUGCGUAGAAGUUUUAUGAACAGAAAUCUUUAUAGCGAUAAUAAAGACUGCAUCUUUUCACAUGUAGUUACAUAAAGACUGCGUUGUUGAAAGUUGGUGAUAAUUUAUUAAUUAAAGACUUCAUUUUCUUACAAGGUAGGUCAUAAGUAAAGCAAACAUACUGGACAGGACCUCAAAAGAAUAAUCAUAAAUUAGACAGUCUUAUUUUUUGUUGUAAUAUCAUAGCUUAAAUUAAAAACUAUUUUAAUAAAUAAGACAUUAUGAAGACAUGCGUUUCAUUGUCUCACACGUGGGAUCGUAAAGGAGGUAAUAAGAGCAUGUUAAUUUGAGUGCAGCUGAACCAAAAUUUUGGGCAGAAGCAUAAACCUGUAUUGCGUUAAUUUGGACUAAGUCCUUUACUUUAUCAUAGUCAAACUGCAAAAUACUAUCGGAUAUGAGCUAUUUCCUAGAUCAUAGAGUUGAAUUUUUUAAAAACUGUCGGUUAGUAACUGAGAAUAUGUAACAUUAAAGGAGAAAAACGAUAGGUUAAUUCAGUCGUCAUCGUCGAUUAUUUUCCAUUCCACUACAAGAGAAAGAAAACCCUCCGGAAGCCCAUUAUUAAUCGUUGCACUUGUAUCGUUGUUUAGUUUUCUAUGAGCAACAAAAUGCAUUGCUUUUCAUUUUAAUCAUUUACAUGUUUGUACCGUUUUUAUUCUCAGUUAACCCUUAUGUGAGUCUUCUCGUCUAAGUAAAGCAAACAUACUGGACAGGACCUCGAAAGAAUAAUCAUAAAUUAGACAGUCUUAUUUUUUGUUGUAAUAUCAUAGCUUAAAUGAAAAACUAUUUUAAUGAAUAAGACAUUAUGAAGACAUGCGUUUCAUUGUCUCACACGCGGAAUCGUAAAGGAGGUAAUAAGAGCAUGUUAUGGGAUAUUGAUCAAAUGAAGCCUUUAAGUGCUACUGUGGUUCCUUCUUUCUUUAUUCACUCCGAGCUUUCGCCGUUCUACGGCAUCAUCAGGGAGGACGAUAAAAUAUUUGCGCUAUGUACACCACCACAAAUAUUUGCGCUAUGUACACCACCACAGACCAAACUGCCCCAUCGCAGACACCAAUUUAUGCCUACAGAGAAACACCGUUUAUCAGCUCACGUGCAAAGCUUGUGGCGAAUAUUACAUUGGAAGCACGACACGAUUCCUACAUGAUCGAACAAAAGAACACUUGACCAACGACAACUCGUCGGUAAAAAAACAUCUCACAACACACCAUCGCAACAACGGCCAUAACAUUGAAGUCAAAGUAAUCACGCGUCAAUCUGCGAUUGUACGAAGCGUAUUACAUCAGAAAGCACAAGCCGGGACUGAACUCCCGUGAGGAAUGCACUGAACUUAACGAUCUUCUAUUUUAAUGAUAUAUUUUAAUGAGCUAUUUUAAUUAACGGUUUUAACACAUAUUUUAGAACAUUUUAUCACGCCAUUAGUUUUCAUGCGUCCUACUGGCUAGUUUUACACUAUGCUAAUUUACAGUGGCACCUCCAACGUUUAAAACUAUAGCGCAAAUAUUGAUGAUGCCGUAGAACGGCGAAAGCUCGGAGUGAAUAAAGAAAGAAGGAACCACAGUAGUUCUUAAAGGCUUCAUUUGAUCAAUAUCCCACAUCAUUACGACAUGCUACUAAAGGACACGUUCAAACGUUAAGAGCAUGUUAAUUUGAGUGCAAAUGAACCGAAAUUUUGGAUAGAAGCGUACACCUGUAUUUCGUUAAUUUGGACCAAGUUUUUUACUUUCUCAUAGUCAAACUGCAAAAUGCUAUCGGAGAUAAGCUAUUUCCUAGAUCCUAGAGUUAAAUUUUUCUAAAAACUGUCGUCUAGUAACUGAGAAUAUAUAACAUUAUAGUGGAAAAAUUAUAGGUUAAUCCAGUCGUCAUCGUCGAUUAUUUUCCAUUCCACUACAAGAGAAAGAAAACCCUCCGGAAGCCCAUUAUUCAUCGUUGCACUUGUAUCGUUGUUUAGUUUUCUAUGAGCAACAAAAUGCAUUGCUUUUCAUUUUAAUCAUUUACAUGUUUGUACCGUUUUUAUUCUCAGUUAACCCUCAUGAGUCUUCUCGUCUACGCUCGGCUAGAAUUUCGAUGCCAGGAUUCAAAGACUAGAUUGUAUCACGUAACCAUAUUGCAAAUCCCAGAUCAUACAAUAUCCAAAGACAAUACGCGAUAUUUAAAGCGUAGUGUUUUAAGGUGUUUUUGGCUCCUGUAGUCUUUGUUUUGUUUGAGACGAUUUUGUUUAUGCGUUUAUUCGCAUAAUUUACAUAUACGAAUCUAAACUUUUGAAGACUGUAUUUUGAACGUAUGGAAAUGUAUACAUAAUGAGGCAAUUCAAGUGAGGAGUUAUUAUCAUAUUGCUGUACUACGAAUGGGGUGGGGAGUGGGGGUGUGUGAUAAAAGGAGUUUUUUAAACCGGAAAUGCAGAACUUUGGAGUACUUGCUCAAUGCACGAUUAAACACCCUGACCAGUUUCGGUGAACUUGUGGAAACUCGGGAAAAAGUUUUACAUUGCUUUUGUAAAGUAUAUUUCUCAAAAAUACAUACGUGUUUAGAACGUAAUAAAUAUAGACUCUCAUCUAAACACUUUUAUGGAUCACGUACGUUAACUCUAUAAAACUGCAGGAGUCUUACUUCUGUUUGCCAACCAAUCCGAAACCUAGAUAUUAUAAAGCCAGUAGUCCAUAAAACGAAGCCUGGUUUACUGCGGUAAUAAGUUUUCAGUAAGAAAAACAAUUUGAUAGGAGGUCGUCCAUGCAGGAUAACUCGAAUAGCCUCGGAAUAAAACCUACUUUAAAAGUAAAGAUGAAAAACGGUACAGUUUUGCAAGAAUAUCGUAACCCGUAACUGCCAAAAAGUUGAAGGUAGGAGCAAUUUUUUAACCGUUGGAUAAGGACUCUUUUUCUCCCUAAGAGGCGGGGCUGCAGGGGGCUGUGUCAACUUCAGAGGUCAUUAGUUAUGGCGGCUCUAGCGGCAAGGUGUCUCUUGAUUCGGAUUGGGUUAGUCAGCUGAUAUCAGAAUUGAAAUUUUUAUCACAACCAAUUACCAGGAUUGUUAGUGACGAUAACAAAAGAAUUCAGUUUCCUCGGCCUGAAUGAAAUAACAGGGUAUCGAUUUAUGUAAGCUGAACCUUGAUGUUGCCGCUAUGGCAAAAUGAAGCCUAGCUCUUUUCCUCGUUUCAGUUAUCCGUCCACAGUUAUAAUUUGAAAGAACGCAAAAACUGAUGGUACAAAGUCUUUUUUAGUGAAACAAACACUCGCUGUCUGAACACAUCAAAUUCAAAUAUCCCUCGUACUUUCCAACCAUUGUGAACCACCCCAACGCAAGUGAAAAUGCAAACGCAAGCGUCAACGCAAGGAAUAAACAAAUUUUCACUCUUGAGUGCAUUUGCGUUCGCUUCCCACACGUGUGAAUCGGUGAAAGCUCAAUCAUUGUCGGCCAUCUUGUAAAGAUACUUCUACUGCGCUUGCGUAUCUCUCUUUCCUUGUGUUUGCUUUGGACCUGGACAAUGUUUCUUUUAUGUUGAGCCGUUCUGUUUUCAUUUCACGACGUUCUACCCUUCUCCAUAAAAAAAAAUGAUAAAUAGAAUAAAAGGUCUGCGUUUUGGACUCUUUUGUUCGACUGGUCGAAAAAUUAGGGAUAUUACACGGUGGCGAGAGUUUAUAAAUUUUUUGUUCGAGUGGCAAGAACAAUAUCUAACGAGUGAGCGCAGCAAACGAGCAAGAUAUUAAUAAUAUCACGAGAACAUCUUAUUCACUUUCAUUUUAUUAUGUGGACAAUAAAUACACGUGGUUGAGAUUGUAAACCUGGCUUUAAUAUUAAUACUGGGCCUUAACAGAAACAAAAUUCCCGGUGUCUGAUUAUAAAAAGAUUUUAAAAUAUGUGGAGUCUAGUUAUAAAAAGGUCUAAAAAGGUUUUCGAGUGGCAAAAACAAUAUCUAACUAGUGAGCGCAGCAAACGAGUGAGAUAUUACUCAUAUCACGAAAACAUCAAAUUCAUAUCUUUGAACCUAUAAUUUUAAUUUUAUUAUAUGGACAACAAAUAUACGUGGUUGAGAUUGUAAAACAUGGCUUUAUCUUUAAUACUGGGUAUAAAUAGAAACAAAACUCCUGGUGUCUAAAUAUAAAAAAGUUUGAAAAUAACACCGUCAGUUAGGCCAAGAUGCAUGUAAGCUGGUUUUAUAAGCUUAAUUAAAAUUCGAUAACCGACUCUGACUAAAAUCAUUAGAUACUUUUAUUUUCAGCCUCUCUUCACUACAAACCUUUGAAGGCUGUUCAAUACGGAGAGAUAAAAAUUGACCUAUGUUUAGUCGCAGCUUUCGGAAAAUUCCCUGAAAAUCUUAGUUUUCUCGUUACCUUGUUGUUCGAGAAAUGCAUUUACAUCUUCGUCGCUUACCACAACGAAUCUUGCCGUCAGUUAAUAUUCCAAACGACAAACAAACAAAAUUCACUCAGCAAAGUUUAAAGAGACUCAAAUCCUGACAUCGUUGUUCAAUAUCACCACACCACUUGUUACAUACGAAAAAUAUGCCACUCGGUUCCGGGAUGUGGUGGUCGUACUGAGAUUACGAGUGUGCACGUGAGUGUUUCAGUUCCCGUUAAAACACUCCUGUCCAUAUGAUAGCUGUGGUCAUUCAAGAGGUUGUAGAUACGAUUUUUACUUUUUCACUCGCGCACAUUUUUGUAUCGCUUUGCUUUGCGCAAAGUGCUUUUCAAUUAGGCAAUAGAGGACUUAUUUAAUGUUCACGCAGCCUCCUUAACAUUUGAGGCAUUUCCCGGGCUUGUUGAAAGUCGCAUUUAUUUUGGUUCAAGUCAAGCUGUCAUGCUAAUGAUCACAACGUCGAGUAAGUUGAGUAUACUGUUUUUAUUAAAAGGCAAAAUUAUGGUGUAUCAAUUAUCUGUUACCUGCGUAGUUUUUCUUAUUGUUAAGAUUUUAAUGGGAACCAAAAAAUAAGAUGGAAAUGCAUGAUGCUCGACUAAGAAGUUAAAGUUUUUUAGAAACAAACUUCAUCAAUAGUUUUCCUACCAUUUAUCUACGCUCUCCUAAGGUUACGAAGUAGCAAGUUUGCUGGGCCAUCAGAAAGGUCUGGGACCCUGUAAACUAGCUGUAAUAAAGAUUUUCUGAAUCCUGGCAUCCGAAGAGCGAAGAGCCAUAGUAUUUUCUUUGUUAGAGAUGACUUUGUCCUAGAGUUUUUGCGUUCAUUCACAUAAUUUACGUAGACGAAUCCAAACUUUUGAAGACUUUAUUUUAAACGUAUGGAAAUAUAUACAUAUACGUAUGGAAAUAUAUACAUAAUGAGGCAAUUCAAGUGAGGAGUUAUUAUUAUAUUGCCAUACUUUCUCUCGAAUGGGGUGGGGGAGCAUGAUAAAAGGAGUUAUUUAAACCCGAAAAGCAGAACUUUGGAGUACUUGCUCAGUGCACGAUUAUUCACCCUGGCCAGUUUCGGUGAACUUGUGGGAACUCGGGAAAAGGUUAUCCAUUGCUUUUGUAAAGUAUAUUUCUCAAAACUACACACGUGUUUGGAACGUCAUAACGAUAGACUCUCAUCUAAACACUUUAUGGAUCACGUACUUCAACUCUUUAAAACUGCAGGAGUCUUACUACUGUUUGCCAAUCAAUCCAUAACCUAGAUAUGAUAAACCCAGUUGUAAAACGAAGCCUGGAUGGAAUGUUUCUUGAUGCCUUUCUUAUGAAAUGUACAGUAAGAUUUUAAUUUCGGCAAGAUAAUUUGCUCUUUUAUCAACAUUAAUAUUCUUUGCACUGAAGUAGCUGGUCUAAUACACUGAACUAUAAGACUCGUAUAUUGAUGGCUUUGUUGAAAAUUCCUUUUUUGAACUAAUCAGCCUUUUUGAAACAUAGGAAUCCCAAUUUAUAUGUGGUUGCAGUGGCUAAGUUUUCUGGCUCAAUAUCAUCACAUCACGGGUUACAUAAGAAAAAUACGCCACUCGGUUUAGGGAUGUGGUGAUCGUAUUGAUAUUACGAGUGUGCACAUUUUUGCAUCGCUUUGCUUUGCCUAAAGUGCUUUUCAAUUAGGCAAUAGAACACUUUUAGUAUUUACGCAGCCUCGUUAACAUAUGACAGUCCCUCAGUUCCCGUUAAAACACUCCCGUCCAUAUGAUAGCUGUGGUUAUUCAAGGGGCUGUAAAUACGAUUUUGACUUUUUCACUCGCGCACAUUUUUGCUUUGCUUUGCCUUGAGCAAAGUGCUUUUCAAUUAGACAGUAGAAGCCUCGUUAACAUAUGGGGGUUGGGGAGGGGCUGGGAGUGGGGUGGUAAAGUACCUCUAAGUUAUUCAUCUCAGGCUUGUUAAAAGUCGCAUUUAUUUUGGUUCAGGUCAAGCUGUCAUGCAAAUGAUCACAACGUCGAAUAAGUUGAGUAUACUGCUUUUAUUAAAAGGCAAAACUAUAUUGUAUCAAUUAUUUGUUCGUAUGUCACCUGCGUAGUUUUUCUUACUCAUGUUAAGAUUUUAAAGCGAACCAAAAAAUAGGAUGAAAACGCAUGUUGCUCGACUAAGAAGUUAAAGUUAUUUAGAAACAGACUUUAUCUAUCUAUGCUCUCCUAAGGUUACGAAGUGGCAGGUUUGCUGGGGCGUUAGAAAGGUCUGGGACCCUCUAAACUAGCUGUAAUAAACCUUCUCUGAAUCCUGGCAUCCGAAGAGCGUAAAUUAUAGGAUUUACAAGUGAGUUAGCUCAAAAUAGAACUACCACAGCCAUAUCAAUAUGAAUAUUUGUGGAACAAGUGAAGGAAAAGCGAUGACAUGCUAAAUAUAUUAUCGCUGGUAGAAAACAAAGUAACGAUACAAGUGAGACGAUAAGCGCAGUACCCGUCAGUUUUCUUUCUCUUUUGGACCUAGAAUAAAAUUGCGGAUGACCACUACAUCGUACCUUAAUAGUAAUGAGGAUGUAAGAUACACAGAUAACAAAUAGAGAAACUGCAUAAAAUAGGAUGUACAAGUAAGUAUCAAUUACAACCUUACUAGCAAUUCCCUCUAAGGAAAUUUGAGCGACCUCUCUAACAAUAGGUAUUAACCAAAUGACAAUAACUAUGGCUCUAUGAACCCAUUUCUUCACAAAGCGAUGCCUGAAUGAAAAAAAAUUUGGAUGUAACCGUUCUAAGGAAAUAGCCAUAAGAUUUGUUAGGGAAGUGAACGAGAAUAAAUGUAAAAAUGCAAAAGAUAAAUAAAAAGACCAACUAGUCCUUUGUCUGUAAUUCCCUAGAGGACAGAACUGCAACAGUCUUCUUUCAAUCUGCAGCGGUCCAAAGACUGCACCCGCUAGGAGAUCGACCAUCAUCAGGUGGAUGAUCAAACAUAAACUCCGCCGCUGUAGUUGACGCUUCUUCUUCAUAAAAAAAACAAUGGUGAUGAUAUUUAGGAUGACUGUGGCCAGACAUUCGAUGAUGAGGACCACAAGCCAUGGAAUACACUGCGAAGCUGAGAAAGGCUGCAUUUUCUCUGAGCUCUGUUAGCUGCUAUGAAAAUAACAGAAAACAAUGCAAUUUGAGAUAAAAUGAAAUAUGAUUUCAAUAUUCUCAAUAAAGAUACAUGUCAAAUAUUGCUUUUCACGUUUUUUUUUUAUGUGCUUUGACUAAGUUUCGUCUGUUAACUUAAACUGAUCCUCGAGUUUUUUUUAUGCGGAUAUGAAUGUAUAUCAUAGCCUAUUCCUUUUUUUCUUUCAAUAAAGACGAAUUUAAUAAUAAUUAUAGAACUUUUUCGAUGUUCACUGAAUUAGCGGAAAGCUUUGCCACUAGUGAUCUCAAUUGCUUGAAGGAAAUUUAUAGCCUCCAAAAGCAGAUGGCAACAACAGAGAUCUUCCGGUCGGUCGACAUCAUUUAAAUAGGCACAAAUACGAGGAAAAGAAAUAAUGAGUCUAGAUAUCCAUUUAGCUCUGAGUUUUCCUCAAUUUGUACUCGUGUUAUUUUUUUUUUUCUGAGUCAGUAAAACUAUGAUGUUUGUUGACUUUUCUAUUUAAAAGCGAGACAAUUAAUUAAACUAACAAAACUUAAUAAACAUUGCUCCAUUCGAUUUUUUUCACGUGAAACUAAAAAUUAUUUCCCGCCCCCUUAAAUCGGAAGUCUCGCUUGUGAAUGAAAUGGAAGCUUCUUGCUCAUUAGAACCUCUCCUUUUUUUAAUUUGGUUCUAUCUCUCUUAGGGUGUUGGUUCAUUUUAGACUAUGCGUUUUUAUCUUAUGACAAACUAAUUUUGAGUAUGAAUCGCGACAUAAUUAGAUUUACUUGUCUUGAUCGUUCAUAUUUUUUCCUUUGCAGAUUUAAUAUAGCGUAAAACAUGUAAAAUCGUGAUGAAAAAGCCAUGUUUGUUUCAUUAGAAAAAUUAGUUCUCUUCUUGAGAUGACCAACUAACAUGAACUGAAUCAUUUAUAGUAAGUGCACGUUCCGUUGACUGGUAAUUUUCCGUCGAUGUUGUGUUUGCCUUGGUGGUGUCUGCUCUCAAAUCCCGUGGAUGUUUCAUUAAAAAAAAGCUUUUGGUGUUUACAGGAGAGGUUAUAUCACAGAACAAGGCAAUUUAAAUGGCUGAGAAAACAUUUCAAAACUGAAAUACGAGGCAUUUUUUAGUGUUCGUACUUAUGAAUGGUCCGAAAAAUUCUCUCUGUUCUUUUAAAAAAACUUCUCUGAUCGAUUUUAUUUUCUUAUAUCUGCACUGAACUAGUCAUUUUCUUUUAUUGAAAAUAAACUUCUCCUGUAGACUUGGUUCCUUAUUAUAUUCAGUUCAAGAAAUCGCCUAACUUAACUCAGGUUAUUAAUUACAGCUGUGGAUGUUAUUUCCAAUUAAGUAUUCGCAAGAUAAAUGGGUAGAAGUUUUACGAACGGAAAUCUUUAAAGCGGUGAUAAAGACCGUGCAUCCUAUAAUAUGGAGUUACAUAAAAAUUGCGUUGCUGAAAGUUGGUAAUAAUUUCUAAUUAAUGACUUAAAUUUCUUACAAGGUAGGUCAUAAGUAACGCAAACAUACUGGACAAGACUUCAAAAGUAUAAUCAUAAAUUAGACAGUCUUACUGUUUUAAAACUAAUACAGUUGUAAUCUCACAUCUUAAAUUAAAAAUACUUUCAUAAGUGAGACAUUUAUUGACAGACUUGCGUUUCACUGUCCCACAGGCGGGAUCGUAAUUAGAGCAUGUUAAGUUGAGUGCAGCUAAACCGAGAUUUUGGAUGGAAGCAUACACUUGCUGUAUUGAGUUAAUUUGGACGAAGUCCUCUACUUUAUCGUAAUUAAACUGCAAAAUACUAUCAGAGAUGAGCCAUUUCCUAGAUCCUAAAGUUGAAUUUUUAAAAGCUGUCGGUUAAUACCUGAGAAUAUGUAAUAUUACAGAGGAAAAGUGACGCAGCCGACAAAACUUUUGAAAAUAGAAUAACACGGUGACAUUUAUUUCUUUAGAUCUAUCGGUGCAUCUUUACUUAAUUUAAGAGUAACUCCAAUGGGAAAAUAAAGUAUUCUCUCUUCAUAAUGAUUUCAAUUUUUUUAUAUUUGAAGACUCCUCGAUGAUUUUUUCGUUCCACUCAAAGAAAAACCUAACUUAUAUCUUUGUUUAGUUUUCUAGGUGCAUCACUUUUCAUUUUAAUCAUUUAGAUGUUUGUACCGUUUCUAUCCUUAGUCUACUCUCAUAUCACCAAAAAAUGAAAUGGAAAUGCAUGUUGCUCGGCUAAGAAGUUAAAGUUAUUUAAAAGAAAAAUUUCAUACAUAGUUUUCCUACCAUCCAUCUACGCUCUCAAAAGGUUGCGAAGUGGCAGGUUUGCUAGGGCGAUACGAGGAAGGUCUGGGACUCUGUAAACUAGCUGUAAUAAACCUUCCCUGAAUCCUGGCAUCCGAAGGGCGUAAAUUAUAGGAUUUACAAGUGAGUUAGCUAAGAAUAGAACUACCACAGCCAUCUUAAUAUGAAAAUACAUCAUAAAACAAGAAGAGGAAAGGUGAAUACAUGCUACAUAUAUUGUCCCUGGUAGAAGACAAAGUAAAGAUACAAGUGAGACGAUAAGCGCAGUACCCGUCAGUUUUCUUUCUCUUUUGGACCUAGAAUGGAAUUGGGGAUGACGACUACAUCGCACUUUGAUAACAAUGAGGAUGUAAGAUACACAGAUAACGAAUAGAGAAACUGCAUAAAAUGGGAGAUACAAGUAAGCAUUAAUUACCUCGAAAUAACCUAUUUCCCAUAAGAAAAUUUGGGCGACUUCUCUAACAAUAGCUAUUAGCCAAAUGACAAUAAUCAUGGCUCUAUAAACCCAUUUCCUUACAAAGCGAUGCCUGAAUGGACAAAAUGUUGCGUGUAGCCGUUCUAAGGAAAUGGCAAUGAGAUUUGUAAUGGAAGUGAAAUAGAAUAAAUGUAGAAAUAAAAAAGAUAAACGAUGAGACCAAAGAGUAUUUCGUCUGUAAUUCCAUAGAGGACAGAGCCACUCCAUUUUUAUUUCAAUCUGCAGCGGCCCAGAGACUGCGCCCACCAAGACAUCGACUAUCGCCAGAUGGAUGAUCAAAUAUGUACUCCGCCGCUGAAGCUGACGCUUCUUCUUCACAAAAACAGCAAUGGUGAUGAUAUUAAGGAUGACAAUGGCCAGACAUUCGAUGAUGAGGACCACAAGCCAUGGAAUGCACUCUGAAGCUGAGGAGAAAGGCUCCAUUUUCUCCGAGCUCUGUUAGCUGCCAUAAAAAUAACAGAAGACAGUUCAAUUAGAGAUAAAAUGAAAUACAAAUUCAAUUUUCUCAAUAAAGAAAUAUGUCAAAUAUUGCUUUUUACGCUUCUUUAACGUGUUUUGAAAAACUUAGUUUCGUCCAUUAACUUAAACUGAUCCUCAUGUUUCUUUAUGCGAGAUUCAUAUUCGGAAAUUUAAUCAUUUAGCCCUUUCCUGCUUUUUAGUUCGAUAAAGGCGCAUUUAAUAAUACAAAAAUUUUUCGAUAUUCACUGAAUAAGCGGAAAGCUUUGCCACUAGUGAUCUCAAUUGCUUGAACGAAAUUUAAAGCCUCCAAAAACAGACGGCGACAAAAAUUUAAAGAUCUUCUGGAAAUACAGUAGAAAGACUGAGUAGAAAGACCUGCUCCUCUUCUCGGUGCCGCUUUUAGAAAUACGGUUGUUGUUUUUAUCGCCUUGAAAAUUUCAAAGACAAAUUAACUGUAGAUGGGUUGAAAUAUUUAUAACAUUUUUAAAAGGAAAAACAUCUCUUAUAUUUUAUUUUCGACACCCAUAAAGUUUAAUCAUUGUCUAUUCUCACUUCCGAUAAAUUUCUUCCUUUGUCAAUAUCAUGAGCAACAAACUAGAGAAAGUGGUCUUUUUCUUAGCGUUACGAUCGUUAUGAUAAUCAAUGACAUAUUCCAUCCAUAUUGAUUCAGUUUUCCUCAUCACAUCGAAGGCAGAAUUUGCGAACGAAUCUUAAGAAUAUUUUGAACUUACCACACUGAUAACGAAAGUGUUUCUAUCCUUCAAAGAAUUGAGUUUAAGUCAAAUGCGAAAAGGGUGGUUUUCACGAAGAAAAGAAAGCAGCAUGCUGAGGAAGAGGGCAAUGCUGAGUAAACUUAUCAGUUUUUCCGAAUUACCAUAGCAACAGAAUUAAAUUUGCUACCUUCUUUUGUGCUUUGACUCAAUUUCAUGUUCCUAUUUUUUGGUGCAAUACAUAUCCGGAAGUUUGAAAUACUUUGAGUAAGCAAAAGCCGUUAUACAAUAGAUCUCAGUUGCCUUAAUCGUUUUAUAAGCAUAAUUAGAAACAAACUAAAAUGUUCCACAUUGUAAAAGAUUGUCGAUGUGCGUAAAUAUGAUAACAAAGAUGGCAAGAGGGGAUCAAGUCCUCUCUUUAACAUGGCAAAUGUUGUACUCGGUAAUGAAACUAAGAAAGAUCUAUUCAUCGUCUCGUCACGAACGAGUAACGAAGGCUGAGAAGCAACAGGCUUUUCACAAGAGGUCACAAAUUCAUCAACUGUUUCAUAAGCAAUAAAAGAAGAAAAAAUAGCUAAAAUUCUAAAAUUUUUCACUGGCUGACAAAGGAUUUUCCAUAACUUCUCUCCACCCAUUUUACCUGGUUAUACCUCAUCUCACCGAUGUCAGAGUUUAUAAACAAUUGAAAUCUUAUGAACAUACCUCCGACAUAUAAUAUCUAAAUUUAUAAAAUAAUUCAAAUAGUACGCGCGCUCUGAUUGGCCAUAAAACCAUUUUACAUGAACUUAUGUAAACACGGUUUUCAUUCCUCUUUCAUCAGUUAUUUUAUAAAAGAAAUGUAAAAUGGUUUCCGUGUUUACAUAGCCUGAUGUAAACACGCGAGAGGUUGGGAGAACACUCGAUAAGCUGGAAACCACUCCGCUUGGCUUGGUGGUUUCCUACGCUUAUCUCGUGUUCUCCCAACCUCCCGCCUGUUUACUCAGGCUAUGUAAACACGGAAACCAUUUUACAUUUCUUCAGUCGGAAGACGUUUUGAGUGCAGGUGAACAGGAACAACAGAUAGCUAUACUACACCUGUUCGUCGUUAUUUCAAACAAGGUUCUGUAUCUAAGUGAAUCCAAACCGCCUACAAAACAGCCUCCUCUGGGGAAUCAAUACCUGAAUACCAAAUGAAGAAGAAUAGUUUCUAGAAACCUUGAAUGGAGUUUUGAAAGCUUUGAAAGCUUUAAGUGUUUACAGGCCUAGGAGAAGUUAUAUCAAAGAGGAAGCAAUCAUCUUCUUCAGUCGAUUUUUCAUUUCCUAUGUCUGCACUGAACUGGUCAUUUUCUUUUGUUAAAAAUAAACUUCUCUUGAAAACUUGGUUCCUUAUUAUAUUCAGUUCAAGGAAUUGCCUAUCUUAACUCAAGUUAUUAAUUACAGGUUUGGAUUAUAUUUCCAAUGAAGUAUUCGCAAGAUAACAGCGUAGAAGUUUAAUGAACAGAAAUCUUUAAGGCGAUGGUGAAGACCGUGCAUCUUUUACAUGUAGUUAUAUAGAGGCUGCGUUGUUGAAAGUUGGUAAGAAUUUUUUAAUUAAAGACUUUAUUUUCUGUACCUCAAAAGAAUAAUCAUAAAGUAGACAGUCUGAUUUUUUGUUGUAAUAUCACAUCUUAAAUUAAAAACUAUUUCCAUGAAAAAAAAAAAUUAAUCAACAGCCUUGUGUUUCACUGUCUCACAGGCGGGAUCAUAAAGGAGGUGAUAAAGGGGAAAAUGAUAGGUUAAUUCAGUCAUCAUCGUCGACUAUUUUCCGUUCCACUCAAAGCGAAAGAAAAUCCUUCCGAAGCCCAUUAAUCGUUGCGCUUGUAUCGUUGCUUAGUUUUCUUUAAGCGACAAAAUGCAUUGCUUUUCAUUUUAAUCAUUAAGAUAUUUGUACCGUUUCUAUCUUUAGUCAACUCUUAUAUGAGUCUUCUCGUCUACGCUCAGCCAGGAUUCACAGGCAGGAGUGUAUCGCGUAACCAAUUUGCAGAUCCCAGAUAUAAGAGGGCCUCAAUGCGGUUAACCGUGAGCCGUAAGACGGCCAAAGCAUUUAGCCUUUAGGCGAGAAAAUUGACAAAUUUUAACCGUUAGUCGUAAAAAGAGUUAGCCGUAAAAAAAAUUUUUCUGGUGAAAACAAUGAAAGGUGUUAACUGUUAGCCGUAAAUUGGCCAAAAAUUUUAACCGUUAGCCGUAAAAGCCAUCACCUCAUUGAAACCCUCGUAUAAAAACUUAAAGUCAACAUGCAAUAUUCAAAGCGACGGGUUUUAAGGUGUUUUCGCACCUACAGUCUCUUUUAUUUGAGACGACUUUGUCCCGGAGUUUUUGCGUUCAUUUACAUAGUUUACAUAAACGAAUCCAAACUCUUGAAAGCUGUAUUUUAGACGUUUGGAAAUAUAUACAUAAUGAAGCAAUUCAAGUGAGAGUUAAUAUUAUAUUGCCGUACUUUCUCUCGAAUCGGGGUGGGGAAGCUUGAUAAAAAGAGUUAUUUAAACCAGAAAUGCCGAAGUUUGGAGUACUCUCAAUGCACGAUCAUUCACCCUGGGUUUCGAUGAACUUGUGGACACUCGGGAAAAAAUCUUCCAUUGCUUUUGUAAAGUAUAUUUCCCAGAAGAUACACGCGUGUUUGGAACGUCACAACCGUAGUUAGACUGUAAACAUAGACUCUCAUCUAAACACUUCUAAUGAUCACGCACUUCAAUUCUUGAAAACUGCAGGAGUCUUACAUCUGUUUGCCAAUCAAUCCGAAACGUAGACAUCAUAAACCUAGUUGCCCAUAAAACGAAACCUAUGGACAGAAUGUUUCUUGAAUCCUUUCUUGUGAAAUAUACAGUAAGAUUUUUAUUUCGGCAAGAUAAUUUGCUCUUUUUAAAAACAUUGAUCUUCCUUGCACUGAAGUAGCUGAUCUAAUACACUGAACUAUAAGACUCGUAUUUUGAUGGCUUUGUUAGAAAUUCCUCAUUUAAACAAAUCAGCCAUUUUGAAACUUAAGACUCCCAAUUUGUAUUUGGUUGCGAUGGCUAAAUGUUCUGCCUCGUUUAAUGAUUUUUCCCUCUUGUUUUCUGCCAAACGCAAUAAAACGCAACGAUAAAGUGGUCGAAAAAUCUCUUGACAUCAAGAGAUGAAAAACGGUCGCAAAUUACAAACUAAAAAAAUAUCGUUUUACUGCGGUAGUUAGUUGUUCGUAAUAAAAUAAUUUGAGAAGAGGUCGUCUGCCCAUGCAGGAUAACUCGAAUUGCAUCGGCAUUAAACCUGUUUUUAAAAAAAUCGUAAUAUAAAAACCGCAGUCAAUAUUAUACCGAAAGCAAACUCAAAUAUUUACCGGCUUAGAACCUUAAUAGCGAGUCUAUAAUAAUUUUACUAGUAGUUUCGCCAUCCGUCUUUUUCUUUAUUUUGUCCUCUCAUGCUUUUGCGAAGCUAGACCCCGAUGUUCUAGAUCCCUAAUGUAACUUAGAGAGGCCUGCCCCAACGCAAAUGCAAAUGCAAACGCAAGCGUCAAUGCAAGAAAUAAAAUAGAGAAUAACACAUGAUAAUACAUGGGUGCGCUUAGAUAUGGAAUUUCUCUUCGAGUGUUUACAAAAUGAAUUGGUCCUUACCGGCGGAAGAAAUCAUUCAGGUAAACGGCCAUAAUCGGCUAUGGCAAAUCUUCCAGUUGUCGAUUUUCUUUCUCAGCCGCGAGAAAUGCCAUUACUAAAGCCACUAAAUACGUAACUUUCAGUUUUUCAUUUCGUAUUCUGAUAUUUUUCCUUUCUAAGAAAGUUUCAACGUCACUGUCUGUAAGCGUCGAUACGGAUAUUUCAGUUUUCCUGCAGCCAUAAUUGGAAAAUAUUCCGACAAACGACCUUGGAUUGAGAAUGGUGAAGGCUUUGCCGUUCUUUCAUCAACCUGACCGAGCGGCGCGAAAGGCGUGUAACGUGUCAGCAGCUGAUUAGCGAUAUCAAACACACUUUCCUCAGGGCUGGAAAUCUUUGUAUAACACAGUAGUUUGUAUGAUGAAACAUUUUCAUUUUCUGGAGUUUGUAUUUGCGUUCGCUUCCCACACGUGUGAAUCGGCAGAAGCUCAAUCAUUGUCGGCCAUCUUGGAAAAAUACUUCUUGCGCUUGCGUAUCUCUCUUUCCUUGCGUUUGCGUUGAACGUGUGAACUCGUUUGUAUUUCCAUUUGCGUUUGCGUUUGCAUUUCCAUUUGCGUUUGCAUUUGCAUCGCACGUGUGAACCAGUCUUCAGAUCCUUAGAUAGAACGACAUACUUAUAAUUAUAAAGCUGAAUGCGUUUUCAAUCUGACAAUUGGCAAUGUUUCUUUUAUGUUGAGCCGUUCUGUUUUCAUUUCACGACGUUCUACCUUCUCCAUAGAGAAUUAUAAUUACAAAUAAAAGGUCUGCGUUUUGGACUCUUUUGCAAACAAAAAAAUGGCCCCUAGCGAGGGUUUACGUGUUCAUAAACAGACACGCCUGCUGUAAGUACCCUCUGGUCAAUAUAUAGAGGAUAUUACACGGUGAAGAGAAGAGAUGAAUUGUAUGUUCGAGUGGCCAGAUCAGUAUCAAACGAGUGAGCGCAGCAAACGAGUGAGGUAUUAAUCAUAUGACCAUAGGGGGUAACUUUCUAAAGAAACUAUGGUGCUGCGUCGGUGGGAGAGUAUAACAGGGUAAUUAAGUGUCAUCAACUGAGUUGAAAACGUAAAUUGGCCACCGUAAAGAGAUUAAGGGCUGACGUUUCGAGCGUUAGUCCUUUGUCAUAGCGAUUGAAGGAAUUGUGGGUUUUGUGCGGGUUCAUAUGCAGAAAAUGGAGCAACGCUAUUGGUGAGAAUAUGGUGACGAGAAAACAAGAAUAGAUUAGUUGAAUGAAAAGCGCUAGCACUUGUUGAUACCAUGACGAUUAAGAAUGCCGAUUUGGAAGAUAAAUUUUUGUUCUAGAGUUUUGUGGCUUUCCGAAAUGCCUAGAUGUAGGGAAAGACCGCAAACUGUCAUGUGCUGUUUAGAAUGAUUAGGGAGACUGAAGUGUAUUGCGACUGGUUUGGAUGCGUCCUUGUCAUUUCAAUCUACGUCGCGAAGGUGUUCUCGGAAUUGGUCACCUAAUGUAUAACUUUUUGUAAUGAGUGCAAGUUAUGCAGUAAAUGACAUUGACUGAGGUGUACAUAAGAGAUCUUAAUGGAUCUCUUGGGUCCCGAAAUUUUACCUACGUUAUGAAUGAAAGGACAAGUUUUGCAUCGUGAGCGAGCGCAUUUGAAAUUUGCAGGUUGGUCAUUGGUUUGAAAUGAACUUCAGACCGAAAAGUUUCCAAUGUUUUUUUCACAUUUGAAUGAAAUUAGUGGAGGUUGUGACAAGAUAUUAACAAUCUCUGAAUCGUUUUGGAGUAAUUUAAAGCUCAUAAGAUCACUCAUCACUGAUCAUUACAAACCUUUGAAGGCCGUUCAGCACGGACAGAUGAAAAAUUGACCUGUGUUUAGUCGCAACUUUCGAUAAAUUCCUUGAAAAUCUUGGUUUUCUCGUUCUUUUGUUGUUCGAGAAAUGCUGAUUCACAUCUUCAUCGCUUACCACAACAAAUCUUGCUGCCAAUUAAUAUUCGAAACAACAGACAAACCAGUAUUUUAAGUCAAAUGCAGAAAGGACGGUUUUCAAAUAGAAAAGAAGUAGCAUGCUGAGGAAGAAUGUAAUGCAGACUAAACUUAUCACUAUUGGAACUUCAAUUUGGUUUUUCGGAAUGAUUGACAGAUAAUAGCUGAAAGGAGAACGGCAUUUUUAGUGCAGCUAAACAAGAAUUACAGAUAAAAGCAUCCGCCUAAACUCCGCGAUUCUUCGUGUGAUUAAAGUCCUGCAUCGUCGAAAAUUCACCCACAAAACAAAGGAAUAUAGAGAAUCAGCAUAAACUUUUUGUUUUUACGGGAGAAAUUAUAUCAUUGAAGCAGAAGUAAUGGAGGUAAUUAGAACGUGUUAAUUUGAGAGCAGCUGAACCGAAAUUUUGGAUAGAAGCAUACACCUGUAUUGCCUUAAUUUGAACGAAUUUCAAACUGCAAAAUACUCUCGGAGAUGAGCUAUUUCCCAGAUCACAGAGUUGAACUUUUUAAAAGCUGUCGGUUAGUGAUUGAGAAUAUAUGACAUUAAGGGAAAAAAUGAUACAGUCGACAAAAUGUUACAAAAUAAAAUUACACGGUGACAUUUAACUCUUUUGAUCUGCCGGUGCAUUUGUAUUUAACUUAACUCUAACUCCAGUGAAAAAGGGUAGUAUUUUCUCCUUAUGAUUCCGGUUUUUUUUUUAUACUCGCCAUUUGAAAACUCGACGUUCUGCCUUUCCCCGCAGCAAUAAAAACACCAAAUAUUUAUCAUUUGGUUAUAGGCUACACAAAUUGGUGGUUCUAAUGCCUCUAAUGGCAAGAAGCAGCAGUUAUGAUUUUAUUUAUUAUUUCAUUCUAUCUAAUUUCUCUCUGAGUUAUCUGUGCAGUUGCUGGUUAGGUUAAUUCAGUCAUCUUCCUGGAUUAUUUUUGGUUCCACUCAAAAGAGAAGGAAAACUGAGCGGAAGCUCACUAAUCGUUGCACUUGUAUCGUUGCUUAGUUUUCUAGAAGCGAAAAAAUGCAUUUCUUGUCAUUUUAAUCAUUUAGAUAUUUGUACCGUUUCUAUCUUUAGUCAACUCUCAUAUGAGUCUUCUCGUCUACGCUAAGUCAGGAUUCAAUUCAGAGACUGGAGCGCAUCGCGUAACCAUUUUGCAAGACCCUAGAUCAUAUAAAUCCAAAGUCAACCCGCGAUAUUCAAAGCAUAGGGUUUUAAGGUGUUCGGUACCUAUAUAGUCUUUGUUUUGUUUGAGACGAUUUUGUCCCGGAGUUUUUGUGUUCAUUUACAUAAUUUACAUGGGCGAAUCUAAAGUUUUGAAGGCUGUAUUUUAAACGUAUGGAAAUGUAUACAUGGUGAGGCAAUUCAAGUGAGGACUUAUAUUUUCGUACUUGCUCUCGAGGAGGCUAGGGACAGGGGAGCAUUAAAGAAGGAGUUGUUUUAAACCGGAAAUGCAGAACUAUGGAGUACUCUCUCAGUGCACGAUUAUUCACCCUAGUCGGUUUCGACGAACUUGUGGAAACUCAUUUAUCUAUUUUUUGUUUGUUGUUGUUUUCUUGUUUUUAUUAAGUCUCCAUUAAUGGGUGGAUCGUUAAUAAAGUGAAUAUUUCAACCCAAAUCAAUAAACGCAGCUUUGGAAAAAAUACGCUUUACCAGUAUUUUUCUCCCUGGGAGGCGGGGUUGCAGUGGGCUGUGUGUCAACCUCAGAAGUCAUUAACUAUAUGGGCUCUAGCAGGAAGGUGUCACUUGAUUCGGAUUAGGCUAGUUAACUUAUAUCAGAAUUGCAAUUUUUAUCACAACCAGUUACCAGGAUUCCUCAGAGACGAUAACAACAGAAUUUAGUCUCUUCGGUCUGAAUGAAAAGCUGAACCUCUAUUUCGCUCCCAUUGCAAAAAAAAGAGCGCGGCUAUUUUCCUCAUUUUAGUUAUCCGUCCCUAAUUAUACUUUGAAAGAAAGCAAAAAACUGAUGGCACAAAAUCUUUUUUAGCAAUACAAAUACUCGCUGUCUGAACACAUCAAAUUCAAGCGUCCUACGAACUUUCCAACCAUAUAUCCGAGAUGUUCUUAAGUUCCAAAGUGGCACAUUGACUUGGGUUAUUACACGAUUUGAAGUACGUAUAAUAUUUCUAUUGUGCUGCCUCUAAAAAGUUUAAUUAAUUUCCUAAGAGAGUAAUAGGAUUAGUACCCACACCUCCCUCUGUCAAUCAAUCACACCAGGAGACCUCAGCAAAACGCAAUUGCAAAUGCAAGGAAUUGAUCGUGUGAACCACCCAACGCAAAUGCAAACGCAAACGCAAGCGUCAACCCAAGUAAUAAAAACAUUUUCAUCUUCUUAAGCCAGUAUUUGUGUUCGCUUCUCACACGUGUGAAUCGGCAAAAGCGCAAUCAUUGUCGGCCAUCUUGGAAAAAUAUUUUUACUGUGCUUGCGUAUUUCUCUUUCCUCGCGUUUACGUUGGACGUGUGAACUCGCUUCCAUUUCCAUUUGCGUUUGCGUUUCCAUUUGUGUCGCACGUGUGAACCAGUCUUCAGACCCUUCCGUGGAAUGACAUACUUAUAAUUACAGAGCUGAAUACGUUUUCAGCUGAAAAUUGGCAAUGUUUUUUAUAUGAUGAGCCGUUUUGUCUUCAUUUCAUAAAAAAAUGAUAAAUAAAAUAGAAGGUCGACGUUUUGGGACUCUUUUGCUCUCACUGGUAGAUAAGCUUAGAAUUUUACUCGGUGGCGAGAAGAUAUCUAGGUUUUCUCGUUCUCAUGUUGUUCGGGAAAUGCCGAUUUACAUCUUCGUCGCUUACCUCAAUGAAUCUUGCUGCCAAUCAAUAUUCCAAACAACAAACAAACCAAGUUCAUUCAGCAAAGUUUAAACAGGCCCGAAUCGUGUCGUCGUUGCUCAAUAUCACCACGCCACGUGUUACAUACGAAAAAUACGCCUCUUGGUUCCUGGAUGUGGUGAUCGUAUUGAUACUACGAGUGUGGACGUCAGUGUUUUAUUUCCCGGUAAAACACUCCCGUCCAUAUAAAAACUGUGGUUAUUCCAGAGGUUGUAAAUACGAUUUUUACUUUUUAUUCACACAUUUUUGAAUUGCUUUCCUUUGCGCAUAGUGCUCUUCAAUAAAACCAAAAAAAAUUGUUUUCCGUGUUCACACAAUCAAUGUGGGUGGGGGAGGGGAUGGGUGGAGGAGGGGUGGGAGAGUCCCUCUGAGUUAUUCAUCUCGGAUUUGUUAAAAGUCACAUUUAUUUUGGUUCAAGUCAAGCUCUUAUGCUAAUGAUCACAAUCUUGGGCCUAUAAAAAGUUGAUUAAACUGUUUCUAUUUAAAGGCAAAACUAUACUGUAUCAAUUACCUGUUCCUAUACCUCCUCCUCCUCCUCCUCUUUUUUACAAGUGUUAAGAUUUCAAUAGAAAUCAAAACAUAAAAUGGAAAUGCUGGUAGUUUUCUUACCUUUAAUCUACGCUCUCCUAAGGUUACGAAGUGGCAGAUUUGCUGAGGCGAUACGAGAAAGGUCUGGGACCCUGUAAAAUAGCUGUAAUAAACCUUCUCUGAAUCCUGGCAUCCGAAGAGCGUAAAUUAUAGGAUUUACAAGUGAGUUAGCUAAGAAUAGAACUAGCACAGCCAGAGAAAUGUGAGCAUUCUGGCAAUAAUUUAAGGAAAGGCCACAACAUGCUGUAUAUAUUAUCGCUGGUAGAAAACAAAGUAACGAUACAAGUGAGACGAUAAGCGCAGUACCCGUCAGUUUUCUUUCUCUUUUGUACCUAGAAUGGAAUUGAAGAUGACGACUACAUCGUACUUUGAUAACAACGAGGAUGUAAGAUACACAGAUAACAAAUAGAGAAACUACGUAAAAUAGGAGAAACAAGUAAGCAUUAACUACGUCGAAAUAAUCAAUUUUCAACAAGAAAAUUAUAGCGGCUAUUCUAACAAUAGGUAUUAACCAAAUGACAAUAAUUAUGGCUCUAUGAACCCAUUUCCUCACAAAGCGAUGCCUGAAUGGACAAAAUGUUGCGUGUAGCCGUUCUAAGGAAAUAGCCAUAAGAUUUACAAGGGAGGUGAACGGGAAUAGCUGUAUAAAUACAAUAAAUAGAUAAGACCAAAGAGUCAUUAGUCUGUACUUCCAUAGCGGACAAAACAACGUUAUAACGUUUUCAAUCAUUAGCGGCCCAGAGACUGUGCCCGCUAAGAGAUCGACUAUCGCCAGAUGGAUGAUCAAAUAUGUCCUCCGCCGCUGUAGCUGACGCCUCUUCUCCACAAAAACCACAAUGGUGAUGAUAUUAAGGAUGACUAUGGCCAGACAUUCGAUGAUGAGGACCACAAACCAUGGAAUGCACUCUGAAGCUGAGCCGAAAGGCUGCAUUUUCUCUGAGCUCUGUUCGCUGCUAUAAAAAUAACAGAAAACAGUUCAAUUACAGAUAAAAUGAAAUACGAACUCAACAUUCUCAAUAAAGAAAUAUGUCAAUUACUGCUUUUUAUGUUUUUUUAAACGUGUUUUGACCAACUAAGUUUCGUCUGUUAACCAAAACUGAUCCUCGUGUUUCUUUAUAUCACAUUCAUACCCGGAAAUUUAAUCAUUCAGCCUAUUCAUUUUUUUUUCUUUCGAAAAAGACGAAUAUAAUAAUAUGAACUUUUUUGAUGUUCACUGAAUAAGCGGAAAGCUUUGCCACCAGUGAUCUCAGUUGCUUGAAUGAAAUUUAUAGCCUCCAAAGACAGAUGGCAACAAACAAUUUCAAAGACAGAUGGCAACAAACAAUUUAGAGAUCUUCCGGAAAUAUAGUAGAAAGGCUGAGUAUAGAAAGACCUACUUCUCUUCUCGGUGCCGCUAUUCGAAAUACGGUUGUUGUUGUUACCGCCUCGAAAACUUCAAAGACAAAUUAAUUGUAGGUACGGUGAAACAUAACGAACAUUUUUAAAAGCAAAAGCAUCUCUUGCGUUUUAUUUUCUACACCCAGAAGUUUAGUAAUAGUCUUUUCUCGCUUCGGAUAAAUUUCUUCCUUUGUCAAUAUCAUAAGCAACAAGCUGGAGAAAGAUAUCUUUUUCGACGCGUUACGAUUAUUAAGAUUAUCAAUAACACAUUUCCGUCCAUAUUGAUUCAGUUUUCCUCAUCUUAUCGAAUGCAGAAUUUGCAAACGAAUCUUAAGAAUAUUUUGAACUUAACUCAAUGAUAACGAAAGUGUUUUUAUCCUCUUAACGAAUUGAGUUUGAAUCGAAUGCGGAAAGGGCGGUUUUCAAAUAAAAAAGAAAGUAGCAGGCUGAGGAAGAGUGCAAUGCAGACUAAACUUAUAACUCCAAUUUAGUUUUUCCAAAUGAUUGACAGAUAAUAGCUGAAAGGAAAACGACAUUUUUAGUGCAGCUAAACAAGAAUUACAGAUAGAGACAUCCGCCUAAACUCCUCGAUUGUUAUUGUGAUUAACGUCCCGUAUGGUGGUAAAUCCACCCACAAAACAGCUGAAUAGAGAAUUAACAUUAGCACAUUAAACGAGUGGAAAGAAAGAGUUCGUAAAAUCCUUGAAUGGAGCUUUGAAAGCUUUUGGUUUUAGCGGGAGAAAUUUAUCAUUGAAGCAGGCAAGUUAACUGGCUUUGAACGAUUUGUUAGAAAUAUGAGGUCCAUUUGUAAUUUGUUUUUUUCUUUUUAAAGGAGUUUGGGUAAACUCGAGAAGUCAUAAACUAUGGCGGCUCUCGCGGCUAGGUGUAACUUUAUCGCGCUUAAUCGCCAAUUAAGAUUGUCGGUGACCAUAACAACAGAAUUAUAUUUGCUACCUUUCUUUUGUAUUUUGACUCAUGUUCAUGUUUCGGUUUUUUUGGUGCAAUAUACAUAUCCAGAAGUUUGAUAAUUCAGUCCCUCUCUCAUUUUGGAACAAAUUUUCUCUUUUUUUAACAAUACACCAUUCCUUCAAUAUGCUCUGAAUAAUCAAAAGCCUUUAUAAAAGAGAUCUCAAUUGCCUUAAUCGUAUUAUAAGAAUCAAAAGAAGCUAAAAUUAUAAAAUUUCCACAUACUUGUAAAAGAUUGUCGAUGUGUGUAAAUAUGAUAACAAAGAUGGCAAGAGGGAAUCAAGUUGGAAAAGGUUGUACUCAGUAAUGAAACAAAGAAAGAUCUUUUCAUCGUCUCGUCGCGAACGUGUAAUGAAGGCUGAGAAGGAACAGGCUUUUCACAAGAGGUCUCCAAUUCAUCAACAGUUUCAUGAGCAUCAGAAGGAGGAAAUAAGAGUACAAUUCCAGAAUUUUCCACAGGCUUCCAAAGGGUUUUCCAUAAACUCUCUCCACCCACUUUAACUCGGCUUACUUCAUCUCACCAAAACUAGAGUUUGUAAACGAAUGAAAUCUUACGAACCUACCUCACUGAUAACAAAGUACUUCGUAUCCCCUAAAAACUGAGUUAGAGUCAAAUUUGACCAAAGGCGGUUUUCCGAAUGAAUGAGAAACAGCACGCCACGGAAUAGUGAUAGAGAAUAGACACACCACUAUCACGACUCGAAUUUAACUUUCCAAAUGUCUGACAUAUGAUAUCUAGAUGUCGUAAGACGUUCUGAGUGCAGCUGAACAGGAACAACAGGUAAACUGUUCUAAACCUGUACGUCGUUAAUUCAAAGAAAGUUCCGUAUCUAUGUGAACCCAAACCGCCGGCACAACAGCUUCGUCUGGAGAAUCAAUACUUGAAUAUCAAAUAAAUGAAGAUGAAUAGUUUUUAGAAACCUUGAAUACAGUUUUGAAAGCUUUUGAUGUUUACAGGAGAAGUUAUAUCACAGAAGAAGGCGAUUUAACUGGCUGAGAAAACAUUUCAAAAUUAAAAUACGAGGCAUAUUUCUUAAUGUUUUUAUUUUGGUUCAAAAAAUUUUCUUUUUUCCUUAAAAAACUUCUUUAGUCGAUUUUUCACUUGAUAAUAAUUUUUCCUUUGAUUUUGAGUUGAAAAGUUGUGGUAGCGUGAUCUAAGAUGUUACAAUACUCAUCAGAAAAAAGAGUGCGACAUUGUGGAGAAUUGUAUAAAUGUCUGAAAAUUUGAGAAUGCAAUCAAUGAUCAAUUGCAAGUGCCCACCUACGCGUGUGGAUAAAUGUUGAGGGGUUUCGCAGACAUAGCAGGCAUUAGAGUCCGAAUGAGACGCAGUUUGUAGGGAUAAGGUAUAAAGCUAAAAUAAUUAGUCAUCAGUCAACAUCACCAACUUUAUCAUAUGAAUGUAAUAAUUUCUAUAUUUAAGACUUUAUUUUCUUGCAAGGUAGGUCAUAAGUAAAGCAAACCUACUGAACACAACUUCAAGAGUAUCGUCAUAAAUUCGACGGUGUAAUUUUUUGAAACUAAUACAGUUGUAAUCUCAUAUCUUAAGUUAAAAAUAUUCUCAUGAAUAAGACAUUUAUUGACAGCCUCACGUUCACUGUCUCACAGGCGGGAUCAUAAAGGAAGUAAUUAGGGUAUGUUAAUUUGAGUGCGGCUGAACCGAAUUUUGGAUUGAAGCAUACACCUGAUUUGCAUUAAUUUGGACUAAAUCCGUUACUUUAUCGUUGUCAAACUGCAAAAUACUAUCAGAGAUGAGCUAUUUCCUUGAUCAUAGAGUUUAAUUUUUUAAAAGCUGUUGCUUAGUACCUAAGAAUAUAUAAUAUUAGACGGGAAAAAUGAUCCAGCCGACAAAACCUUGGAAAAUAAAAUAACACGGUGACGUUUAUUUCUUCUGAUCUACCGCUGCAUUUGUAUUUAAUUUAACUCUAACUCCGAGGAUGAAGAUAGUAUUCUCUCCUCGUGAAGAUUCCGAUUUUUUGAUACUUGCCAUUUGAAAACUCGACGUUCUGCCUUUCCCUGUAGCAAUAAAACCAACAAAUAUUAAUAAUUUGGUUAUCGGCUACAUUCGAAGUGGUGGUUCUGAUACCUCUGAUUGCAAGCAGCUGUAGUUAUGUGUUUAUUUUUGAGACCCCAUCAUGUGUUCCCCAUUCUAUCUAAUUUCUCUCUUAGCUAUCUGUGCAGUUGCUAGUUAGGCUAUCUCAGUCAUCAUCCUCGAUUAUGAGCAUGAUAAAUAGAGAAUAAUACAUGGGCGCGCGUAGAUAUGAAAUUUCUAUUCGAGUUGAGCACGAGGAGAAAAAUUCCAUAUCUACAAGCAACCAUGUAUUAUUUUGUGUAUAACAAAUAGCCAUUUACUGGGAAGAAAAGCCGACUUCAUUAAUGAAUGAAAAUAAAUGAAUCGACAAUCCUCGAAUAACAAUCGUAGAGUGCGUUGGCGCUGACUCUUAAGAUGGAAAAAUGCGUUGAAUCGGUCGUAAUUUUCAAUUUAAAAAAUUCUCAUUUAUUGACAUUCUCCUUUCCGACGGAAGAAGUCUUUCAGGUAAACGGCCAAAAUCGACCAGUGUCGAUUUUCAUUCUCAGGCGAGAGAAAUGCUGACACCAAAGCUGCUGAAUACGCAACUUUCGGUUCUUCUUUUAGUAUACUGGUUUUCUUCCCCUUCUAGGAAAGUUUGUACCUCAUUGUCUGUCAGCGAUACGGAUUUUUUAGUGUUUUAGCCACCAUAAUUCAAGAAAGCUCUGACAAACAACUUGUAAUGAGAAUUGUGAAGGCUAUGCCGUUCAUUCAUCAACCUGACUGAGUGGCGCCAAAGGCGAGUGACGUAUAAGCAGCUGAUUGGCUAUAUCAACAUACGUGAAAAAAUACGAUAUUUCUUCACGUGUGUUGUUACGGCUUUUCUCAGGGCCGGAAAUCCCUCUAUAACACUGCAGUUUAUGUGAUAAAAGGAGUUAUUCAAGCCGGAAAUGUAGAACUUUGGAGUACUCUCUCAAUGCAAGAUCACUCACCCUGGCCGGUUUCGAUGAACUUGUGGAAACUUGGGAAAAAGUCCUCCAUUGCUUUUGUAAAGUAUAUUUGUUAACAAUACACACGUGUAUAUAACAACACAACCGUGUUUACGCUACAAAUAUAGACUCUCAUCUAAACACUUUUUGGAUCAAUAUCAGUAUCUGGGCCGAAGGCGCUAUGUAACAGAGCCAUUUAAAUUUACGAAAAAACAGCUUAUAUAAAACAGUACCAGUAAACAACCCUUAUGUAAUUCAGGUCAAAUGAAUAGCCUUAUGUAAUAAAUGUUUUUAAAAUGUACGACCUUAAAGUUUGUAAAAAGCACCCGUUAAAUGUUCAUAAAAUGCGACUGUUAAAUGUUCGUAAAAUGCGGCUGUUAAAUGUUCGUAAAAUGCGACUGUUAAAUGCUCGUAAAAUGCGACUGUUAAGUGUUCGUAAAAAUACUUUAAAUGCUCGUAAAAUGCAACUAAAUGUUCGUAAAAUGCGACCGUUAAAUGUUCGUAAAAUGCGACUCUUAAAUGUUCGUAAAAUGCGACUCUUAAAUGUUCGUAAAAUGCGACUUUUAAAUGUUCGUAAAAUGCGACUCUUAAAUGUUCGUAAAAUGCGACUCUUAAAUGUUCGUAAAAUGCGACUAAAUGUUCGUAAAAUGCGACUCUUAAAUGUUCGUAAAAUGCGACUCUUAAAUGUUCGUAAAAUGCGACUCUUAAAUGUUCAUAAAAUGCGACCGUUAAAUGUUCGUAAAAUGCGACUCUUAAAUGUUCGUAAAAUGCGACUCUUAAAUGUUCGUAAAAAUACGUUAAAUGUUUGUAAAAUGCGACUAAAUGGGAUCAAUAUCAGUAUCUGGGCCGAAGGCGCUAUGUAACAGAGCCAUUUUAAUUUACGAAAAAACGGCUUAUAUAAAACAGUACCAGUAAACAACCCUUAUGUAAUAAUGGUCAAAUGAAUGGCCUUAUGUAAUAAAUGCUUUUAAAAUGUACGACCUCAAAGUUCGUAAAAAGCGCCCGUUAAAUGUUCGUAAAAUGCGACUCUUAAAUGUUCGUAAAAAGCGACUCUUAAAUGUUCGUAAAAUGCGACUCUUAAAUGUUCGUAAAAAUACGUGAAAUGUUCGUAAAAUGCGACUAAAUGUUCGUAAAAUGCGACUAAAUGUUCGUAAAAUGCGACUGUUAAAUGUUAGUAAAAUGCGACAGUUAAAUGUUCGUAAAAAUACGUUAAAUGUUCGUAAAAUGGGAUCAAUAUCAGUAUCUGGGCCGAAGGCGCUAUGUAACAGAGCCAUUUAAAUUUACGACAAAACGGCUUAUAUAAAACAGUACCAGUAAACAACCCUUGAUCACGCACUUCAAUUCUUUAAAAAUGCAAGAGUUUUACUUCUGUUUGCCAAUCAAUCCGAAACGUAGACAUCAUAAACCCAGUUGUCUAUAAAACGAAGCCUAUGGACGGAAUGUUAAAUAUAUAUAUACAAUUGCCAACUAUAUAAUACAUUAAUGAAAAGAAGAAAAGGAGACUCGAAAGCGAAAGACUCACGAGGAAAUGUCUGCACUGGUUUUAAAUUUACGUCGUUGAUGUUCUUGACCAACAGAAUAUGCACUAACUAAAUGAACAUAAUUAUAAACUUCUAUCGAGUGUAGACCUUAGGUCAUACCCUUACGAUAAGAAUAUCAGGGCCGAUAUCAGAGAGCUGCGCACUAAUAUCUCAAAUCUCUCUUCCACUUAAUAUAAUAUGUUACAAAUGGUCUGUAAGUUGAGUGCUUCAUCAAACUUUCCUGAUGGACCGAUGCUGUCUUUUGUUACCAAUCUUCCUCGGAGUGUCUUGACAUUGUGCGGAAGAUACUAUGUUGAUGUUGUUGAAUCUGAGUGGUUAAGGAGAUGAAUUGUUUACUCAUACACCGUUGUAGAAGACGACUUUUCCCAGGUAAAUAUAAUCAUAACUGGGUUGAUGUUCGUUCAAUAAUUUCUCUUACUGUUCAUGUUGAGGACUAGCAAAAACCUCGAUCAGAAAUCCAAUUCUAAGAGAAGCAACGAGGGUGUUUGCCACUACAAGUAAUUUCUUUCGUUCUUGCCUUCCAAUAGUUUAUGUUUUGGAUGAGAUAGAGAAAAUGUCGGGACCCAAGAGAUCCAUUAAGAUCACUGAUCACUUUACGUGCAACUCCGCCAAUUAAUUAAGCAAUGUCAUUUACUGCAUAAUUUGAACUUGUUGCAAAAAGUUAUACAUUUGUGAAACAGGAAGAAGACUAGCUGACCGAUUCCGAGAACACCUUCGCCACGUAGAAAGAAAUGACAAGGACGCAUUCAAACCAGUCGCGAGACACUUUAAUCCCCCAAAUCAUUCUGAACAGCAUAUGGCGGUUUGCGGCCUCUUCCUAUAUCUGGGCAGUUCGGAAAGCCGCAAAACUCUGGAGCAAAAAUUUAUCUUCUAAAUCGGCACCCUUAAUCCCCACGGUAUCAACAAACGCUUUUCAUUCAACUAAUUCAUUCUUCCCACCAAUAGCGUAGCUCCAUUUUCUGCAUAUAAACUCACACAAAACCCAAAAUUCCUCCCAUCGCUCUAACGAAGUGCUAACGCUCGAAACGUCAGCCUUUAAACUCUUUACGGUGGCCAAGUUACGUUUUCAACUCAGUCGAUAACACUAAAUUACCCUGUUAUACUCUCCCAUCGACGCAGCACCACAGUUUCUUUAUAAACUAACCCUCUUUAUUCAUUUAUCUUAUAUAUAUUGCGGGAGGCUGUGUGUCAACUUGAGACGUCAUUAAUCAUGGCAGCUCUUGUGGCAAGGUGUUACUUGAUUCGGAUUGGGCUAGUCAGCUUAGAUAAGAAUUGCAACUUUUAUCACAACCAGUUACCAGGAUUGUCAGGGACGAUAACAACAUAGUUCAGUUUCUUCGGUCUGAAUGAAAUAACAGGGUAUUGCUUAAUGUAACUUGAACCUUAAUGUCGCCGCUUUUACAAAAAGAAGCUCGGCUCUUUGCCUCAUCUCAGCUAUCCGUCCCUAGUUAUACUAUGGAAGAACGCAAGAAACUGAUGGCACACAUCAAAAGUGGAAUUAAUUACCUAAGAGGGUAAAAGGAUUAGUACCCACACCUCCCUCGGUCAAUCAACGACACAAGGAGAACCUCAGCGAACGCAAACGCAAAUGCAAAUGCAAAUGCAAGGAAUUGCUCAUGUGAACCACCCCAACGCAAAUGCACAUGCAAACGCAAGCGUCAACGCAAGGAACAAACAAAUUUCCAUUUUCUCGAGCUUGCAUUUGUGUUUGCUUCCCACACGUGAAUCGGCAAAAGAUCAAUCAUUGUCGACCAUCUUGGAAAAAUACUUCUACUACGCUUGCGUAUCUCUCUUUCCUUGCGUUUGCGUUGGACGUGUGAACUCGCUUGCAUUUCUAUUUGCGUUUGCUUUAGCGUUUGCAUUUGCAACGCACGUGUGAACCAGUCUUCAGAACCUUCCAUGGAACGGCUCUUUUCCUCAUUUCAGUUCUCCGUCCCUAAGUAUACUUUGAAAGAACGCAAAAACUGAUGGCACAAAACCUUUUUUAGCGAUACAAAUACUCGCUGCCUGAACACAUCAAAUUCAAGCAUCCUUUCCAACCAUUUAUCCGAGUUAUUCUUAAGUUCCAAAGUGGCACAUCUUCUUGAGCCAGUAUUUGCGUUCGCUUCCCACACGUGUGAAUCGGCAAAAGCUCAAUCCUUGUCGGCCAUCUUCGAAAAAUACUUUUACUGCGCUUGUGUAUCUCUCUUUCCUUGCAUUACGUUGGACGUGUCAACUCGCUUCCAUUUCCAUUUGCGUUUGCGUUUGCAUUUGCAUCGCACGUGUGAACCAGUCUUCAGAACCUUCCAUGGAAUGACAUACUUACAAUUACAGAACUGAAUACGUUUUCAACUGAAAAUUGGCAAUGUUUUUUAUAUGAUAAGCCGUUUUGUCUUCAUUUCAUAAAAAAGGAUAAAUAAAAUAAAAUUUCGGCGUUUUGGGACUCUUUUGUUCUCACUGGUAGAUAAACUGAGAAUAUUACUCGGUGGCGAGAAGAUAUCUUGGUUUUCUCGUUCUCAUGUUGUUGGAGAAAUGCCGAUUUACAUCUUCGUCGCUUACCAUAAUGAAUCUUGCUGCCAAUUAAUAUUCCAAACCACAAACAAACCAAGUUCAUUCAGCAAAGUUUAAACAGGCCCGAAUCGUGUGGUCGUUGCUCAAUAUCACCACACCACGUGUUACAAAAUGAAAAUGAUUAUGCCUCUCGAUUCCUGGAUGUGGUGGUCGUACUAAUACCAUUAGUGUGGGCGUCAGUGUUUUAUUUCCCGGUAAAACACUCCCGUCCAUAUGAAAACUGUGGUUAUUCCAGAGGUUGUAAAUACGAUUUUGAAUUUUUUUACUCACACAUUUUUGCAUUGCUUUCCUUUGCGCAUAGUGCUUUUCAAUAAAACAAACAAAAAAUUUUUUUCCAUGUUCACACAGCCUCCUCAGUAUAUGUGGGUGAGGGAGGGGGUGGGCGAGUCCCUCUAAGUUAUUCAUCUCGGAUUUGUUAAAAUUUCAUAUUUAUUUUGAUUCAAGUCAAGCUGUUAUGCCAAUGAUCACAAUGUUGGGCCUAUAAAAAGUUGAUUAAACUGUUUCUAUUUAAAGGCAAAACUAUACUGUAUCAAAGACCUGUUCGUAUGCCACCAGCGUAUUUUUUUACAAGUGAUAAGAUUUUAAUGGAAACCAAAACAAAAAAUGGAAAUGCUAGUAGUUUUCUUACCUUUAAUCUACACUCUUCUAAGGUUACGAAGUGGUAGGUUUGCUGGGGCGUUAGAAAUGUCUGGGUUCCUGUAAACUAGCUGUAAUAAACCUUCUCUGAAUCCUGGCAUCCGAAGAGCGUAAAUUAUAGGAUUUACAAGUGAGUUAGCUAGAAAUAGAACUAACAUAACCAGAUAAAUAUGAAAAUUCGCGAAAGAAGAAAAGGAAAGGCCAACACAUGCUAAAUAUAUUAUCAAUGGUAGAAAACAAAGUAACGAUACAAGUGAGACGGUAAGCGCAGUACCCGUCAGUUUUCUUUCUCUUUUGGACCUGGAACGGAAUUGAGGAUGACGACUACAUCGUACUUUGAUGGUAAUGAGGAUGUAUGAUACACAGAUAACAAAUAACGAAACUGCAUAAAAUAGGAUAUACAAGUAAGUAUGAAUUACCUCAAAAUAACCAAUUUCCCAUAAGAAAAUUUGAGCGACCUCUCUAACAAUAGCUAUUAACCAAAUGACAAUAAUUAUGGCUCUAUAAACUCAUUUCCUCAUAGAGCGAUGCCUGAAUGGACAGAAUGUUGCGUGUAGCCGUUCUAAGGAAACGGCAAUAAGAUUUGUAAGGGAAGUGAACGAGAAUAAAUUUACAAAUGCAAAAGAUAAAUGAUAAGACCAACUAGUCAUUCGUCUGAUCUUCCAUAGAGGACAGAACCACGCUAUCCUUUCUUCAAUGUUUAGUGGCCCAGAGACUGCGCCUACUAAGAGAUCGACUAUCGCCAGAUGGAUGAUCAAAUAUGUACUCCGCCGCUGUAGCCGACACUUCUUCUUCACAAAAACAACAAUGGUGAUGAUAUUGAGGAUGACAAUGGCCAGACAUUCGAUGAUGAGGACCACAAGCCAUGGAAUGCACUCUGAAGCUGAGCAGAAAGGCUGCAUUUUCUCUGAGCUCUGUUAGCUGCUUUAAAAAUAACAGAAAACACUGCAAUUGGAGAUAAAAUGAAAUAAGAAUUCAAUAUUCUCGAAAAAGAAAUAUGUAAAUUAUUGCUUUUUAUGUUUUUUUAACAUGUUUUGACCAACUGAGCUUCGUCUGUUACUAAAACUGAUCCUCGUAUUUCUUUUUGCGACAUUCAUAUCCGGAAAUUUAAUCAUUCGGCUUAUUCAUUUUUUUUCUUUCGAAAAAGACGAAUAUAAUAAUAUAGAACUUUUUCGAUGUUCACUGAAUAAGCUAAAAACUUUGCCAUUAAUGAUCUCAAUUGUUUAAAGGAAAUUCAUAGCCUCCAAAGACAGAUGGCAACAAAAAAUUAACAGAUCUUCCGGAAAUAUAGUAGAAACACCUGCUCCUCUUCUCGGUGCCGCUAUUUGAAAUACGGUUAUUGUUACUACCGCCUUGAAAAUUUCAAAGACAAAUUAACCAUAGGUACGGUGAAAUAUAACGAACAUUUUUAAAACCAAAAACAUCUCUUAUGUUUUAUUUUCUACCCCCAGAAGUUUAGUCAUAGUCUUUUCUCGCUUCGGAUAAAUGUCUUCCCUUGUCAAUAUCAUAAGCAACGAGCUUUAGAAAGAUAUCUUUUUCGUCGCGUUACGAUUAUUAAGAUUAUCAAUGACUCAUUUCUCUCCAUAUUGAUUCAGUUUUCCUCAUCUCAUCGAAGGCAGAAUUUGCAAACGAAUCUUAAGAAUAUUUUGAACUUACCUCACUGAUAACGAAAGUGUUUCUAUCCUUUUAACGAGCUGAGCUUAAGUCAAAUGCGGAAAGGGCGUUUUUCAAAUAGAAAAGAAAGCAGCAUGCUGAGGAAGAAUGCAACGCAGACUAAACUUAUCAUUAUUAUAACUCCAAUUUUCUUUUUCUGCAUGAUUGACAGAUAACAGCUGAAAGGUAAACGACAUUUUUAGUGCAGCAAAACAAGAAUCACAGAUAGAAGCGUCCGCCUAAACUCCGCGAUUGUUAGUGUGAUUUAAGCCCUGUAUCGUAGCAAAUCCACAAACAAUACAGCUGAAAAUAGAGAAUCAACAUAAGCAGAGAUGAAUAGUUUGUAAAAUCCUUGAGUGGAGGUUUUUAAGCUUUUGGUUUUUACGGGAAAAGUUAUAUCAUUGAAGCAGGCAAGUUUACUGCCUUUGAACAAUUUGCUAGAAAUAAGAGGUCCAUUUGUUAUUUGUUUUUUCCUUUCAAAUGAGUUUGAAAACUUGGCUCCACUCUCAUGUUAACAAAGUGAUGAUAAGACACGUUGAUUGUCCUACUGGCGUCUUAUUAUCUUAUGAGGCAAAUAAAGUGAAUUUGGAUUGAACUUUAUAGCUUUUAAGAAAAAUUUUAAUUGCAAGGAUGACUGCCUAUAAUUGUUAGGACCUGAAAUUUCCAUGACAAUGGAAAUAAUAAUUAAAUAUACGAGAAGUUUAUUGCAGGUUAGUCUUUAAUUAGCUCAGUUGGAGUACUGCAUAUCCCCUGACAGUUCCACUGAUAAUUGAGACGUUUUUGGCUCCGGUGACGUCCUGUUACCUCACAGAAGGAUCGCUAGGAUAACAUACUCGUUUUCCUCCUUUCUUUCUAUUUUUAAUUCUCAUUUGUAGUUGUCUAGGUUUGUUUAUUCUUUGUUUCUGUUUUGUUUUGUUGUGCUUUUUUUUCUGUCUUCAUAAGUUGGUGGAUCGCUGAUGAAACGAAGUGAAUAUAUCAGUGAGUCAAUAAACACAGGAAAUUGAAAAGGUCACUCAUAGGAACUCUUAAGACCUGUAAUUUUCAAAAUGAAUAGGGAAACUUCAGUUAAUUAUGGUCCACAAAAUUUUCCCUUUUUCCUUUAAAAACUACUUUGGUCGAUUUUACUUAUUUUAUGUUUGCACUGAACUGGUCAUUUUCUUUAAAAAUAAUCUUUUCUUGAAAACCCAAUUCCUUAUUAUAUUCAGUUCAAGGAAUUGCCCAUCCUAAUUCAAGUUAUUAAUUACAGCUUUGGAUUAUAUUUCCAAUCAAGUAUUCGUAAGAUAACUGCGUAAAAGUUUUAUCAACAGAAAUCUUUAAAGCGAUGGUAAAGACCGUGCAUCUUUUAACAUUUAGUUAUAUAAAGACUGCGUUGUUGAAAGUUGGUAAUAAUUUCUUAAUUAAAGACUUUAUUUUCUUACAAGGUAGGCCAUAAGUAGAGCAAACAUACUGAACAAGAUCUCAAAAGAAUAAUCAUAAAUUAAUCAGUCUUAUUUUUUUUAUGUUAUAUCAUAUUUUAAGUUAAAAACUAUUUUCAUAAAUAAGACAUUAAUUGGCAGCCUUGCGUUUCACCGUCUCACAGGCGGGAUCGUAAAGGAUGUAAUUGGAGCAUGUUAAGUUGAGUGCAACUGAAACGAAAUUUUGGAUAGAAGCAUACACCUGUAUUGCGUUAAUUUGGACUAAGUCCUUUACUUUGUUAUAGUCAAACUGCAAAAUGCUAUCGGAGAUGAGCUAUUUCCUAGAUAAUAGAGUUGAAUUUUUUAAAAGGUGUCGGUUAGUAACUGAGAAUAUAAAACAUUAAAGGGGAAAAUGAUAGGUUAAUUUAGCCAUCAUCGUCGAUUAUUUUCCGUUCCACUCUAAGCCCAUUAACCGAAGCAACUGUAUCUUUGUUUAGUUUCUAGAAGCGACAAAAUGCAUUAAUUUCCAUUUUAAUCAUUUAGAUGUUUGUACCGUUUCUAUUCUCAGUCAACUCUCAUAUGAGUCUCCUCGUCUACACUCGGCCAGAAUUUCGAUGCCAGGAUUCAAAGACUGGUCAGAGUGUAUCAAGUGACCUAUCUGCAUAUCCAGAUCAUAUAAUAUCCAAAGUCAACACGCGUUAUUCAAAGCAUAGGGUUUUUAGGGGUUUUUGGCUCCCAUAGUCUUUGUUUUGUUUGAGAAUAUUUUGUCCUGGAGUUUUUGCGUUCAUUAACAUAAUUUACAUAGACGAAUCCAAACUUUUGAAGACUGUAUUUUCAACGUAUGGAAAUAUAUACAUAGGGGGGAGCAUGAUAAAAGGAGUUAUUUAAACUGGAGGUACUGUUUUAGGAGCACCUCUAUUAAAGGAUGAAAGAAUUGAACAAACAGGCAAAGGUAAACAGGUGGUGGAUCCAGAUCCUCACAAAAUAUACAGCCGUGGGAAGGAAAGGCAAGGGACGAGUUCUGAGCCUGACACUGACAGUAAUGAAUCAGCACAGUUUCCCAGCUCUGGAUGGAAAACUGUGGGGAAAAUGUUGUCUUUAUCGCAAUGCCCAAUUUAUAGUUCCAUCAAUCUAGGGAGAGAAGAGAUUUAUUUGUAGGCAACUCAUGGAUUAAAUAAUUAAUUCAUACCACACUUGAAUGUGAUCGUCACAUUAAUAUCAUGUCAGCCACAUCUGGUUUACAAUUCCCAUUCGAUGUAGUGGAACAGCUCUUUACCACAUGUGUAAAUUCUUAAUCUUGUGGAUGGCACGUUCAACAUGUAUCCAAAAGCUUGCGAUUUCCUAUGUUUUUCUACAUCUACACCCAUCUGUGUGGAAGAUGCUCCAAGAAAGGGUGGCAAAUUUAAAUUAACUCUCAAAGGCAACAAAUCCUGAAUUGUGAAUCCUUUAUUUGCCAUAAUGCAGUCUUGGUCAUCAAAUGGUAGAUUUAAAAAUCCACUCCUUUUGACAAUUUCUCGAUCAGAGAUAGAACCUGUAUAAAGUUCACUAGUAAAUGUCACUGCUCCACCUGGAGAAAUACCAACCAGACCUUUCAAAGUUGUGUGAUUUUUGUAGGUACUGAAAAGUUCUCCAUUCAACUGCAAGCUGCUUGGCAUUUAACAUCCAACCUUAACACGGUCAAUAUAAUGACUCGAGUAGAUUUGUACUUUCCUUUAAAAUAUUUGGGCAUUGUAUUAUCGAUUACUUUUCUGCUGGGCCAAUUGUUUAUUUGUCCAAACUUAAAGAUCAUAAAAUUGGCCCAUGCAACAAAUAUUCUUCUAACUGUGGAUGCUAAUACAUGAAACAAUGGAGCUAGAUGGUUCUCCAGGAAUCCUUGCCUUGGUCUACACAUGACCAUAAAAAUUCAUCGAGGGGCCUUAAAGAUCUAGCUUUCCCCUUUUUUUUCAAUAGUUCGUCCUCACUGUAAUCAGACUUAUUGUUGUUCUCAGUUUUUGAACGCCAAUAGUAAAUGUUCUUAACCUGUUUCCCCAGGAUCAAUAUGCUUAAAAACAGACAUUAAAGUGUCCUAGCUUUGAAAGCCAAUACAAAAAGCAGCAUUGAAAUCUUUUGACUUACAGUUUCAAAACAAUCUUUUAUCAGGAGCAUCACUUUGCCGCUGGGUAUCUUGCAGUUGGCGUUAAAGUUCCUCAAUUUGCUGUUCGAGUCUAUAAAUCUUCUUGUUAUUGUUGUCAAUAAUUUCCCUCGAGUCAGGUAGGCCUCCUGGUCGGUUAAAAGGGUUUGUGUUUCGUCUUCGACUUAUAAGCUACAAUCUGGUAGAUCUGGGACCAUUUCGUUUAAUUAUUCGUUUGAUGAUUCUUCAACAACAACGGCUGAAGACGAUUUCCGUGAUGCACUUUGUGAGACUUUCUUUUGCGAGGUGAUGUUCGAGUCCAUGGAAACACAGAAGGGACAACUUCAUUUCUUAAUUCAUUCUUGUCAACGAGACAUUUUUUAAUGUCACCUUCCCUGAAAUGCUGGGAGCAUAUCUUUGUAUUUUCAGUUACCUUGAAGUGCUUUCCUUCGUCUCUUCAUAUCGCGCAAAGAUAUUUCUUCCUCAUCGGAUUCUCGGUCUAAAAUUUAAAAUAAGACACUUUUGUCCCAUCGUCUUUACGGUAUCCUUUCUUCGCACAUUCUGGAACACGACAGUGAGUACACAUUUCCUCUUCUUGAAAAUAAUUCGGCCGAAUCGAGUCAAAAUGGAUGACCUACCCAACUUAAAUUGAUCUUUUGUUAACAGCUGUUAUCCUUAAGCAUAGCCUUUCUGACCUCGAUUUCAUAUUUAAGGUAUACCAGUCCCGCGCACCGUCAGCCAUUAUGAAAGUCGUGUAUAGGUUUAAAAAGGUUUCCGAAUGGCAAGAACAAUAUCUAAUGAGUGAGCGCAGCAAACGAGUGAGAUAUUACUCAAAUCACGAGAACAUCAAAUUCAUAUCUUUGAACAUGUAAUUUUCAUUUUAUCAUAUGAACAAUAAAUAUAUACGUGGUUGAGAUUGUAAACCUGGCUUUAAUACUAAUACUGGGUAUAAGUAGAAACAAACUUUCCCGUGUCUAAUUAUAAAAAGGUUUCAAAAUAACACUUUCAGUUAGGCCAAAAUACAUGUGAGCUGGUUUUAUAAGCUUAAUUAAAAUUCCAUCACUGACUCUGAAUAAAAUCAUCAGAUACUUCUAUUUUCAGCCUCUCCUCACUACAAACCUUUGAAGGCUGUUCAGUACGGACAGAUGAAAGAUUGACCUUUGAUUAGUGGCGGCUUUCGGAAAAUUCAAAUCUUGGCUUUCUCGUUCCCUUGUUGUUCGAGAAAUGCGUUUACAUCUUCGUCGCUUACCACAACGAAUCUUGCCGCCAAUUAAUAUUCCGAACGACAAACAAACAAUAUUCACUCCGCAAAGUUCAAAGAGACUCAAAUCCUGACAUCGUUGUUCAAUAUCACCAGGCCACGUAUUACAUACAAAAAGUACGCCACUCGGUUCCGGAUGUAGGGGUCGUAUUGAUAUUAGAGUGUACACGCUAGUGUUUCAGUUGCCGUUAAAACACUCCCGUCCAUAUGAUAGCUGUGGUUACCCAAGAGGUUAUAAAUACGAUUUCGACUUUUUUACUCGCGCACAUUUUUGCAUUGCCUUGCUUUGCGCAAAGUGCUUUUCACGUAGGCAGUAGAAGACUGUUUAAUGUUCACGCAGCCUCCUUAACAUUUGGGGGUGGGGGAGGAGGUGGAAGAGUCCCUCUAAGUUACUCAUCCCGGGCUUGUUAAGAGUCGCAUUUAUUUUGGUUCAGGUCAAGCUGUCAUGCAAAUGUAUCCUGUUUUUAUUCAAAGGAAAAACUAUACUGAAUCAAUUAUCUGCUCGUAUAUCACCUGUGUAGUUUUUCUUAUUCAUGUUAAGAUUUUAAUAGGAACCAUAACAUACGAUGGAAAUGCAUAUUUCUCGACUAAGAAACUAAAGUUAUUUAGAAGCAAACUUCAUCAACAGUUUUCCUACCAUUUAUCUACGCUCUCCCAAGGUUACGAAGUAGCAGGUUUGCUGGGGCGUCAGAAAGGUCUUGGACCCUGUAAAAUAGCUGUAAUAAACCUUCUCUGAGUCCUGGCAUGCGAAGAGCGUAAAUUAUAAGAUUUACAAGUGAAUUAGCUAAAAAGAGAACUAACACAGCUAUUUAAAUAUGAAAAUUUCUGAAACAAGUGAAGGAAACGCAAAAGACAUCAGACAUCAUGGUAGAAAACAAAGUAACGAUAUAGGUGAGGCGAUAAGCGCAGUACCCGUCAGUUUUCUUUCUCUUUUGGAUCUAGAAUGGAAUUGAUGAUGACGACUACAUCGUACUUUGAUGGUAAUGAGGAUGUAAGAUACACAGAUAAUAAAUAGAGAAACGGCAUAAAAUAGGAUAUACAAGUAAGUAUCAAUUACAGCUCGAUCUGCAAUUCCCUUUAAGAAAAUUUGAGCGACCUCUCUAACAAUAGCUAUUAACCAAAUGACAGCAAUUAUGGCUCUAUGAACCAUUCCCUCUCAAAGCGAUGCCUGAAUAGACAAAAUGUUGCGCGUAGCCGUUCAAAGGAAAUAGCCAUAAGAUUUGUUAGGGAAGUGAACGAGAAAAAAUAUACAAAUGCAAAAGAUAAAUGCUGAGACGAAAUAGUCUUUUGUCUGUAAUUCCAUAGAGUACAGAACUGCAACAUUUCUAUUUAAAUCUGUAGCGGCCCAGAGACUACGCCCACUAAGAGAUCGAAUAUCGCCAGAUGGAUGAUCAAAUAUGUGCUCUGCCACCAUAGCUGACGCUUCCUCUUCACAAAAACAACAAUGGUGAUGAUAUUAAGGAUGACUAUGGCCAGACACUCGAUAAUGAGGACCACAAGCCAUGGGAUACACUGCGAAGCUGAGUAGAGAUGCUGCAUUUUCUCUGAGCUCUGUUGGCUGCUAUGAAAGUAAUAGAAAACAGUUCAAUUAGAGAUAAAAUGAAAUAUGGAUUCAAUUUUCUCAAUAAAGAUAUAUGUCAAAUAUUGCUUUUUACAUUUUUUCAAUGUGUUUUGACCAACUAAGUUUCGUCCAUUGACUUAAACUGAUCCUCGUGUUUCUUUAUGCGAGAUUUAUGUCUAAAAAUUUAAUCAUUCAGCCUUCAAUAAAGGUGAAUUUAAUAAUAUAGAACUUUUUCGGAGUUCACUGAAUAAGUGGAAAGCUUUGUCACUAGUGAUCUUAAUUGCUUGAAGGAAAUGUAUGGCCUUCAAAACAAGAUAGCAACAAAAAAUUCUGAAACUGAUCUGCCAGAAUACAGUAGAUAGAGCUGCUCCUCUUCUCGGAGCUGUUAUUAGAAAUACGGUAGAUGUUGUUUCCGCUUUGAAAAUUUCAAACACAAAUUAACUGUUGGUAAGGUGAAACAUGACUAACAUUUUAAAAAAAAAACAUCUCUUAUGUUUUAUUUCCACACCCAGAAGUUUAAUCAUUGUCCUUUCUCGCUUCGGAUAAAUUUCUUCCUUUGUCAGUAUCAUAAGCAUCAAACUAGAGAAAGAUAUCUUUUUAGUCGCGUAUCGAUUAUUAAGAUUAUCAAUGACAUAUUUCUGUCCAUAUUGAUUCAGUUUUGCUCAUCUCACCAAAGGUAGAAUUUGCAAACAUAUCUUAAGAAUAUUUUGAACUUACCUCACUGAUAACGAAAGUGUUUCUAUCCCUUCACGAAUUGAGUUUGAGUCAAAAGCUGAAAGGGCGGUUUUCAAAUAGAAAAGAAAGCAGCAUGCUGAGGAAGAGUGCAAUGCAGACUAAACUUAUCACUUUUAGAACUCCAAUUUAGUUUUCCAAAUGAUUGACAAAUAGUAGCUUAAAGGAAAACGACAUUUUUAGUGCAGCUACACAAGAAUUACAGAUAAAAGCUUCUGCCUAAACUCCGCCACUGCCAGUGUGAUUAAGGUCCUGUAUCGUCGUAAGUUCACCCACUAAACAGCUGAAUAUAGAGAAUAAACAUAGGCACAUCAAACUAAAGAAAAGGAAUAGUUUCUAAAACCCCCGAAUGGAGGUUUGAAAGUUUUUAGUUUUCCUGGGAGAAGUUGCAUCAUUGAACCAAGCAAGUUAACUGGCUUUGUUAGAAAGAAGAGAUCCAUCUAAAUUGGCAAUUUUAUUUUCUUUUCAUAGGAGUUUAGGGAAACUCGAGAGAAGUCAUAAACUAUGGUGGCUCUUGUGGCAAGGUGUGUAACUUGAUUCGCACUGCGAAAGUCAGAUAUAGAAAUAGAGGUGACAAUUUUAUUGCGAUUAAUCACCAAUUAAGAUAGUCGGUGACCAUAGCAACAGAAUUAUAUUUUCUACCUUUUUCUUGUGCUUUGAUUCAUUUUCACGUUCCUUUUUUUGGUGUAAUACAUAUCCAUAAGUUUAAUAAUUCAGUCUCCCUCUUUCUUUUUGUAACAAAUUUCUCCUUUUUCUCACAGUAAAACAUUCUUUUCAUAUACUCUGAAUAACCAAAAGCCUUCAUACAAGAGAUCUCAAUGCUUAAAGGAACAUACUAAAAUUCCGAAAUUUUCCACAUCCAUGUAAAAGAUUGUAGAUGGGCGUGAAUAUGAUAACUAAGAUGGCGAGUGGGGAUCUCAGGCUUACAAAGGAUUUCCAUAACUUCUCUCCACCCAUUUUAACUCGCUUUACCUCAUCUUACCCAAGUUAGAGUUUGUAAGCGAAUCAAAUCUUACGGCCAUACCUCAAUGAUAACAAAGAACUUCGUAUCCUCUAAAAAACAAUCUAAAGUCAAAUUUGACGAAAGGUGUUUUUUCGAAUGAAUAAGAAAACAAUAAGCCAACGAAUAGAGGAAGAGAAUAAACACAGCACUAUCAAGACUCGAAAUUAGUUUUCCAAAUGUCUGACGUAUGAUAUCUAAAUGUCGAAAGACGUAAGCUUCGUCUGGGGAAUCAAUAUAAUAUCAAUAUAAUAUCAAAUAAAUGGAGAUGAAUAGUUUCUAGAAACCUGAAAUGGAGUUUUAAAAGCUUUUGACGUGUACAGGAGAAGUAACAUCACUGAAGAAGGCAAUUUAACUCGCCGAGAAACCAUUUCAAAAUUGAAAUACGAGACAUUUAUUUAAUGCUGUUUAUUACGAUGCACAUUUUUUUUCCUUAAAAAAAAUGUUCUUUAGUCAAUUUUAAUGAUAUAAUGAUAAUAUGUCUGCACUGAACUAGUAAUUUUCUUUUAAAGGUCCUAUGAACAGAAAUCUUUGUAGCGAUGGUAAAUACUGUGCAUCUUUUAACGUGUAGUUAUAUAGAGAUUGCGUCGUUAAAAGUUGGCAAUAAUUUUUUAAUUAAAGACUUUAUUUUCUUACAAGGUAGGUCAUAAGUAAAGCAAACGUACGGGACAGGGCCUCAAAAGAAUAAUCAUAAAUUAGACAGUCUUAUUUUUUGUUGUAAUAGCAUAUCUUAAAUUAAAAACUAUUUUCAUGAAUAAGGCAUUAUGAAGACAUGCGUUUCACUGUCCUACAGGCGGGAUUGUAAAGGAGGUAAUUGGAGCAUGUUAAGUUGAGUGCAACUGAAACGAAAUUUUGGAUAGAAGCAUACACCUGCAUUGCGUUAAUUUGGACUAAUUCCUUUACUUUAUCAUAAUAAAACAGUAAAAUGCUAUCGGAGAUGAGCUAUUUCCUAGAUCAUAGAGUUGAAUUUUUUAAAAACUGUCGGUCAGAGAAUAUCUAACAUCAAAGGGGAAAAAUUAUAGGUUAAUUCAGUCACCAUCUCCGAUUUUUUUUUGUUCCACUACAAGAGAAAUAAAACCCUUUGGGAGCCCAUUAACUGUCGCACUUGUAUCGUUGGUUAGAUUCUAUAAGCGACAAAAUGUAUUGCUUUUCAUUUUAGUCGCUUGCAUGUUUGUGCCGUUUCUAUUCUUAGUCAACUCUCAUAUGAGUCAUCUCGUCCACGCUCGGUCAGGAUUCAAUUCAGGGACUGGAGCGUAUCGCGUAACCAUUUUGCAUAUCCCAGAUCAAAUAAAAAACUUACAGUCAACAUGCGAUAUUCAAAGCAUAGGGUUUAAAGAUGUUUUUGGCUCCUACAGUCUUUGUUUAAGACCAUUUUGUCGCAGAGUUUUUUGCGUUCAUUUACAUAAUUUAUAUAAACGAAUCAAAACUUUUGAAGGCUGUAUUUUAAACGUGUGGAAAUGUAUACAUAAGGAGGCAAUUCAAGUGAAGAAUUAUUUUCAAAUCGCGUUACUUGCACUCGAAUGGGGUGGGGGUCAAUGAGAAUCUUCCAUACACAAUGUUGUCACAUGAUACUACGAUAGUUUUGAGAGUCACACAUUUAACUCACAUUCACUCUGCAAUCAGCUGAUUUAAUUAUUUCGUGUUGUGUUUCUGUUGUUUUAAAAUACAAAAUCAAUACUCGACAAAAAAAUUACCUUGGCUUCUCGCUCUCUAAACCAUUCCAGUAUUCUUUGAUCGAGCUCCGGAUACUUCGACGUAAAGCAUCCCAUCGUCUUCCGUUUCGCUGACAAUUUAAUCUCGUCAUUAAAAAGGUUCGCUUGAUCUUUCCUCCAGCGACGGACCAUGGACUCACUGAUGCCAUACUCUCUGGUGAUUUCAGAGUUAUUUUGAAAUGUUUCUGCUUCGACGACUAUUUUAAGUUAACACGAGGUUGUAUGACGUGCGACAAGCCUUGGGCAUGAUGACAGCUUAACUUGAAAUAAACGAUUGCAAACACAAGAUUGUUUGAUAGACACUACGGAAGUUAGGUACAAGUGAUGCCGUUCAACAACACAGUUAGUUUUAAAUUGAUAUUUUGGAUCACAUUACUUCAUCCGAGUUACGAUUCGUUACUUUUCAAUUGAAUAGUUAGUUACGGGUAAUAUUUAUUAAUUCGCGUGUGUUUUCUGAGAGAGACGUUUUUCUGUCCUUUGCAUAUUAAAUCACCAUUGUAUCCCUUGUACACGCGCGUGUGUGUUAUCGUCUAGGUUUCAUUUAUGACCAUGAAUGUAAUUUUUUCUAAGAAAAUGUUAAGUUUUCCCGUAGUUAACAAUUCAGUCUUGUAAUGAUGAAUGCGUCUCGGCUUAUGGCCGGGUGUUUUCGAUUUAUUUUUGGUUGUCGUUAUGCUGAGUCUUCACGCGUACAAAGUUUGGGGUCUGGGCUUAUAGUAGAAUAAAUACGGUGUGUGGACCUCGGGAAAAAGUCCCUUGUUGCUUUUGUAAAGUAUAUUUCUCAAAAAUACACGCGUGUUGGGAACGUCACAACCGUGUUUAGAUUGUAAACAUAGACUCUCAUCUAAACACUUUUAUUGAUCACGCACUUCAAUCUGAAAUAUUCUUACUUCUGUUUGCCAACUAGUCCGAAAUGUAGACAUCAUAAACCCAAUUGUCCAUGAAACGAAGCCUGGACGGAAUUUUUCUUGAAGCCUUUCUUGUGAAAUGUACAGAAAGACUUUAAUUUCGGCAAGAAAAUUUGCUCUUUUUAUCAACAUUGCUUUUCUUUACUCUCUCAGUGUUCAUAUCGAGGACUAGCGAAAACCUGGAUCAGAAAUCUAAUAAUAAGGGAAGCAACAAAGGUGUUUGCCACUACAAGUAAUUCUUUCACUUUUGCCCUCCAACAGUUUAUGUUUUGAAUGAGAUAUUUGCUUCGUUUUACGCUGCUUGUGAUUCAGCGUACGGUGAGGGAUUUAUUUAACUUUAUAAGCAAACAAACUAAACGUUAUAUUAAAUGUUUCGCUUCGUCGCGCAAAUGAAACUGCUACGGAUGCUACAUCGCUAAGUUUUUAAUUCGAUUCAUCGUUAUGGAUACUAGUGAUGUAUCUCAUCUAUAUUUCAGGAGUUUGUGCGUCAACUUCAGAAGUUAUUUAUUAUGGCGGCUUUUGCGGUCAGGUGUUACUUGAUUCGGAUUGGGCUAGUCAGCUUAGAUCAGUAUUGCAAUUUUUGUCACAAGCACUUAGUACCAGGAUUGUCAGUGGCGAUAACAACAGAGUUCAGUUUCCUCGGUUUGAAUAAAGUAACAGGGUAUUGUUUUAUGUAAGCUGAACCUUUUUGUUGCUGUUAUUGCGAAAAAGAAGCUUGGCCCUUUUCCUAGUUUCAGCUAUUCGUUCCUUGUUAUGAUUUAAAAGAACGCAAAAUCUGAUGGCACAAGCUCUUUUUUAGCAAAUUAAAUACUCGCUCCCUGAACGUAUUCAAAUUCAAGCUUCCUUCCUACUUUACAACCAUUUAUCCGAGAUGUUCUUAAGUUCCAAAGUGGCACAUCGACUUAGGCUAUUACACGAUUUGAAGUACGUGUAAUGUUUGUAGUAGGCCGACUUUGAAAAGUCGACUAUAAUUCCCUAAGAGUGUAAUAAGAUUAGUACCCACACCUCCCUCGGUCAAUCAAUAACACAAGGAGAACCUCAGCAAACGCAAACGCAAAUGCAAAUGCAAAGAAUUGCACGUGUGAACCACCCCAACGCUAAUGCAAAUGCAAACGCAAGCUUGAACGCUGGUAAUGAACAACUCUUCAUUUUCUUGAGCUUGCAUUUGCGUUUGCUUCCUACACGUGUGAAUCGGCAAAAGCUCAAUCGUUGUCGGCCAUCUUGAAAAAAUACUUCGACUGCGCUUCCGUAUCUCUCUUUCUUUGCGUUUGCGUUGGACGUGUGAACUCGCUUGCAUUUCCAUUUGCGUUUGCGUUUGCAUUUGCAUUGCAUGUAUGAACCAUGGAAUGACAUGAUUGUAAUUACAGAGCUGAAUACGUUUUCAAUCUGACAGUUGGCAAUAUUUCUUCUUUGUUGAGCCGUUCCGUUUUCAUUUUACGACAUUCUACCAUUCUCCAUAAAAAAUGGUAAGUAGAAUAAAAGGUCUGCAUUUUGGACUCUUUUGCUAACAAAAAAAUACCUUACCGAGAGUUUGCGACUAUGCUACGUGUUUCUCCCAACACUUCUUUCGUGCUCUAGCCGCUUCCUGCAUGCUUUACAACAGAACUGAGAACAGUCAGUUCUCUAUUUGUUACGUGGUUGAGAUUGUAAACCUGAGUAUUAAUAGAAACAAAAUUUCUGAUGCUUAAAUUAUAAAAAGGCUCAACAAUAACACCUUCAGUUAAACCAAGAUGUAUGUUCACUAGUCUUAUAAGCUUAAUGAAACUUCGAUUACUAACUCUGACUAAAAUCAUCCGAUACUUUUAUUUUCAGCCUCUUUUUAUUACGAACCUUUGAAGGCUGUUCAGCAAGGACACAUGAAAAGUUGACCUUCGUUUAGUAGCAACUUUCGACAAAUUCCUUGAAAAUCUUGGUUUUCUCGUUGCUCCAUAUCACCAUACCACGUGUUACAUACAAGAAAUACGCCACUCGGCUCCUGGACGUGGUAAUCGUAUUGAUACUACGAGUGUGUGCGUGACAGUUUAAGUUCCCGGUAAAACGCUCCCGUCCAUAUACCAGCUGUGGUUGUUCAAGCGGUUUAAUUCGCGCACAUUUUUGCUUUGCUUUGCGCAUAACGCUUUUCCAUAAAGCAAUAGAAAACUUUUUCCAUCUUCACGCAGUCUCAUCAACAUAUGGGGUGUUGAGGCAGGGGUAAGAAAGUCACUCUAAGUUAUUCAUCCAGGGUUUGUUAAAACUCGCGUUUAUUUUGGUAAAGUCAAGCUGUCAUGAAAAUGAUCACAACGUAGAGUAAGUUGAGUAAACUUUUUUUAUUCACAGGCAAAACUAUACUGUAUCGAUUAUCUGUUCGUAUAUCACCAGCGUAUUUUUUCGGACUCAUGUUAAGAAUUUAAUGGAAACCAAAAAAUGAAAUAGAAAUGCAUGUUACUCGGUUAAGAAGUUAAAGUUAUUUAAAGGACAAACUUCAUCAAUAGUUUUGCAUUUGUCUACGCUCUCUAAAGGUUACGAAGAGGCAGGUUUGUUGGGGCGAUACGAGAAAGGUUAGGGACCCUGUAAACUAGUUGUAAUAAACCUUCUCUGAAUCCUGGCAUCCGAAGAGAGUAAAUUAUAGGAUUUACAAGUGAAUUGCCUAAAAAUAAAACUAACACAGCCAUAUAAAUAUGAAAAUUCAUAAAACGAGUGAAGGAAAGGUGAAGACACGCUAGAUAUAUCAUUGCUGGUAGAAAACAAAGUAAAGAUACAAGUGAGACGAUAAGCGCAGUAACCGUCAGUUUUCUUUCUCUUUUGGACCUAGAAUGGAAUUGAGGAUGACGACUACAUCGUACUUUGAUAACAAUGAGAAUGUAAGAUACACAGAUAACAAUUAGAGAAACUGCAUAAAACAGGAUAUACAAGUAAAUAUCAAUUACCAUUAGAUCAACAAUUUCCAAUAAGAAAAUUUGAGCGGUUUCUCUAACAAUAGCUAUUAACCAAAUGAAAAUAAUUAUGGCUCUAUAAGCCCAUUUACUCACAAAGCGAUGCCUGAAUGGACAAAAUGUUGCGUGUAGCCGUUCUAUGGAAAUAGCCAUCAGAUUUGUAAGGGAAGUGAACAAGAAUAAAUGUGAAAAUGCAAAAGAUAAUCUAUGAGACCAAAUAGUCUUUCGUCUGUAUUUCCAUAGAGAACAGAACCUCCCAAUUACGAAUUCAAUCCGUAGUGGCCCAGACACUACGCCCACUAAGAGAUCCACUAUCGCCAGAUGGACGAUCAAAUAUGUACUCCGCCGCUGUAGCUGACGCUUCUCCUUCACAAAUACAACAAUGGUGAUGAUAUUAAAGAUGACAAUGGCCAGACAUUCGAUAAUGAAGACCACAAGCCAUGGAAUACACUGCGAAGCUGAGUAGAAAGGCUGCAUUUUCUCUGAGCUCUGUUAGCUGCUAUGAAAAUAACAGAAAACAUUUCACUUAGAGAUAAAAUGAAAUAUGAAAUCAAUAUCCUCAAUAAGAUAUAUGUCAAAUAUUGCUUUUUACAUUUUUCAAAGUGUUUUGACCGACUAAGUUCUAUUCGUCCACUUAAACUGAUCCUCUUGUUUCAUGCGAGAUUCAUAUCCGGAAAUUUAAUCAUUCCGUUUAUUCCUUAUUUUUUCUUUCGAUUAAGACGAAUCUAAUAAUAUUGAACUUUUUCGAUGUUCACUGAAUAAGCGGAAAGCUUUGCCACUAGUGAUCUCAAUUGCUUGAAGGAAAUUUAUAGACUCCAAAGACAGAUGGCAACAAAAAAUUUGGAGAUCUUCCGGAAAUAUAGUAGAAAGACUGAGUAUAGAAAGACCUGCUCUUCUUCUCGGUGUCGCUAUUAGAAAUACGGUUGUUGCUGUUACCGCCUUAAAAAUUUCAAAGACAAAUUAACUGUAGGCAUGGUGAGAUAUAACUAACAUUUUUAAAAGGAAAAAAAUAUCUUAUGUUUUAUAUUCUACACCCAGAAGUUUAGUCAUAGUUUUUACUCGCUUCGGAUAAAUUUCUUCCUUUGUCAGGCAACAAGUUAGAGUAAAAUACAUUAAUACAUUAAAAGUUCACACGGUAACCAGGUGGACAAUCAGACAUGGUUUGAUGCUUCACUGGUUUACAGAUUGGGCCUAACGUUUCGACACUCCUGUCUAGUGCCUUCAUCAGAGGUGAUCUAAACGCUGCAACAAGAGGCCCUUUUAUAUGAUCGCUAAUUAGCUGUCUUUUUUCUGACGAGGUGUAAAUAGGCGUCAGGAAGCAAGCCGCCAUCGUCACGAUUUAAAGGAGCGUGGGCGGAGUUGAUAUGCCAAGCCUCCAAACAAAGUAACGCCGAUUAGUAGCGUCGGUUUGUUGUCCUUUCGUGACAGGAUCCUUUGGUUUGGGGAAAUAUGCCCCGAAGUCUCUUACGCAUCUUUCGUACUCUCCAAACUUCCCGCGUGCUUCAUAUCUCGAUCAACGCACAGCGGACGUAUGAACCAAUUGUUUUAUAACAUUUUCAACCAGAUGGAAAAUAUUUUUUCUCGAGGGAUUUGUUUGCUGACGUCAUGAGCGUGCGCAAUAGGAAUAUGAAGCACGAUCGCGCCAUUGAAUUUGAUUAGACAAAGUUACUAGCUAUGUUAUAAUCCUUAUUAAUUCAGUCUUCCUCAUCCCAUCGAAGGCAGAAUUUUCAAGCGAAUCUUAAGAAUAUUUUGAACUUACCUCACCGAUUACGAAAGUGUUUCUAUCCUUUCAACGAAUUAAGUUUGAGUCAAAUGCGGAAGGGCAGUUUUCAAAUUGAAAGGAAAGUAGCAUGCUGAGGAAGAGUGCAAACUUCUCUCCACCCAUUUUAACUCACUUUACCACAUCUCACCAAAACUAGAGUUUGUAAACGAAUGAAAUCUUACGAACAUACCUCACUGAUAAGGAAGUACUUCGUAUCCUCUAAAAAAUAUAAGUCAAGUUGGGGGUUUUCUUAAUGAUAGCGAAUUAACACACCACUAUCAAGACUCGAAAUUAGUUUUGCAAAUGUCUGACAUAUGAUAUCUAGAUGUCGGAUGGCGUUCUGAAGCUGAACAGGAACAAUAGGCAAGCUGUUCUACACCUGUAUGUCGUUAAUUCAAAGAAAGUUCCGUAUCUACGUGUAAACAAAAGGCCGGCGAUUAAGUUUGAGUCAAAUGCGGAAAGGGCGGUUUUCAAAUAGAAAAGAAAGUAGCCUGCUGAGGAAGAGUGCAAAUUUCUCUCCACCCAUUUCAACUCGCUUUACCUCAUCUCACCAAAACUAGAGUUUAUAAACGAAUGAAAUCCUACGAACAUACCUCACUGAUAACGAAGUACUUCGUAUCCUCUAAAAAAGUGAAGUCGAAUUUGACCAAAGGUGGUUUUCCGAAUGAACCGAACCGAAAUUAUGGAUGGAAGCAAACACCUGAAUUGCGUUAAUUUGGACUAAGUCCUUUACUUUAUCAUAUUCAAACUGCAAAAUGCUACCAGAGAUGAGCUAUUUCCCAGAUCAAAGAGUUGAAUUUUUAAAAGCUGUUGGUUAGUACUAUAUAAGAAUAUAUAGUACUAUAUAGAAUAUAUAAUAUUAAACGGGAAAAAAUGAUCCAGCCGAGAAAACAAAAUAAAAUAAAAUAACACGAUGACAUUUAUUUCUUUAGAUCUGCCGCUGUGUUUGUAUUUAAUUUAACUCUAACUCUGGUGGAAAAAGGUAGUCUUCUCUCCUCAUGAUGAUUCCGGUUUCUUUGAUACUUGCCAUUUGAAAACUCGACGUUCUGCCUUUCCCCGUAGUAAUAAAAACAACAAAUAUUUAUAAUUUGGUUAUCGGCUACAUUCAAAGUGGUGAUUCUAAUACCUCUGAUGGUAAGCAGCUGCAGUUAUUUUUUUAUUUUUGAGACCCUAUCAUGUGUUCCCCAUUCUAUCCAAUUUCUCUCUUAGUUAUCUGUGCAGUUGCUGACGUUAGAGAUCGAUAAAAGGAGUUAUUUAAAACGGAAAUACAGAACUUUGGAGUACUCUCUCAGUGCACGAUCAUUCAACCUGGCCGGUUUCUAUGAAUUUUUACAAUAAAGUUCGGAUAUAAUAUCUGCUGUCAUUGGUUAAAAGAGCGUGCUCAAUGAGAGUAUAGAGCAUAGAACUGAGCUAAAGCUGUCACGCCAUCUGCCAAAUUGUACUAUGUCCGACGUUUUCCAGGACUUCUUUCUAGCUUUUCUCUCGUUAAUUGAAAGUGAAAUUUCGGAACAAGCGAGCAAAGGUUUGCAAAAACGCCAAGCGCAAUAAUUUACGAAACGUAGUACGUUACUUUAACGUGAGCAGAGACAAAAAUCCUCAAAGAUGAAACAAAAUGGACAGUCCGAGUUUUAAAGGUUUUCACGCUCAGUUAGAUUGCAAGUGUACGUACGGUAAUAAAAAUCAAACACAGCUAACACUUGUAUAGUAUAUAAAGUUUAGUGUUUGAAAAAAAAACAGAAAAAAAACAGGAAUGAUGAAAAAUAUAACCUGGCAUAGCUGUUAAAAUUCAUGACGGUGUUAUCAUGCUAAGGUCUAUCGCGGUUAGCUCAUCAUGGCGAUCUUCGGUCACCGCAGUGGAGUAAGCCUCAUGAACUAAAUCGACUACCCUUCGAGUGGAAAAAUAAGAGCUUGCUCUAAUAACCUUUCCAAUGCGUUGAGUGCAAGGCCACAUCAGUCACUGCAGCCGAGUUUUACGGCGCUGUCAUUCCGAGCGAUCUUCAUGUCCUGGUGAAUUCGGCUGUCGUUCACCCAUAAAACGCUCGCCUUGAACAGUUUGUUUUCGUCUUUUCAUAUGAAUUAACUUGCGUAUUUUUGUGAGCCACAAUUGGGCCUAAUUUCACUGAACAUUCCACUUUCAGAUUCUGUAUUAGAAACUAAAAAACUUCGGGCAAAAGUGUUAAAUUCGACAUGCCGAAUUAUUUUAGUUUGUUAAAUAUUGCAGAAUAUGAACUUCGAUGGUUUUUGAACUUUGAUGGUUUGAAAUUUUUGACAGCUUUAGUCUUGUACAACCAAUCAGAUUAUUUGAACCAUUCUAACAGGAAUUCUGAUUGGCUUAUUGUAGCAUGCUUUAUGAGAGUAUAGAACAUGCUGACGAUAUUGUUGUUCGCUUUGGAAAUAAAGUUUGUUUUGAAAAUUGAAAAUAAUUCUUGGGGAAUUUAACUGAUUCUUUAUUAUAAAACAAAUAGAGAAGCCUUGACUGUGCUCUGUUCUGUUGUAAAGCACUUAGGAAGCGGCUAGAGCACUCAAGAAGUAGGGACUACUUGACUACGUCUCGUGUUUCUCCCUACACUUCUUUCAUGCUCUAACCGCUUCCUGCGUGCUUUGAAACGCGGCAAAGAGUUCUCCAUUGCUUUUGUAAAGUAUAUUUCUUAAAAAUACAAGCGUGUUUGGAACGUCAAAACCGUGUUUAGACUAUAAACAUAGACGCUCAUUUAAACAGUUUUGUUGAUCACGCACUUCAAUUCUUUAAAACUGCAGGAGUCUUGCUGCUGUUUGCCAUUCAAUCCGAAACGAAGACAUCAUAAACCCAGUUGCCCAUAAAAAGAAGCCUAUGGAAGGAACGUUUCUUGAAGCCUUUCUUGUGAAAUGAACGGCGAGAUUUUAAUUUCGAAUUCGGCAAGAUAAUUUGCUCUUUUUAAAAACAUUUAUAUUCUUUGCACUGAAGUAGCUGAUCCAAUACACUGAACUAUAAGACUCGUACAUUGAUGGCUUUGCAAGAAAUUCCUCAUUUGAACCAAUCAGCCUUUUUGAAACUUAAGGCUCCCAAUUUGUGUGUAGUUGCAAUGGCUAAAUUUUUUGCCUCCUUUAAUGAUUUUUCCCUCUUGUUUUCUGCCAAACGCAAUAAAACCCAACGAUAAAGUGGUCGAGGAAAUUUUUUGACAUAAAAAGAGGAAAAACAGUUGUUAAAUGCAAACUUUAAAAUCAUCGUUUUGCUGCGGAAAUUAGUUGUCAGUAAGAAACACAAUUUGGUAAGAGGUCGUUUGCUCAUGCAGGAUAACUCGAAUAGCUGUGGAAUAAAACCUGCUUUAAAAAUAACCGUGACCUAAAAACCGCCGUAAAUAUUCCAACAGUUUAUGUUUUGGAUGAGAUAUUUGCUUCGUUUUAAACUACUUGUGAGUUAACCCACGGUGAUGGAUUUAUUUUGGUAAAGCGAAUGAAUUUUUUAUGAAAACUAGCAGUCUUUAAAAUUUCACACUACAUGUAAACAAACUAAACGUAAUUUUGAAUGUUUUACUUCGUCGCGCAAACGGAAGUGCAACAGCUGCCAUAUCGCUAAGUUCUUUGUUCACCUCAUUGUUAUGGAUACUAGCGAUGCAUUUAUUAUUGAGCUAACAACAGACUGGAUAACUAAUCCGCAGCGAUGUUAAGGCAUUUUACUCUUACUGAUAACGUUGAAAUAGUCAAACCAAACUAUAAAAUGUGGCAUGUUUUUGACCAGGCAAUAGGGACGUUUGUUUACUUUUUUUUGUGCGUAGUGAGAAUUUCUAAUAACAUAUCAAACUCAUGGGGUACAAAUAGUCUUAACAUGAAUGUAGUGACCACGCCCACUUCAACACCCCACUCAAAUCGAGUGUAAUUUUCGAAUGUUUUACCAUCGUGCGGAUUCUCUACGGAAAAAGCACUCAAUGUACCUCUGAAAUAUUAAACUAUAAUAUUGCGGCUUUCUAUUUCGCUAAUUUUCUAACUUGAAGGUAAAGUUUUUCCCUCGUCAUUUUUACCUUUUCUCCGAGCGGUUGCGUGAAAUUAACAAGGCGUUUUUGAUCAAAACACGACCGAGCGAAGGGUCUCGGGCGAUAUCUCUUUUACGCAGGCGCAAAUUAAAAAUGUACCGCCAGAACCAAAAAGAGGAACAAAUUUCCUUUGUUUUGAUAUGUAAAGUGUUGAACAAAAAGCAGAUUUACCUUCGUCAAAUGGCGUUUCAAAACAGCUGUAUCUUCCUCCUUUUGAUUUUUCCUGUUUUGUAAGCGUGAAAGCAGUAGGAGAGGGAUCGGGAAACUCAGAAAGCGCUUCGGGAAUUAAUCUGCCAUCGUUUACUUACAAGAUAAACAAGUAAGAUUUGUGAAGUUCGUUGAAGUAUGAAGUCUAAAUAAAUGCCUUUUUAAAGCUUGUUUGCUGGAUUUUUGUAAACUUCCCUGAUUAAUUUUUCGUUUCAGCUUACUAGUCUAUACUAUUUACUAUUUCAAAGAAAUGUCAAGACGAAGACGGAGAACCAUGAGUCGGUCCUUUCAACAAUCGUAGACAAAGUGUUUGAGCAAUCAGGUAUACGAGGUGUAAUAAUCAAUAACCGCAUAUCAGAAGUCUUCAUAAAGAAAGUAUUCUGUCUUCAGAAAGCUGUCAAGAAAGCUAAUAAUCGUGGCGGAAGGCAAUUAAACGGGCCCUCGGUAUCGAUUUAAUAUCAUAUUGAUCUCAAUAUCAUACAGUUUUGUAUCUUUCUUCCGUGGAUUCGCCUUUCUAACGAGGGUAUAUGUUGAGAAUUCAUUGCAAAAUCGCUUUGUUUUUUUAAUUUCCCUCUUUGACCUGUCCGCCAUUUUGAAAAUUCGUAACGGAGAGCAUGCGCAUUACGUGGGGUUAGUGGUUGCGUACACCUGGAACCGAGAAAAACAAAUGUUCGUCGCACUGGGGAAAGAGUUUGAUAUGCAUACCCGGAAAUUUAAUCAUUCAGCCUAUUCAUUUUUUUUUUCUUUCGAAAAAGACAAAUAUAAUAAUAUGAACUUUUUGGAUGUUCACUGAAUAAGCGGAAAGCUUUGCCACCAGUGAUCUCAGUUGCUUGAAUGAAAUUUAUAGCCUCCAAAGACAGAUGGCAACAAACAAUUUAGAGAUCUUCCGGAAAUAUAAAAGAAAGGCUGAGUAUAGAAAGACCUACUCCUCUUCUCGGUGCCGCUAUUCGAAAUACGGUUGUUGUUGUUACCGCCUCGAAAACUUCAAAGACAAAUUAAUUGUAGGUAAGGUGAAACAUAACGAACAUUCUUAAAAGCAAAAGCAUCUCUUAUGUUUUAUUUUCUACACCCAGAAGUUUAGUAAUAGUCUUUUCUCGCUUCGGAUAAAUUUCUUCCUUUGUCAAUAUCAUAAGCAACAAGCUGGAGAAAGAUAUCUUUUUCGACGCGUUACGAUUAUUAAGAUUAUCAAUAACACAUUUCCGUCCAUAUUGAUUCAGUUUUCCUCAUCUCACCGAAGGUAGAAUUUGCAAACCAAUCUUAAGAAUAUUUUGAACGUGCCUCACUGAUAACGAAAGUGUUUCUAUCCUUUAACGAAUUGAGUUAAAGUCAAAUGCAGAAAGGGCGGUUUUCACAAAGAAAAGAAAGCAGCAUGCUGAGGAAGAGUGCAAUGCAGACUAAACUUAUCACUAUUAGAACUCCAAUUUAGUUUUUCCGAAUGAUUGACAGAUAAUAGCUGAAAGGAAAACGACGUUUUUAGAGCAGCUAAACAGGCAUUACAGAUAAAAGUAUCCGCCUGAACUUCGCGAUUUUUAGUGUGUUUAAAGUCCUGUAUCGUCGUAAAUCCACCUACAAAACAGCUAAAUAUAGAGAAUCAACAUAAGCACAUCAAACGAGUGGAAAUAAAUAGUUUCCAAAAUCCUUGAAUGAUGGUUUGAAAGCUUUUGGUUUUUACGGGAAAAAUUAUGUCAUUGAAGCAGAAGUAAGGGAGGUAAGCAUCAUCAUUUAUAGGCAUCAAAAGAAACAAUCUAACAUUCUAAAAACUUUUCAAAUUUGUUUUACGAUAACUUUUUAGAGGGGAUCAAGUCCUCUCUUCAACAUGAUAAAUGUUAUACUCGGUAAUGAAACAGGAAGAUCUUUUCAUCGUCUCGUCAUGAACGUGUAACAAAGGAACAAGCUUUUCGCAAGGUCUGAAAAUCCUCAACCGUUUCAUAAGCAUUAAAAGAAGGAAACAAAACCAAAAUUCUAAAAUUUUCCACAGGCUUACAGAGGAUUUUCCAUAACUUCCCUCCACCCAUUUUAACUCGCUUUACCUCCUCUUCCGAAAACAAAAGUUUGUAAACGAAUUAAAUUUUAUUAACAUACCUCACUAAUAACGAAGUACCUCGAUCCUCUAAAAAUUUGACCAAAGGCGCUUUUCAGAAUGAAUAAGAAAACAACAAGCCAAGGAAUAGAGAUAGAGAAUAAACACACCACUAUCAAGACUCGAAAUUAGCUUUCCAAAUGUGUGACAUAUGAUAUCUGUAGAUGUCGUAAGACGUUUUGACUGCAACUGAACAGGAACAACAAGUAAGCUACACUACACCUGUACGUCGUUAAUUCAAAGAAAGUUCCGUAUCUAUGUGAACCCAAAUCGCCGGCAAAACAGCUUCUUCUGGAGAAUCAAUAUCUGAAUAUCAAAUAAAUGAAGAUGAAUAGUUUCUAGAAACCUUGAAUGCAGUUUUGAAAGCUUUUGGUGUUUAUAGGAGAAGUUAUAUCACUAAAGAAGGAAAUUUAACUGGCUUAGAAAACAUUUCAAAAUUGAAAUACGAGGCAUAUUUUAAAUUUUUUUUAAUUUCGGUUCACAAUAUUUUCUUUUUUUCCUUAAAAAACUUCUUGAGUCGAUUUUUCAUUUGGUGAUAAUUUUUUCUUUGAUUUUAAGUUGAAAAGUUGUGGCAGCGUGAUCUAAGGUGUUAAGACACUCAUCAGAACAAAGAGUGCGACAUUGUGGAGAAUCAUGUAAAUGUCUGAAAUGUGAGAGGUCCUAUCAAGUGCUCUUGUACGCGUGUGGAUAAAUGUCGAGGGGUUUCGCCGACAUAUCAGGCGUUAGAGCCCUCACAUAAAAACUUGUAAACCACACACGUACGGAGCCCACGAGGGAUAGGGUCUUUCACCCCAAACAUAUCGCCUAUUUUAAAAGAUGAAAAAGCUAACUUUACAUCGAUGUUGUUACAAUAACACUUAGCAAAUUGGCGAACCCUUUUUUGCGUGACAAAAGAAAAAGAGCCAAUGUAAGGUAAUUUAAAAUAAAAGUUUGUAGUAGCGUCUGAAACGGAGACCGAGGAAUCGCACUCAUCACGGUGAGCGUGAGGUGUCGAUUGACAACCCUUGAACCAGAUUGGCUGGAAAAAAAUUCUUUUUUAGGGAUUUCAGUGAGUUUCUAGAUGUCUUCGUGGAAACCCAACCAUGUGUUGUUGAUCUUGUAGGCUCUAUCAACAAGAGUGCGAAUGAGACCCAGUUUGUAGGGAUAAGGUAUAAAGCUAAAAUAAUUAGUCAACAGGCCCGUAAAGGUUUUCUUACAGUCAACACUUAAUCACCAACUUUAUCAUGUUAAUGAAAUAAUUUCUUAAUUAUUAAAUUAAUUAAAUUAAAUUAAUCUCAUAUCUUAAGUUAAAAAUAUUCUCAUGAAUAAGACAUUUAUUGACAGCCUCACGUUCACUGUCUCACAGGCGGGAUCAUAAAGGAAGUAAUUAGGGUAUGUUAAUUUGACUGCAGCUAAGCCGAAUUUUGUAUGGAAGCAUACACCUGAUUUGCGUUAAUUUGGACCAAGUCCGUUACUCUAUCGUGGUCAAACUGCAAAAUACUAUCAGAGAUGAGCUAUAUCCUUGAUCAUAGAGUUUAAUUUUUUAAAAGCUGUUGCUUAGUACCUAAGAAUAUAUAAUAUUAAACGGGAAAAAUGAUCCAGCCGACAAAACUUUAGAAAAUAAAAUAACACGGCGACGUUUAUUUCUUUUGAUCUACCGCUGCAUUUGUAUUUAAUUUAACUCCAACUCCGGUUGAUAAAGGUAGUCUUCUCUCCUCAUGAUGAUUCCGAUUUUUGAUACUUGCCAUUUGAAAAGUCGACAUUCUGCCUUUCCCUGUAGCAAUAAAACCCACCAAUAUUUAUAAUUUGGUUAUCGACUACAUUCAAAGUGGUGGUUCUUAUACCUCUGAUGGCAAGCAGCUGCAGUUAUGUGUUUAUUUUUGAGACCCUAUAGAGUGUUCCCCAUUCUAUCUAAUUUCCCUCUUAGUGAUCUGUGCAGUUGCUGGUUAGGGUAUCUCAGUCAUCAUCCUCGAUUAUUUUUUUUUUUCACUCAGAGAGAAAGUAAACUGAAUGGAAGCUCGCUAAGCGUUGCACCUGUAUCGCUAUUGAGUUUUCUAAAAGCGACAAAAUGCAUUGCUUUUCAUUCUAGUCGUUUAGAUGUUUCUACCGUUUCUAUCGUUAGUCAAUUGCAACUCUUAUAUGAGUCUACUCGUCUACGUUCAGCCAGAACUCGAUUCGGAGACUGGAGCGUAUCGCCUAACCAUAUUGCAGAUCCCAGAUCAUAUAAAAUCCAAAGACAGUACGCGAUAUUCAAAGCGUAGUGCCUGGAGGUGUUUUUGGCUCCUACAGUCUUUGUUUUGUUUGUUCCGGAGUUUUUGUGUUUAUUUACAUAAUUUACAUAAACGAAUCCAAACUUUUGAAGGCUGUAUUUUAAACGUAUGGAAAUAUAUAUAUAAUGAGGCAAUUCAAGUGAGGAAUUAUGAUUAUAUUGCCUUACUUUCUCUAGAAUGGGGGUGGGGGAGCAUGAUAAAUAGAGAAUAAUACAUGGGGUGGGGGGUUGGGAGCACAAUAAAUAGAGAAUAAUACAUGGGCGCGCGUAGAUAUGGAAUUUCUCUUCGAGUUGAAGAGAAAUUCCAUAUUUACAAGCAACCAUGUUUUAUUUUGUUUAUCAUAUAAACACAAUAGCUCUUUACUAGGAAGAAAAGCCGACUUCAUUAAUGAAUGAAAAUAAGUGAAUCAACAAUCCUCGAAUAACAAUCGUAGAGUGCGUUGGCGCUAACUCUUAACAUGGAAAAAUGCAAUGAAUCAUGAUUUCAAAAACAACAAUGGUCGUAAUUUUCAAUUUACAAAAUUCUCAUAUAUUGACUUUCUCCGACAGAAGAAGUCUUUCAGGUAAACGGCCAAAAUCGGCCAGUGGCAAAUCUUCCAGUUGUCGAUUUUCAUUCUCAGCCGAGAGAAAUGCUGACACCAAAGCCACUGAAUACGCAACUUUCGGUUUUUCUUUUAGUGUAUUGGUUUUCUUCCCCUUCUAGGAAAGUUUGAACCUCAUUGUCUGUCAGCGAUACGGAUUUUUUAGUGUUUUAGCCACCAUAAAGGAGUUAUUUAAGCCGGAAAUGCAGAACUUUGGAGUACUCUCUCAAUGCACGAUCGCUCACCCUGGCCGGUUUCGAUGAACUUGUGGAAACCUAGGAAAAAGUCCUCUAUUGCUUUUGUAAAAUAUAUUUCUUAACAAUACACACGUGAAUAUAACAACACAACCGUUUUUAGACUGUAAACAUAAACUCUCAUCUAAACACUUUUAUUGAUCUCGCACUUCAAUUCUUUAAAAUUGCAGGAGUCUUACUUCUGUUUUCCAAACAAUCCGAAACGUAGACAUCAUAAACCCAGUUGUCCAUAAAACGAAGCCUAUGGACGGAAUGUUUCUUGAAGCCUUUCUUGUGAAAUGUACAGUAAGAUUUUAAUUUCGGCAAGAUAAUUUGCUCUUUUUUAACAACAUUGAUAUUCUUUGCUCUGAAUUACCUGAUCUAAUACACUGAACUAUAAGACUCGUAUAUUGAUGGUUUUGUUAGAAAUUUCUUUUUUGAACUAAUCAGCCUUUUUGAACUUAAGACUCCCUAUUUAUAUACGUGAUUACAAUGGCAACAUUUUUUGCCUCAUUUAAUGAUUUUUCCCUCCUGUUUCCGCCAAACGCAAUACAACGCAACGAUAAAGUGGUCGAGGAAAUCUUUUGACAACAUACGAUGAAAAACGCUCGUAAAAUGCAAAUUUUAAAAAUAUCGGUUAACUAGUUAGUUGUCCGUAAUAAAACAAUUUGAUAAGAAGUCGUCCACCCAGCAGGAUAACCCGAAUAGCAUCGGCAUGAAAUCUGCAUAAAAAUAAUCCUGACAUAAAAACUACCGUCAAUGUCAUACCCCUUGGAACCGUAAUAGCGAGUUAAUGAUAAUGUUAUUAGCAGUUUUGCCAUUCGUCUUCCUCUCAAGCUUUUGCGAAGCUCAACUCCAAUGUUCUAGAUCCCCAAUGCAACGUAGAGAGGCCUGUAAGGGCCUUUGUGCCUUUUCAUGGGCCGAAUAUCAGACCUGGAGCAUAAAAAUGAAAUUAGACAUACGAAGAUUAAUUACUUUCAAUAUCACAACAAUCUCAGAAAUUCACUUGCCUAUACCGAAAAGUCUCAUCGAAGAUUCAAUACUUAGCUGAGGUUUCUUUCGUUGAUAUAAAUAUACAUAUAUUUCUCUAGUAUGACAAAUGCCGACUACAUAAUAUAUCAGUGAAAAGAAGAAAAGGAAAUUCCAAAGCUAUAAGGCUCACGAAGAUAUUUGUAGUGGUUUUAUGUUUACGUCGUUAGUGUUCUUGACCAACAGCAUGCACUAACCAAAUAAAUGUAAUUACAAACUUCUAACGAGUCUAGGACUGAGGUGAUAUCCUUUCGAUAAGAAUAUCAGGGCUUUUAUCACAGAGCUGCGCACUGAUAUCUCAAAUCCUUCUAUUUUUACGCUCAUAAAUGUUAGAAAUGGUCUGUAAGAGUUAAGUGCUUCAUCAAACUUUCCUGAUGGACCGAUACAGCCUUUCGUUACCAGUCUUCCUCGGAGUGUUUUGAUAUUGCGGGGCGGAAGACACUAUGUUGUUGUUGAAUCUGAGGGGUUAAGGAGAUGAAAUGUUUACUCAUACACCGUUGUGGAAGACGACUUUUCACAGGUAAAUAUAAGCAUAACUUAGUUGAUGUUCGUUCCAUAAUUUUUCUUACUGUUCAUAUCGAAGAAUAGCGAAAACCUCGAUCAGAAAUCUAAUUCGAAAGGAAGCAACGAAAGUGGUUGUCGCGACCGGUUAUUUCUUUCAUUCUUGCCUUCCAACAGUUUAUGUUUUAAAUGAGAUAUUAACUCCGUCAUUACGCUGCUUGUGAUUCAGCCCACAGUGAGGGGUUUAUUUCUGUAAAGUGAAUGAAUUUCGAUGAAAAAUUGCCGUCUUUAAAAUUUCACGCUAUAAGUAAACAAACUAAACGUCAUAUUAAAUGUUUCACUUCGUCGCGCAAAUGAAAGUGCUACUGAUGCCAUAUCGCUACGCUGUUUAUUCGAUUCAUUGUUAUGGAUACCAGCGAUGUAUUUGGUAUCGAACUAUCAACAGACUGGAUAACUGAUCCACAGCAAUGUUAAGGCAUUUUAUUCUUACUGAUCGAUAAAGUUGAUAUAGUUCCGCAAUCUUCAUUCUGCAUGAUCAAUUGCUUUUUUAUUGUUAAUCAAGUAUUUCAUCAUGCGAUCUAUGUAAGGAUAGCGAUGGUUCGAAAGUUUGAUCAAUGCUUGAUAAUUACCUUCCCAAACCCCUACAAUACAUUAACCGAGACAUUAUGACUACACAUCUUUUAUGACAAACCCUACCCCCGCCUCUUAAACAGUUUUGAGAUCUGACAAAUUUGCCUAUGGCCUAACCGGUUCUACUCUCUCUGAGAAUGGACAGGCAGUCAGUGGUCACGCUCCAGCAAGGACUGCCGUAGGAAGUACGUAAAUUUUGUGUCUAAUGCUAGCGCUGCAAAUGAGUAACGACAUUCUCUCUGGCACAUCUUUGAUCGUGAAAACGCGCGCGCAAGAGAUCCGUCACUCGCUUGCGCGAACCACGGGGCGAAUACUUUCAGUUUCUAUGUAAACUUUUCUGGCAAUUACGAGUUUACCUGUUUGGGCCUGAUCUCGAUAACUGCUGAGUACCGCUUUUUCGUUGACAAGAUACGCGUCGCAUGAAACACGCAUAGCCGUCUUUCCAUGCUUUUGAUGGGAAAGUUACGCUGAAAACAAGUGACAGAGCAGUUUUUGAAAGCUACCUAAACAUUCAUUUGAUCCGAAGGGAAAAUAUUUAGUGCAUGAUUAAAAUUCUGUUUUUAUUUCCGUUGUGUCGAUGUUUCAGGGAUUUAAUUAUCGACCAUUUCUCCCGUCCAUUGCCAAAAAUAAAGUGACACCUUCUUAGAACUUUUCGAAAAGCUCGCGAUCGCGAUUGUCAAAUGCACGAUGGACCCACGUGCUCUCCGCGACCCUGAAAACAUGUAUCUGUUUUUGUAUGAUCAAUAUUAUCUAUUGAUUUUUUAAAAUUUUUUUUUGACGUAUGACCCUCUUCCAUUUCGUCAAUUGUCCGAGCUUGAGUUUCAAUUAUUGAGUGAUUUUGCAAAGGUGAAAGUCUGGGCAACGGAAAAAGUACGGAGCGGUUCGUCAAAAAAAUUGAUAAAAACUCGAUAUUACUCUUUAUUUGAUCCUUUUCAACUACAUAUCACACUUGUCUGAACUGGAAUUUUACUUUCUGUGUGACUGUACAAACCAAAAGCGGAAAACUAUUGAGCGGUGCGUGAAAGAAAGGUUAGAACAGGUUGUCCGAGUUCAGUUAUUUUUUAUUUCAUGAGACAAAAGAAAAUGUUGAGAGCUUUGGCUGAGACCGGCCCUCCUAUAAGCAUGUCCUAAAUUUUUGGCAGGAUUUUAGAACACGAGAGUGCUCUCGUGUCAUAAUUCAAAUGUUCCAUGCUGAUUAUCUUAAGCAUCUGAAAGAUUAGAAGAGAUUAACCUUCCGUCGGAUGUGAGAUUAGAUCUUUCCCAACCAAAGGAUAGAAACCUGCUAUUGUGUAAUGAGUGGAGGUAUGCCCGAAAGGUGAACGAAACAGAAAGUGUAAUGUAUACGCAAACCUCGCUCUCCUGAAAGGUUCUUUCGACCAAUUCCUAAACUCGAUUUUAAGGUAUAAGACUCCAAAAAUGCCUAAUUUUCAUCGUAGUCACUAUGGAAGGGCUAAAGCAACCCAACAAUCCCAAAUUUUGAGGCGUUGUAUUAAAACAUAUUAUGAAUAAACAACAGUAGUGAAGUUUUUCGUCGGACGCCGAAGCUUGAUUGGUUUUGUUCGUGAGGAUCAUGUGCCUCGCUCCCACGCUUGCGAGACACUGGUACCAAUAUAUUCACAACAAAACAGCUGAGUUCUGAUCGCCUCGCGGAUCAAAGAAAUAGGUAUCUUUUUGUCGUUCGCCAAUUCAUUAUUAAACUCGCGACAAAAAUGCCAGUUUCUGAUUCUCUAGAAGCCCAAAUAUUCAAUCUCUGUAAGACGUUUUGGAGAGAAUCGACAACGUCCCUCUAAAACGGAAAAUUCGAGAGCUCGUGAAUCGCAUAGAGGGUAAGUAGAAAACUUCGAGUUUUUAUGCCUCUAAAAUACAUUGAAUGUUAUAAUUUGUACCCAUGUCGAAUUAUGAAGUAAAAAUUAUAUUUCUUGUAAUUUCUGUUCGAGAAGAAAUUAUCAACGUCUAUCCAAUAGGACUUGUACUUUUCGUAAAAAUUGCAGUUAGCGCAGAAACGCAAGCAUGAACGUAUUUGUAUGUCUAGGAUGAUAACACAAAAUCGACUUACAUGAUUGUGAAAUUUUUGUGACAGAUAGCGAAUUAUAAACAACUUAGACGCCGCAAAAUUCUGAACAUUAUUGUUGUAGUGGCUUUCAAAUGAUAUUUUUCAUUGAAACUUUUGCUGCUAUUGUCCUAAGUCGGGCACGUUCGCAAAUCGUGUUAGUACAGUGGCAGGUACUGUUGGAGAAAUUUGAAAAAGGCUUGAAUCCCGCAUUUCAAAUUUAAAAUCUACCAUGAGACAAGUUAAGCUACUAUCUUUUGGAAAACAGAUUAUUUUUUAUUUGGUAAAGCCACAAUAGAGGAAUGGUCGGUUAAAUUGGAUUUAUGAAAUAAAUUUCAGGCGCCAAAACUUUGAUUUGUGAUACACGCCGUGACAGAGUGUUCCUGAAGGCAUCGUGUUGCAAAAAUUUUAUGGCGUAGUUUAUAUUUUUCAACGUUAAAUAUUGCUGUAGGUAUUUGUAUCCAAACUCUUAAUUUCAUAACAACGAAACCAGACGACAUUUUCGAGCUAGGAAGACUGGUUUAGAUAAAAAGUCUAUUCGUCGAUAAGCCACGCCAUUUGGACUUUGCUUGGUAUGCGCAUAAAGAGCAGUGUUGACUCCUCCAUUUCACUGCAUUUUGUCCGUGAACUAUUUAUUUAUUCAGUGGAAGACGAAAGUGAAUUUAAUUUUCAAUGUUUUCUUAAAGAACGUCGUAAAAUUAUGGUUAUUGUUAGCUUGAUGUUCGUUUCAGUUGUUCGAUUAUCUGAUGUCAAUUUCACUGAUGACUGAAACCAUGAAAAUUCUUGGAAUAAAUGUAUUUUGCUGCGCUGUACAUUCGCCGGCUAAAUACGAUCGUAUCUUAUUUGCAUGUUGUUGUGGUGUAAAUCUAAAUUAAAUAGACUUCCUGCCUCUCGAGAAAAAUAAAAUGGAUGUAAACAACGAACUGUUUUAAUUUAACAGAGUGAAUGUGCUAAAGUUAGAGUUAUAUUAGAACACAGACAUUUUUACAUCGAAGUAUACAUGUGCGUUACGUUGAAUUCUUCAAAAAAAUGCGGCUGCGGUUAAUGGGAUGUUUGAAUAUCUUCCCCCUAUGAUUUUUGAAAUUAUUUGCGUUUUAUGUUGAAGAUGCCAAUAUACUCUAAUGAUGUAAAUAUUUCUGUGUUCCAAGAUAAUUUGUUUUGAGGAACUAACACUCAUCUUCAAGUACUGUGACAUUUGUUAUUUCAAGAUGCUAUCAAAAUUUGGCUGUAAUCGAUACUUAAUUUGCACCACUAAGUAAGUAAUGUCUAAUUCAGUCACAGACUUAAAAAUAAAUAUUUCAUUUUCCAAAUAGUAGAAAACAUUGGGACAUGAAAAUAAUUAUGAUAUUACUGUAAAAGUGUAAUUCAAACCUAAAUUUGUCACAUGAGAAGAAUUUUAAAAAUAGUUUGUUUUUUUUUUUUUUUGGAGGAAUGCAAUAUUGUUUAAGAAAUAUUAUGGUAGACAAUUGUAUGUUGGUAUCCAUGCAUGGAUAAUCUUUGUCAUGUAAUCAGAUAACUGUUUGUCAAAAUUUAAAUUUUUUCUCACAGUCCCUUUACAAUCCAUCAUUAAAAUUCUGUGACCUAGGAAAAAAAUAGUUUUAUCCCCUGGACAGAACUGGCUUCUUGUUAGAUCAAAACUAGUCCUGGCUUGACAAAUGACUCGCUGAUUGCCAAAAAUUUUCUGGAGGUUUGCUACAAUGUAGCAGUUUUGUUGUUGUUUUUUUAAAGAAAUUUAGAUUGAGGAGUUAAAUUGAUGGGAGAAUAAUCUCAACCAUUCAUCAAAUAUUAACCAGAACCCUCUUGUAUCCUCCUCUCACUUUCAAUUCCAACCUACUGAUCAUCCGAGAAAGACAGAGCAAAGAAUCGUUUCCCCCAAAAUGAAGUAAACUAACCCAAGAUUAUGUGAUGAUUUGAUCCUCAUAGGUAAACUGCAAUUGAUAAAUGAUUAAAGCUUCCCAACCUCCUCCUAAAAAAUUAAAUAAAGGAGAGUACUUUUACAAACUAAACUGUGUUCCUAUGUAGCAGCAUCCGAUGCUUGUCUAAGACUAUUAAUUAUGAUUGCUGAUUGUCUUUUUUUUCCUGUUUAGAAUCAUUCCUCAACAGCCCUGAGUUUACAACACUAAGAGUGGACAGUAGCAGUGAACUAAGACUGGUGAGCCCAGGAUGAUUAACUAGCUUUUUCUUUUUAUAAUCUGCUGUACAGAUGUUGUGGAGAUUACAUGGAACUGGUAGAUGGUGAAAAUAUUUAUCUCAUUUGUGUUUUGAGAGACUCAUCUCAUUCUUACAUAAAGUUGGGGAAAUAAGUAACUACAAAGUGGAAGUCAAAAUGUGCCAUAGCCAUCCCUGCUUCUAUUAUUUAGAUCUCUGGAAACAUCUUGAUGACUUUCUAGAUGCAAUUAAAAGAUUACUGGUGACUUAUGAAACAGAGAAUUACUCCUAUUUCUAUGAGAUUUUUUGAUUUUAUCAGUUUUUUUUAUUUUCCUUACCUAAUGUAUCAUUUUUAUUGUACUCUUCACACCUCCAAAAUAUCAAUUUUACCCAAGGUCAUUUGCAAGGAAAGCAGUUCUCAUUAGUUUGGCUUGCUAAGAGCAUUCAGAUGUGGAAAACUUGCCUUGCUUCAUUCUCAUGGCAUUUGUGUUUUAAGAAGUAGAAAAUCUCUAUUUAUCUUAGGAGACCAUUGUUUACUAAAGAUAACUUGUCACACUUGUGAUGCUGGCAGAUCGUUUUCUUCUAGCCUCCUGUACAUCUGAUUAUACAGUUAUUACUUCACUAUGAUAAGUGAUAAGUAUUUGAAAUCACUCAUAUUUCUUUCACAGGGCAUUGUUGGCAGCUCUGUUUCAGGAAAAUCUGACUUAUUGCACAGAUAUCUGACUGGUGAAUAUGCCAAAGUAGAUUCCUUUACCGGACGUCACAAGAAGGAAGUGUGUUAUGAAGGACAGAGUCACCUUUUGUUGAUAAGAAAUGAGACUGGACCUCCUGAUGUACAGGUACUGUGUCAAAGAUGAGCAGUUUGUUAUUGAAUGUUGCUUGAAAGUGCUUCGGGAAAAGUGAAAAGAAUGCUAUUGGCUACUUCUUAAACGGUAAUAAAGGGUAUUUUGUUCUAUAUACACCUCCAUGGUUGCAUGAGGAGAGAGACUUAGUUUUUAUUUUUAUUCAGACAUGGAGAACAUAUGCUGUUACUUUAGACCAUUUUCCUGUUGCUAUGUUUUAUACAUGUCUCAUGACUGAUAAGCAUAGCAGGAAUGAAUAUUGCUGAGAAACUUUUGCUAUGGUCUUGGUUUGCAAAGGACUUUAAACUCCUGAUAUGGGUCAUGGAAAGUCUGGGGGAAUGAUUUGAGAGAAGCAAAGACAAAAAGCCUUUAUUAUAGAGUGGGCAUCAUUUUGGAAAGGCAAACAAAAAUCUUAAAAGGAUUAGUAAUUUACCUUACAACUACGUUUUCAGGGCUCAAAGUUAACUUUUUAGUCCACUUGCCAAGUUUUGCGAGUAAGAUUUUUCUCACCAGCAAACUGGUGAGACCACUAGCAAAUUCUCUCCCUUUGAAAUGUCAGUGACCAUAUCUGAUACAGAGAUGUUUCUCAAAGCUAUUAAUGAGCUGAAAAGUUUAAUAAAAAAGGUAUUAUAUAUUUGGUCUCCUUUGUCAUUGUCCUGACAGCCACCACCUAUUUAUUGCAUGUUUGGAAGACAUGGAUGAUUGUAACUAACAAAUGUUUGCUGGUGGAUAUUUUUCUCACUGGCAGCCUAUCAAAAUCACUAGCAAUUUGCAAGUUUGCGAGCAUUGAUUUCAAGCCCUGCAUUUGUCAGUUGUCAGCAUCUUGGCUUGUCUUUGCAAACUGAGAGUUCAGAACAGGCUAAAAAGAAAGGGUGAUGAUAUCAAAAAGUUUUAGAAUCUUAUGACCACAAAAAGGUGGGAACCCUGUUGGUGAGGCAGCUUUCUCUCUCAACAAAUUCCUACACUUUUUUAAAAUUUUUUUGCUUUCCUUCUCUUCUACAGUUUACUCAGUGGGUGGAAGCAGUCAUAUUUGUAUUCAGCUUGGACGAUGAGCUGAGCUUCAGUGUUUUAUCAGGGUAUUACGCCAAAAUGGCCCAGUACAGAAAAUACAUCUCUGAUGUUCCUGUGGUUUUGGUCACCCUAACUGGUAAGCAUAUUUGGCAAAUACACCAUCGUCUUAUUGCUGCGGAAAACAAACCAAAGCAUUUUGAGUAUUGAAACUUAGAGAAAAUCAUUCAUUGUAAAAUUACAGCCAUAGUGUAUACCAAUACAGUGCAGAAACAGGGCUCUAUUAUGUGUUAUAUAUAUAUAUGUAUGGAUUUAAAGAGAAAUCUGUCAUGUUUGCAUUCAAUUAAGCACUCCUCAGGCCAAAAAUGGAUGCAGUUGAGGCUAAAUGUUCUUAUAUGAAUUACAGUUAGUGGCAAAACUAGUUUGCACGCCUUGCCUUAUAGAAGGUUGGUUGAAAACCUUCCAUUCGACAUAAUUAACACAAAUAUUUUAAUUCUUCUCCAACAAGUUAUUAGAAGCCCCCCCCCCAUUUCGCUUCAAACAAUGUUGCUGGAAAUCAGUGCAUUUUUGUAGCUUCAGGAAACAUGGAUUUGGGAGGGGAGGGAGGGGGGAGGAUAGAAGGAGAUAAAUGAAAGUUAUAGUAGAAAAAUAAUUAACUUAAGUUGUUAGAAAGUUCCCCCUUUCCCUCCAAAUAUUGUUGCCUGGGGGAUAAGGGAAGAUACACGAAAGUUGUUGAAAAAGUUCAAAAGUAGACUAGUAGAUCGUGACAACCUUUUUCACUGAUCGCUUUGAAACAGAUGGUGUUACAAGCAUCGAACAACCAGGCAUUGUUUCCACGAAUCGAAUAAAGAAGCUUAUCUCGGACCUUAAGCAGUGUGUCUAUCUGGAGGCUUCAGCCCUGACGGGAGACAAUGUGGAUCGCGUUUUCACUACAGGUUAGUUCAGUUAUAAGUAGCUUAUUUCCUGGAGGAGUGGCGGCGAAAAUAUGGGGCAGGGGUAGGCGAAGGUUCCCACGUGUACGGUAAGAAGAUCAUAGAGGGUAUGUGAACGAGUAAUUCAUUCAUACAAUUUAGAGUCAUCAGUGACUUUUUGACGGCCUGAAGACUGACGAUAAACUUGACGCCACACUCUUUUAUUACAGAAGGAAUUUGUACCGAUUAGAAACAUUGACCGCCCAUUAUGUUUAAAUGGAACCAUUCAGUAUUUAUGAGGAACUGACCAACCCAUUAACAUUUAAGUUUUGUGAGUGGUUUUAUCAUCUAUUCGUGCAGGAAAGCCAUUUAAAUAAAUCCAGAAUGGCGUCUUAGGGCGUUGUAGUUCUGCAUGCAUGUCAACCACGCCUCUGCUGCACAGAGGCGCAGGUCAAAAUUUGACCGCUCCAGUUGAAAAUCAACCCCAACUUUUACAGACUCGGUGUCUAAAUUUUCGUUCGUCGAAACUGGUUACCUUAAAUGGAAAACCUGAACGCACGGAUUUUCAACCGGUAGGGAACUCGUCUCGAACCUUGGGAACGAAGCUUUAGUUUCCUCCAAACGCUGAACGUGGAACUAACGUGAAGCACUCCCCAGUUAAGAAAGUAGGGUGCAGCAAGAUAUCGUUGACAUGUUCUCGUGGGUGAACAAACUUUAUUUCUGAAACUAGGGAAGGAUAUCGCUUUCAAUCACUCCGUACUUUUAAAGCUCAGGUAGUUGGGAAAGAUGUUUUUAACAAGUAAGAGGAGCGAGUUGAGUUCUCUCCCUGGAUCUGUCUUUCUGUAUCGAAAAAGGCUUUCUCUGAAGCAUUAGUAAACAAUUCUCAAUCUGAUAAGUCGUGACCUUGAGGACAUUUCGGGCUAACGCUAUAAAAUAGUAGGUUCUUGGUAAUACUUAGGUGUUUGGUAUUUAGAAUAUUUGCCGCUGUCGUUGGUAAUUUAUGCCUUGCUGCGCACAUUACCGUACAGAAACCGUCUCUGUGAGGCCGCGCCGUAUUAAGUAAUGGUUUCAUUUGCUUUUCUAAAUUGUUAUUGAAGUUCAUGCUUGCUCACGAGUGUUGCUUCAAUAGAUUUCUUUUUUUAAUGAACAAAGAGUUUAUGCGAUAAACAUCUCAUGGCGACAAAAGUCUAAUCUGGAAAGCUUUAUCUACUCUUCAUUAGUGUUGCAAACCCAAAAUCUUCAUUAAGUGCCCCACUUUUUAAUCUUUAAUUUGAAGUUGCAGUUACUCACUUUUGUUCUCUUAAUUUUUUCAUCGGCGGGUACUUUAACUUAGCCAUAUUUCAUAUUGAAUUUUUGAAGAGGGCUUUGUUCGUCACUUAGUUAGAGACAUAAUAAUGUAUAUAUAUUAUUGCACUGAAAGGUUCCUUCAGAGUAUUUGUCCAUCAUUUCACACGAACUACGAUAACAGUUUGUUAGAACUUCGUGAGAAAGAAAUGUGCGCAUGUGAGUAGCGCGAAACGUGAAAAGGUUACGAGUCGUGUUCUCUGUUCUCCUUAAAAAUCCCACAAGAUACACAAAUGAACUAGUGACGUUCUUGGGUAUAUUUCUUGGCCAUUGAUCAUGAAGGGUUUCCAUACAGAUUUUCAUAUUCCACCGAUCAACUCGGUGCUACUUAUGCUAGUGUAUUGGGAGUCAGGAAUGAUCUGUCUAAAAUAUAACGGUACAAGAGAUUUACGGCAAAAUUUAAUUGGUCUUAAAUUCUCUUCCGCAUGAAAACUAUUGACUCACAUGGGGCUUGAAUUUUUUUAGGAUGGACAAAACGUGACGUCGGUUGUUUUAAAGGGUCAUUAAAUAAAAGUUGUUAAAUCGUCAUACCGUGAAGGUCAACUGUAUUAAAGACUUUUUCAAAUGAGUUUAUUUAGAGCAUGGAACUGUCACACUACUUCUGCUGUAACGAAAACUUUUUCUGCUAGACUUGGAACAUUAAACCAUCAAAGUUCGAUUACAUUAUUACAUGACUUUAUUGGUUUUUGGUCCCUAAAAGCUAACAAAAAAGGCAAAACUGAUUGAAAAAAAAUUCAAGCAAAGCUUUUUUGAGAUUUGUUUCGCAUUUGGGUCUAUUAAUUUUCACUAAGUGUCAGAUUCAAUAAUUUUAGAGCACUUAGGUUCUUAGCUUCAUGUGAUUCCAUGUCUUAAUUACUGGACUUUUAGAUGAUUGAAUUAUGAACACGAGAUGCUUGAAGGAUUUGAUGGAAACGUUUUUCAACCCCAGAUGGCUCACUCCCAAUAAGACAAUAAAAUAUUUAUGAGUUGUUUUAUUUUUUUUUAUGGGAAAUUCGUUGUGUGAUCUCCGAAUGAAGAGGAUAAAUUUGAUAAAAUAGGUUGCGUUGUGCGAGAAGGAACAAAUAUUUGUCACCGACUGGAAUAUUCCAUGACAAAAUGGUUUGAAUUUUUACCGUUUUUGUCAUUCUUUUCGCCGGAAGCCUCAAAUUGUAAGAAAUCUGUUUUAAAAUGGAAGAGCCUGUGGAUAAAUCGGCAAAUUGACCGGAAGUGUUCGCGCUUGUCUUCUGCCUUAACCGGAAAUGAUAUCCAUAUUGUAAUAAGUAAAUAUAGUAUGGCAGUUUUCAUUAACUUAACCUUACUUUUUCAGGCUUCUGUAAACGUGUCAAAUACAACUGCAAAUUUUAUUAAAUUCGUAUCAUGUCAAUUUUCAGGGCGCAAUUUUUCUUGUUUAGCAUAAUUUGCCAUUGUAAUUGUGAUCUCAGGCCUGUACAAAUAUUUAAGUAAUCCGAAACGCGAAAAUGAAAUGUUGUUGCUAAAGUGGGAGCCGCUGACCAAGAAUCAUGCCUUAGUCGACUGAAAUCGACCGAUUGAUGGGAAGAAAUCUGUGUGAUAUUUUUUCAGAGUUAAAUCACAGAAAAAGUCCUUUAUGAGGAAAUAUUUUGGAUAUUCUGACGGUACAACGCGUUGGAAAGAAGCAGUAGGUUCUAGCCUGUACGUGUACAAGGCGGGCACAUUGAAAAUACAUCCAACGAACGACUCCGCCGGAGAUCGGAACAAUACACGAAUUAUUCUUUUGUGUGUCAAAGAAGUAUAGUUUGGAAUUUUCUCCACAGUACAGACAUCUGUUAUCUGAGGAAAUUACUCAAUCAAGCCUUUGUACCUUGUACGAUUUAUGUUGAAUCUUUUUCAAGCUUUAUAGAGCGCGAAUCUGCUCGGCUAGGUAACUACCAAGUCGUGGUCGUAAAAAAUUUGAUGGAAGUAGUUUACAUGUAUAAACUACGCUUGACAUUGUGAAGAUGAUGCGGAGAAGUUUCCAGCUUUCUGGAUCAUACGAUGUCAUCAAGGACGUAACAGAUUUGGAAAGUAAGUGUGUGUGUGUGUUUUUUUUCUCGACGAUCAUACCGGUAAUAUUUGAAAAAGAGUACAUUUCAUGGUGGUGGCAUGAUAAAUAGAGCAGCUUUCGAUUCAAGUGCAAAGUACCAGCUCAGAACGUGCGAAGUAUUUGAGGGUAUUUCGGUUUGUUUUUAUCUCAGUACGUGAGCAGGAAGACUGAUAGGUAUCGUCGUUUAACCGUAAAAUUAAUUUGGAGUACAAAAGGGGGGAAUUUACGGCGAUAUUUGUAUCAGCAAAUUGUUGUUUACAUUCAACUGCGAAUGAAGUGCAUGCGGAAUAUUAAAAUUUUGAAUCCCUUCAGUUUUGAGCUUUGAUUGAGGUCAUCUAGUUUUGUACCCUUUUUUCUAGCCAGUUUCCCGUGAAGUUUAUUUUUAUAUAUCGUGCGUUCAUGCCUGUUAAUUUCCCUUAAAUUUAUCUUUAAUAACUGUACACUUGCUAAUAGACGUGACUCAUUUUCUUCGAUAUUGAUAUAAAUAAGUUUAAGUGCGCGCGUGUGUUUCAACAUAAUAUUGGUAACUGUAAGUCGAUUUUGUUCGUGUGCAGACAGUAUAUUAUAUUUCAAAUACUAGAAAAAAGCCCCCUUACUUAGUCCUGUAUAAAAUCAUUCAAAUUAUUUCGUAGAAGCACUCUCGUAAAGAAACGAAAUUUGUUUUUGUGAAAGCGAAGUAAACAUUUUGAUGAACUGUGGCUGGUUGCAAUCUUAGGUCUACGACUUAUCAUGUUAAUAACUGUAUGUUGACAGCAUAUUCCAGCGCUUCAGUAGUCAUUUUUGGUUUUAAUAGGUUUAUUAUUGUGAUAAUUUUGCGAUGAAAAUAGCCCUACAUGUGUGACUAUCGAUCAAAUUCCACCACAUCUUGUACAUGUGAUGUGAUCUACAUUAAAGGCGUGUUUUUCGUAUCCUGAGGAAAUGGCUUUUUAUUGUUGAUCGCCUUCGCAGUUCUAAGGCAAAUUUCAGUGAUCUGUCAUCGAGUAAUUUCCCUUUCUGUCUCUCUUCAGCGUAGAUAUAAUACGACAAACUUUGUCACGGUUUCAGCUUUUCAUGCCAUGGAAGUGCAAUUUUUGUGUUUACCUUUCUCCUACGGUGAUGGCGGUCUUGAUGUUGUAUAACUUUAUUGGGUAAUGUUAACCCACGUGUUUCGUAAAGGUUUCGCUUAAUUAUUGGCGUGGUGUGGCCAAAAACGGCCAUGUUUUCACUGUAGUUUUUUCAGACUCUCAAUUUGAUGGAAAAUAUGUUUUUAGCCAGCUUCAGAAGCAGAUUAAACUACAACUUUCCCUAAAUUUGAACUGAUAUUCAAUCGCAACAACACCCACCACUGACCAGCAGGAAAUUCGAUUAGCGAUUUGUAUUGGAUGUCCUAUGAAUUUAAUUGCGGGUCAAUUCUGUUUGCUUUGCCAUUGAAAUAAUAAUCCCAUUUGUCUGGUAUCAAGAGUGUGUUUCAUUUUGAAUUUUUCAAACCUGUUCAACAUCAUGUUUCUUUGCCUUAUUUCCUAAAUCAAAAGAAAAAAAUCUAACGUGUCAUCAAGGAAAUGUUGCAGUUAGAUGGCACAGAAGGAACAAUACUGAUUUGCUUGAUGUUUAAAUCAUGAACUGAUCUGUUGUUUGAACAGAGAAUUUUCUGUUUUCUGAUUUUCCCAAGUUUUAAACUUCGGAAAGAUUGCAGUACUCUCUUGUACUUGAAAUUUGAAAUGCUUCUUAUUAGGAUGUUUAGUUAAAAAUGAGACGUACAAAUAGUAUAAUGGUCAAAAAACAACUGAGAACCAACAAAGGAAAAUAAAAAUUUAAAUACAUUAAGAAAAGGAGCUGACUGAAAGUCACAUGUUGCUUCCUUAUGCUUAUCACAUUAUCAACAGGUAAAUAUCUAAGAUUAUGAGAUUCUUAUCAAUACUGGGAAUUUAUUUGAUUUAUUUACUUUCCAUAUCUUGUUGUCAGCCUGAGACACCUGUUGACACAUUUAUGUAAGAAAGCAUCAGGUGUUGCUUCUCAGUCUUAAACUUUCCUUGACGUCUCCAUUUCAACUAGAAAAAAAAACUGAUUUGCUUGCUGUGGAUGACUUAUGACGUUAAGUGUAACUAAACCAAGCAUGUUUGGUUCACUUAUCGGACAGAUUAGAAAUGGUAUGGGUGUAAGGUCAUGUCUCAAAGUAAAAUUAUGUGCUGUCCUUUAGAGAAUAUGAAAUCGAAAGUAUUUUUCUAACUAAGAAAUUGUUGUAUCUAAGUUAUGGUGGGUAAAGCUAACUAUUUUAUGAUUGAUGCCUUACAAUGUGAAAGGUCAAAGCCAUUUCUACCUUCAUUUCCAACUCUUUAGAGCUUAAAAUUUCAGAUUUGAAAACUGUUUCAUUUUUUAUACUGUUUUGUGUACAUUUAUUACAUUAUGGACAAGAGAAUUUGCUUCAACUAUUAUGAGCUUCAUUAGUUGGUGAUCAUUUGCUUUUUUUCUGUGACCACAUUGUUUAAUUCUUCAGUUAUACUUGCUUUUUUGGAUAAGUUAGAAGCUAGUUACUCCAAAGAGUAAAAAGGGUCUCUAUAAUUCUAUAUAGGAAGAAUUUGAGCAAGAGCUAAGAGGCCCUUAGCAUUAGAGCUUAUCCCUGUUAAUGUAACCUGAAGUCAAAAGAAAUAUUGCUACUCCCCUUUGUGCACCAAAGGUUCUCCCCUGGUAUAUUUCAGGGCUCCCUAAUAGUUCCCUGACACCCAUGUAUGCUCCUGUUUGGUGAGAUAGGCUGUGAAGGUUGGUGCCUUGCCUAAGGGCACAAAGCAACUUCCUAAACCAGGGAGCAAACUUAGACCCCUUGAUGUGGAGUCCUGUGUAGUAACAACUGGACAACCAUGUCUACCAUGACUGGUAAUUACAAACUGAAUUUUUUCUUUUUACAGCAAUUGAAAAGUUGAUUCAAGCCAGAGGUGAGACAAGUCCAGUUCUGACAUCAUUUGACCCAGUCCACUCACCCACAACAAGGGACCCUCCUGAUCAUUAUUCUUCAAAUGCCUUGUCAUACAGUCCCAUCCACAGCAGCACCAACAGUGCAACAUCAACACCAUCGUCAUCCACAAAACGCUCUACAAGACGAAGGACAAUGCUUUUCAGUUCAUCGGUGUGUACCAUAGUGUACCAUAGUGUCCCUUUUUUUUUAUGUCACGAUUUUCACUCUUGGUUAGAAUCAAAUAAAGAUGUUAUCUACAGGAUGUUGUUAUUACUCAUAAAAAGAUGAAAUAUGUUUUUGGUAAAUCAAGUACUGGAGUUUGUGGUCUUGAAAUUAGAAAGUUUUGGACAGUGAUUUCAUGAUCUGCUAAAAUUUUGUCUAAAAUUUUGCUUAUUUCAGGCUUCCAAUCAAUGUUAUACAUUUUACUCAAAAAUAAUUUCAGUUCACUAUGUAUACUCAAAGUGUGGGCAUUUUGUGAGAGAGUAAUGUUUGAGUUAUGUUUUUAAGUCAAAGUAACAGUCACGAACAAAUUACUGAAAUUGUUUUGACCUUUUUGAUGCAGGGUGCAUAUCUUCUGUUGGUUUUAUGCAGUUUUUAUGUUUCAUCUCUGAUACAUGUUUUUUUAAGAAAAUGAAAAGAAAAGUUUAAGAGCUGCUAAAUCAUACAUGGUUACACCAACUUUCACUAUGUUCAGAAAAGAACUUGCAACCUGAAAACAAAAAACAAAUAUACUUUUGCAGAAAGAGAAGAAGGAGAAAGACACCAUCAUAGACACAGAUGUGGGGAGUGGACGAUCAAUCCCCAUUAGACAGGUAUGGCACAACUUGAGUUCAAUUUUGAAACUCUUCUUGAUUGAAGCAUCUUCUGACACAGAAAUCUUCUAAUAGCUUGACUCAGUAUGAUUCUUUAAAGAGCUGUUACAUAUGGAAAUGUAAAGUUUUGACAAUCCAAGUGGGUCAUUAUCAGAGUCAACUGAUUUCUGCCUUGGGUAUUAAAAUUUCAGACCCUUACUUUUAUAGGCAAACCUUCAGUCAGACAUUGACAGCAAAUGAUACCUCAAUUGAACAAUCAUUUUUACAUAUUGAAACCAACAUUUUGACUAUAGUUUAUGGAAAGCAUCAAAACAAUUUCCAGAAAGGGUGUUGGAAAGUCAUUGAAUUGUAAUAUAAUGAGUUUGAAAAAGAAGAAAUCCUAAACUUGUUUAAGUUAGAGUAAAUUGCUAAAUGAAAUUGAAUUGCAUUUUAGGUUCUAGCAUGGGUGGAUUACUCUAUAUAAAGCAUUUUCAUGCUUUCCUUACUCCCUAAGAGCAACAGGAGCUAGCUAUAGUCAAGAUGUAUCAAAGUGACUCUAUUUCAGUCAUACUGAAAGUUAUUAUUCAUUGCUUUUUAGGGUUAUCUUCUAAAGAGAAGCUCCAGCUCUAUCAACAAAGAAUGGAAGAAAAAAUAUGUUACACUUUUAGAAGAUGGCGUCCUUGCAUAUUACCCAAAUCUCCAUGUAAGGGUUGCUAAUCUUUUUUUCAGCAGUUAAAUUUUCUUUCCAUAUAUUUUUCUUUGGCAAUUUGUCCAAGCUCAAAGUAGAAUAAUCAGAAAAGGUGAAGUAAGCAUGACUAACUUGUAUGGCUGUUGAAGCUUGUGUGUAGGCUACUGUAAUGCAAAGAAAUUAGAACUACUGUGAUUUCUCCUAAAGGAAUGUUCUAUGGAGUCCCCUGAAUCGAGAGAGAUGCUGGUAGGGUAAAUUGUUUUGGCCAAGGAGCCUUAACAUCAACUACCUUUGAAGAAGAGUCCUCCCUAAUAAGUAGUAGCUCAUAGGCUAAUGCAUUUCAUUGAAGAGGAUGAUUUAUUGGUCUGCAUUUCAUUGCGCUUAGGAUUAUAUGGAUGAUGUUCAUGUGAAGAGAAUUUUAUUAAAACAUACUACUGUUAAAGUUCCCGGGAAACGGCCACCAAAAGCAACGACUUCUUCUCAAGGUAGGACAUCCUCUUGAAAUUACAGUAUGUUAUGGAAAGAGUUAAGGUUGAAAGAUGUAAUUUAGUGAAAUACACUGGCAUACUUGGGAAAAAAAAACUCUUAGUGCUCCCAAUGUGCACAGUUUAUUUGUAAGGGGCAGUUGCUUGAAAAGGGAAUCUUUUAAAAAAAGAGUUAGAAUAAUUUGAAGGAAAUGCCAUGUGUGUGUAGAGUCUGGGAGUGGUUUUCCGGUGUAUGUCACAGAAUUUGGCUAAAGGGAAUCUUUUACCAGAUGAGGCAGAAUGAUGCAAAGGAAAGACUCUGUAUUUAAGGACCCAGUGCAUGGUUUUCUUGUUGUAAUAAAGAGAAAGAUACCCAUGGGCUUAGCACACUAAAUACUUUGGAAUAUACAUCAGCUGUGUUUCUAACCCGUAGGUCAAACUUCUGCCACAAUGGACAAGUGCAUAAAACCUGCCUGUCUAACCCUAGGUUUUAGCACCCGCAUUUCUCAUUUCAGUAUGGAUUAUCACUCAAACGCAAACUUCUGUCCCAUUUAAGUGUACUUUCAGCAUUAUAUGAGGGCGGAGAGGGAUAGAAUGUGUGGAGAUAACUUUUCUAAGACCUUUGACCAAGGUUGUGGGUGCAAAUGAAACUUGGAACCCGUGUUGGUAAUGCAGGGCAAGGCUUGCCUAUACUCAAAAUUGCGAUUUUUCUCUGUUUUUUUUUUUUUUCUUCUUUUUAGGCGAUUCAAGACCAACAACUCCAGUGGAGUCAGAUAAUAAUAACAGCGGCGCAGAAAACGCCGGAACGAAUAGCAUAGACAGUACACAAAAUGGAAUUGACUCUUACAGUGGUUACAACUCGCUUCCCUCACAACACGACAUUGACAACGCCUUGGCCAGUAUCGGUAAUCAAGUCAUUACACCUGUAUCAACAAAUGCAGGAGCGAACGCGACAAAAUUGGAGUCAUCGAGUGUCAUAAAGAAAAAGAAUAAAAGAAGUAAACACACAAAAUCUUGUGAAAUAGACUAUGAUGAGCUGGAGAAAGCUCUCGCCAUAGCUGCAGCCAAUGCAGUGGUUCCGGCAGGUUCAAGGGUAGAUCCGAUGCAAGUAGGAACAGGAAGCACUAAAAAGAAGGGUCACAGGCGUGUCAAAAGCGGCAGUGGGCCUAAAGUUGAUUUAGAUCCAGGUAAUAUUAUCAUUACAGUCGAACCUGUAUUAGGCGGGAAUGGCGCUUAACACAGGGUGACCGCUCAAGCAGGUUCCAUUGAGUAGAGUUGUUAUGAAAAACGCCAUUUUGUUCCCAUAAUUGACCUCUUUACGUACAUUAACUCUCUCUAAAAUACUACUAACAUUGACUUCGUGGGAUGAACACGGAUCAAAUUUUGAAAGAUUUUUCUUAGUUUCAUUUAAGUGGUUCUGCGUGAAGUGAUCGUUCAAUACAGUUAGAAGAAAUUAGAAACAGACCGUUGAGACCCACUCAAAGGUGACCACCGCUUAAAAGAGGUGAAAAUUAUAGUAACUAAGGGGAAAUUAAGAAUUUUUCAUUUUCUUAAAAUUAUAGUAACUACGUCUAACCCUCGACGUAUCAGAAGUGUUUAGCACGACGUGCCCUAUUUGCUAAAAUUGAAGGCAGAGUUUGGUGAAGUGUGAGCCUUAGAGGAGGUUGCGGCUUAUGGCCGAGACUUUUUGGGAAAAAAAAAUGUAUUUCAACGCAUUGGAUCGGUACUAAGCUAACAUUUUCCAACACUGUUACAGAAAUGACAGACUGGGAGUUCACUAUUGUGUCACUAGAAGCAAAGUCGUGGCAGUUUGUAGCAGCAACACAAGAGGUAUUUACUUAAAUAAGGAAUCGAAACAGCAUAUAUGUGGAUAAAGUUUAGUCUACAAUAAACCAACCGAUCUGAUGUAAGGCGUAGGAAAGUGACGUUAUCAUCUCUACGUUCACGAGAAACAAGCCAUUAAGUGUGCGUGAAAAACGGCGCCGUUGCUGGUCAGGCGAAGGCCUCGUUUUUCGCUCAUCCGCUCUCUUGUUCGAACCGAUCGACCGUGAGCCUAGAUCAGAAUAUUUUAAGUUUGGGUUAUAUUUCUUUAUAUAUUUGUUUUAGGUUGGCAACUUUCAGUUAGUGAUAAAAUGUUUUCCGUUUAGGAAAGAGAUGCUUGGGUACAGUUAAUCGAACAACAGAUUUUGUCCUGUUUGCAGUCAAAUGAAAGCGGGAGAGAAAAGGUACAAUUAUAGAGAGAAAAUUAAUGUUUUUUCAUUCAGCUUCAAUCUUUAAAUCUGCUGCAGUAUGUUAUAUUUUAAGCUCGCUUUUUACAUGUGAUAUUUGCUUCUUUUGCGUGUUUCUGUUUUAGUCACGUGGUAAUAGUAGUUCUUCAACAAAUGGCCAGGACAUGCAAUCGAUAAGGAACAUGGAGGGGAACGAAGUUUGUGUUGACUGUGGUGCACCGAGUAAGUUGGUAUUUUUGUUUUGCUCUUACUGUUUCACGGUAAAUAAGCCGUAUUUGGAAGCUCAAAGACUUAAUGCAUCUUACCUCCCUGGAGGUAACUUAGUCAAUUCAGUCUGAGUUUUACCUAUGGUUUCUGGCACUAGAGCAAGUUUGGGAAUUUUAAACUGAACAUUUCUGCGGACAAGCCCAGUCAAGAGUUUGAUUCCUUUCCGCAGACCAGAAAUAGGAAGAGCUAGGCAAUUAAUGCACAGGUUUCUUUGGAGUCGUAACUCAGAUCUCGUUGUUUUCAUUUAGCACACCGUUCUUCAGGCGAAGUUGUGGUAUUCCAAUUGAGAAUCCGAAUAUGCAAAGCACUAGGUUGGUUUUGCGUUACCGCGGGGUCUGUCACCUUUCUUACUAAAUUGUCGAACGCAGCAUUGGUGGUAGACACGUAUAGUAUAGUUAACCACCGCGAUCUCUGCAAAAAUGGCUCGAUUUUAGAGGCCCUUAGGGGGAUUUAAAUACUUUCCUAUUCCAUGGUCGUGACAAAUGAUAUUUUAACUUCCCAUAUCAGAUCCUGACUGGGUAUCGCUGAACAUCGGGGCCCUGAUGUGCAUAGAAUGUUCCGGAAUCCAUAGGAACCUAGGAACUCAUGUGUCUAGAGUACGGUCAUUGGACUUGGAUGAUUGGCCGUAAGUAUUACAAACAGACCAACUUUUUAACCCUUUACCCCCUAAUAUCAGUAUCAAUAUUCUCCAUACUAUUCACUAUACAUUUCCUAAGGUGCUAACAAAGAGAAUUUGUUUAAUAAUCAAUACAGCUGCUUUAGUAGGUGAUCAUUUCCUCUAUUCCUUUGAUCUUAAUGUUUGAUUUAAGGGUGAUAUUGUAAGGAGAAAUUAGAUGCUAGUCACUCCUAGGGGUUAAAGGGUUAAAAAAAUUUUCAAUUUCUUGUGGAAAGUGAUCCGGAAUUUCAUUGGUUUUACUUCGCAACGCUUCGCGACUUGUCUAGAAAACUUACACUACCUUCUUAACCAAUCAGAUGCAAAACUAGAAACCAAUCGUGAUCUGGUCACGUGUUUUUAUCGCACCCAAUAGGAUAGCUUGUUUCCGAGUUUUCAUAGGUACCUUGAACUAAUUGCCUAUUAUCUGUUUUGCAACGCAAUAGGUUUUAAUUUAUUUCUGCGACGCUCAGUCAAAUUGCGCACUGACAUGUUAUUUUUUCAUGUAAAGGUAGACUUUUAUAAAGUCAUUAAAGUUUUGGCACUUGGUAAUUUUAUGUAAAUCUAUUUCGUUGCAGAUCGGAGCUUACUGCUGUCAUUAGUGCGAUCGGUAACACUCUUGCUAACAGCGUGUGGGAAGGAAGAAUACAAAACAAAACUAAACCAACAGCUUCGUCACCAAGGUUUGAACUACAUCUUAUUACACUUUAGGUCAAGGUUACGUGAAGUGGCUUCAACAAGGUCACAUCACGGAUACAUAUAUCACGGUAAAUCACGUUUGUUCGCUUGAGGUAACGAAGGGCAACGUCACUUCAAAUUGCGCAAAGUCGUGUUUUGUUACACAAUGACCGUAUGGCACAAUAAAUAACUAUAGUCCUGUGCUCGCUUCUUUUUUUAUUCAGUUUUCUGACCUCCACGUAAUUAUACAAUGAGAGAGAAAGUGAUAAAUGGUUCAAAAUUGGUUUUAAUUUGUUUUCAUCCUCAGAGAAGAGAAAGAAAAAUGGGUCCGGGCGAAGUAUGAGACAAAAGAAUUUAUUUGUGAGCUUCCGCCAAACGAUUUCUCUCUGGGAGAAGUAAGUGCAUUUACAUUUUAUUGGAAUUGAAGUUAUUUAGGUCGCACCACCUUAAUAUUGGCUGGUGUCUCGGAGUGAUUGCUUCCUCAACUGUCACAGUUCCUCUCAACUCGGCCAAGCAUCUCUUUCAGGGGCAUUCUAGCCUGCGAAUAGGGCUAUCGCUAACCACUUCAGCCCAAUGGUUGGUUGGGCUAGCGAAUACCCGCCUUCUUCCUCUUAUCAUUUAAAAUCAAGUAAACCAAAUUUAUCGCGUUUGAAGAUUGUGUGCAGAAGCUCAACUGUUUCAAAUGCUCUGUAUAACUACAAGGCACAACCUUAGGAUGAUCUCAGAUAUAGAGGAGGCUUUUUGUUAAAAAAAAAAAAAAAGUGACAACCGCCGAUUAAGUUAAGUCACUUCGAGUUAUAGAGACACUCAGCAGAUACACAUCGCGACCGUAAGGUUAACACAGUCACAUAUGGAUUUUUUUCACGUCAAUCAAUCAACUUUAAAGCCCUUGUUUUAGCAUUUUUAAGGAAACAGUACAGGGGAAAGAACUCUCGAUUUCCGUCUUUCAUCUGCGUCCCAAAAAGUGCUUAUGCCGGCUUAAAUUUUUUUCUUUAUUUUUGACAGCAACUCUUGGAGGCUGUAGUGAAAGAGGACCUACCUCAGUGCAUUCUUUUGUUGGCUCACUGUUCUCCGGAGGAUCUCAACAUCGUUAAUGAAGACAAAGAGGGCUGCAACGCACUUCAUAUAAGCUGCUCGUUAGGAAACAUUGUUAUAACGCAGCUUCUUAUAUGGGUGAGUCCAAGUUAAAAACCCUUCAGAAAAAGUAAGCCAAAGAAAACCGAAUAGGUUGGGUGUGGGGGCCCUUCCCUCAAGAAAAUCAGAAAAAGGCGUCGUCGGUGAUUUCGAUUUUUUUGUGAGAGGAGGGAGCGGUUGUACACAGGUUGGAACUUCGCGUAAAUUCUAAGCUAUCAGCUAUGAACCUUUUUCCCGAAAUGUAGACCCAAAAUGGUGACCCAAAUUUGAAAUUGUAAAAUACGAUAGUCUAAAUGUAGAUUUCCUAUAUUUUCUUCCCAGUAUUUUGCUGAUGUGCGGAUUCUCGACGGCCAGGGUCGAUCAGCUCUGUGGCACGCAAAGAGUGCUGGGAGUAAAGAGUGUGCCGAUAUAUUACGUCACAAUGGCUGUAAUGAUCUCGGUACCAUGAUUCCUCAGGGAAGUGACGUGUUUUGCUAACGAUGGCGAAUUACGUGGACUUGUUGACUCGUCAGGGAUU
Messenger RNA from Pocillopora meandrina, 90077 nucleotides. NCBI's taxonomy places the organism in Eukaryota, Metazoa, Cnidaria, Anthozoa, Scleractinia, Pocilloporidae. The record is from the annotation of a GenBank genome assembly.